Molecule: messenger RNA, 90237 nt
Organism: Pelobates cultripes (western spadefoot toad)
Lineage: Eukaryota; Metazoa; Chordata; Amphibia; Anura; Pelobatidae
Source: the annotation of a GenBank genome assembly
AUGAGCAUAACCAGUGACGAAGUGAAUUUCCUGGUGUAUCGCUAUCUUCAGGAGUCAGGUAAGAUCUUGUUAAUCUGUUAUCUAUAUUUAAAAUGCUUUUAAGAAACACUGUAGGCACCAUAACCAGUUGAAAUGAUUACUCACCAUUUAGUAGAGAUUCUUAGUUUCAAGUAGUCUGAAGCUUUAUGGUGGAUAUAUGGCUUUGCUUGGCUUCACACCAUAGCGGGGUAGCAGGCAGCGAUUGGCUAAGAGCAUCGGCUGAUGGGAACAAUUUUCACAGUUUUGCCUAUUAUAAUUUGUAGACAAGUAGUGCAGCUAAAGAAAUAGAUUUGCAAGUUUGUCCAGAUUUUGAGAAUGCCCCGUAUACCUAGGACUGUCUCCGUUAUUGUCAGUUAUAAGUCGUAUAUCAAAAGGAACGCAUUCUUUUUUUUCCAAAGCUAAAACUAUUCAUAUUUUGAUAAGCGGGUUUCAAAGCAGCCAAUGAACUCAAAUUUUCUUAGCAACUUUAUACAUUUUUAACAGUAAAUUCUAUGAAGGUAUUUACCAUUGUCUUUUUUUCAUGGUUAAUGCUGACAUUUAAUUACUAAUAUUUGCUAAAUUUUCAGGUAAACCUUUUUUUGUUGUUGACAUUUUAAAUUUUUGUGUGCAGUUUGAAACAAAAUUAUGCAUAGACAUUUUGACCGAUAUAAAUGUAGCAAUAUAAGGACAUGGAUACAAUAGAAAAUAUCCAUAAGACUGCACUUUUUAUAUUGUAAAAUACAUGAGGAAAGUGAAGGUACGAGACCGAACAGGUUAAACUUAGCUUGUUAACUGACUACACUUGUGGUUGUACACGAGGCUAAAGAGACAAACUAGGUCACUUUGUUGAAACAAAUGAGAAGGUAACCAUUUUUUACCAGAUAAAAAAAAUAAAAUGUAUCCUUUGAAUUUCAUAAACCUUUUUUAUUUAGUUGCGGUAGUAUAACUAAUUUGUGUUCUGCUGCAUCCCCUCAGUAUAAAUAUGCACCUUAUUUUUACCUUUUAUUAUUUAUGGUGAAAUUACAGGGACAGUUUUAGGACCUGAUCAUCUUAUUUUUGAAAUCUGGAAUUUUGCAUACUUGUCUAUUUCUAAGCAGGUCAUCAAUUUAUUUUAUUAUCAUAUAGGGGUGGCUAACUUUUUUUAGUUUUUUUGUUUGGCUUGAGGGCAUGGUCCACGUUUACUUCUAAUUAAACCUCUUUCUCACUAACAAAUGCUGUGAGAACUUUGAAGAUAACCAUACAUGUUUGUUCUUUUGUAUCUUUGUAAAAAUCCAUUCAAAAGCAAUGUUGAUUGUUGGUGUAUUACACAUUUUUUUGUUUUCUUUUCAACUGUUUACAUGUCUACCUACUGCCUAAGACAAAAUAAAGAAUGCAAAAAAAAAAAAUCAAUUCAAAGCACUUCAAAUUGAAAUAAAUAAAUACAAAGGAAAAAAUUUAGUCACGGUAGUUGAAGUUGUUAAUAUACCAAAAAUUAGUUGCCCAAGGCUCCCUGGCCUUCUCCUCCCUAAAUCCCGGGUACUAUUAGUUAAAAUGGUAACAAAACCCUUUUAAUUAGUUAUAAAAAAAUAAAAUAAACUGUCACCAAAUUCUUCGGCUCAAAUUCUGUGCCUACACCCUAUAAUGAAUAAUCAAGGAGUGUCAAGUUCUCUGAUCACACGUGCUUUCACUCCAUUUUGUCAUUUUUCUUAUAUUUAUUUUAGGAGACAGGAUAUCCAAUGCCUUAGUCUUAAUUGCCAGUCCCUUCCACAAAGAAGUGGCAUUAGCCAUCCAUGCUCCACACAUUUAAAAUAAAAUGUCCAUACCUAUUGUCUCUUGUAAUAAAGGUUGUCCUUAAUCUUUAAUUACAAUAUACAAAAUAUAGAAACUUGUAACACUCCUUCAUACUUACAUUUUUCAGAGUUUUAUUUUCUGCCCAGAGAAAACACUAAAAAGCUUACAAAACGGCAAACAAUCCAACGUGCCUUCAAAAUAAUCCAAGGCAAGGGAUUUGUAGGAUCAAUAAAGGUUUGGAAAUCUAGAGACCAUUUUGGCUACUAUGUAACAGGAUAGGUCAUUCACUCCAAUGUAAUUCAAAAUUCACCUUGAAUUCUCACUUUAGCGUUUAACCCUGCUAGAGUACUUCAGCUUGAAAAAGUUAUUUAGGGGUUAACAAAGUGUCCAGUUUUUGUGGUAUUAAACACAUGCCAAUUUUACAAGAGAAUCUAUAGAGACAAAGUAGCACCCUCUCAGCUGCCAGUCAGAUGCCAAAUAAGUAGCUUUUCCCAUUUGCUGUGAGCCCCUAUGUCCCAAUGCUUCUUUAAGCACUGGAAGACCAUCAGUACUGAUCAUUUUUCUUUGAGUGGAGUCUGGCAAGGAUUCCUCCUGCUGCUACAUUAGCGCUAAGUUAUUUAUAGACAUUGUGGGAGGGAGAGGGCCCUAGUAGCCAUUCACAUACAAUCCAUGCCACUCAUUGAAAUUUACUUGGCAAACUCCAAAUAAAAACACUUUCAGUUUGUUUGCUUUGGUUUCCACUAAUAUGAAAGUGUGGUGCUGAAUCCAUUGGUGGAAUUCGUCGUUAUCGCAUGCCAACUUCUGUGCAUCUGCAGCUUCAUUAACCAAGUGCAAUGAGCAAGUCAAAAAUGCUUUAUUUUAGUUAACAAAAAAGUAAUGAUGGUCCAGGCACUCAAGUUCAAUCCAGUGGGCAGAUUUAUUGGAGAAAAAUUGAAACAACUUUUCGGCCCAUAACAGGGCCUUUGUUAAGCUUGACAAAGGCCCUGUUGUGGGCCGAAAAGUUAUUUCGAUUUUGCUUCAAUAAAUCUGCCCACUGGAUUGAACUGGAAUGCCUGGACCAUUAUUAUCUUUUUGCAAAUCACAUUGUGAGGAUUGACCAACCUCAUGCUCGGUUGCACCCUGGGAUCGAGGAGAAUGCAGUAACCAUAUUGGUAAUUAUUUUAGUUAACAACUUAAAUAAGUAGUCGGUGUUUAGUUACACACUAAAUGUUGAUCUGUUUCUUUUGAUUAAUGUAAGUUGUUUUAGGUGCUGGUGUAGAUGAACGAUUUCAAGUCUGUGAUUAGCUAGAUUUAUUGUUUUGGUUCUGGCAUUUUAGUCUUGAAAGGCUUACAUGGAUACAUCUUUUUUUUUUCUUGUUUUUUAAAAAAUGUAUUUCUACCAAAUAUUCUGACUACAAAUUUCAUUAAAAAACUGCUUUCAGCACACACUUGUGUGAAAUAACAUACACGUUAUUCAAAUUUGUUUAACCUAUUGAGUGAGUCCACAGAAAAGGGCAAAAGCAAACAUAAAUAAAUAAACUAAAUUAGCAGUUUUAAUUGAAUUUUAAGAACGCAACGGUUUAUAGAAGGACAAGCACAGGAGGACCAGAGUGUGAACAAAGGAACAUUUCUGGAACAUUACAAAUGGGCCCAGCUGUGAAACAGUGGGGUGUUUGAGAAAUGAGAAGAAUUCAAAUGUUGUUGUUGCUGUGCUACUCAGUUUGAACUCAGUACAGAAAGUACAGAAAGCAUUGUUAUGGUGCAAAAGUGUAUUUCUUUUAUAGUACGCCCAUGAUGAACCACGCCAAAGGUCAAAAUACCACUUCCAGGACCUCAUUUAUUUUUCAUUUUGAAGUUGCUGGUCUUUGCUAAAACAAUCAAGUAGUUUUUAAAAUAUAAUUUGGAAAAAAAUGUGAAAACAACAGUUAUUUGAGGGAGCCUGUUAUUGUUAUUGUUAUUGCUAUUAACUUUACUGUGCCAUUCGUUGAAAAGCAUAAAAUUUUAGAAUAGACGUGGCCGUCUCACUUCCUAAGACAAGCCUGAUUGCUCACUGAUUUGAGAGGACCUGGAGUGAUCAUUAGACAUAUUAAAUACACUAUCCGUAUUAUAUUUUUACAAUAUUAGGAAACGCUUUUAAGGGAGAUGAGCAUAGAAAAUAAGUCUAGCAGGAAGCGGCACUUUGAUUACUUACAUUGUGGGUGCACUAGGGCACUCCUGACACCAUAACAAUUACAGUGUGCUAUAGUAGUUAAAUGUAGUCAAAAGAAAUGUUUCAAUGUUUGCAUUUCUGCACACAUUGCAGGUUGCACACCUUUCAGUAGAAAAAUGAGUGAUAUUAAAUAUUUUUUAAACUCGAUGCUGUGCAAUGGUAUAUUAGAUUAAAUAUUUCUGUGCAGUAAUACUCCAAACAAACCAAGAUUCCAAAAUGAGCAGAUCAGAGAUGUGACGAGUAUUUUAUCACAAUGUUAGAAUAGAUUUCAGUUAAGAAGUUGUGUAAUUCUGAACCCCCUGACAAAUCGUUACCCCUGAUUUAGAUUGGAUUUAAAAUCUGAAGAAUUUAUGUAGAUCUUGGUGGGGGGUAGAGGGUGGAGCAAAAACCUCUAGUCAAAGUUAUCUCCAAGAUUGUAAACUCUUUAAUCAUCUCUUCUUUAAUCAUCUAUUGUCUCUUCACUGUAUGUUGUCUGUUAAUUGUUUGCGAUUGUGUAUCCACAUUGUAUAAUUGUAAACCGUAGCAGAUUAGGUUUGGGCUAUAUUAUAAUUGAUAAUAAUAUGCGAACACACAAAGAAAUUGUAAAAGCAAUCUUACCUUCGGUUGGGCAAUACCAUUGCAUGCACAUUUUUACAUAAAAUAAAGUUUCCAUAUACUCAGAAGGAACUUAAGUUAUCCAAGCUGGAAUUAAUUGAACUCAAAGUCGUUAAAUGAACACUCCAAGCAUGAUAACCACUACAGCAUUAUAUAGUGGUUAUGGUGAUCUGAGUGCACCGGUGUCCCUCCAAUGUAAGUAAUCUAAAUACUGCAAUGCAUACCUAGUUCAUUAACUGGGAGUGUCAGCUGAUCACAUUGAGGCAAUGAGCUAAACUCAACAAUGCCGGGCUUAGUUCAAGUAACAGAGCUUUCAGGAGAGGAUGUGAGGAGCAGUGUCCGUAGCAGUAGUUACUGAACAGUUUGAAUACUUACAUUGGAGGGCAUUCCAGGUACUAUAACCACCAUAUCACGCUGUAGUGAUUAUGGUGUUAAGUGUUGCAUUAAACAUUUAACAUUUGGUGGUUUUAAAUUGAAUACGUGAUACAUGAAGAUCAGAUGAACUGUUUUGGAGAUCGAGAUAAAAGAUACAAAUGUAUAAAUGUGGAGAUCCGGUGACUGAUAGGUAGAUAUAAGGGUACAUAGAUUGAUGUGCAAGUAGACAGAUUGGUACAUAGCAGAGUGUGAUCUUUUACAGAGUUGGAAUAUUUCCUUUUAUUUUUAAGUUGAAAAAAUAGUAAUCGUAAAUAGUAAUAGUCAUGUCAGCAAAGCUACAAGAAAGAAACUUCAGCUGACAUAUUCUAGAAGUCCCAGGUUUUCUUUAUGUAUACAUUUCAAGAACUGACACAUUGGUGUUCGUGUUAGAUUAAUGACUUUUUAUUUUACGUUCUAUUUCUGGCUUUUCUCCUCCCUCUUAAAUAGAAGUUCCAAAAAUCAGAUGUCAAGAUGUGGAGAAUAUAUUUCUAGCAGUAGCAUCUGGCUUAUUUGGCAUUGUCUACAUUGCAUAUUGACAUGUCUGGAAUUACCCUAGCUUGUCACAUGUUUGUUCUGCAGGUGGGUUGUGUAGGCUGUCUUAGUCUGAACGCUGCUCUUUUCCAGCUCAUUUGUAAUAAUAAAGAUUGAUUUGCAUGGAAUAUACAGAUAUGUCUAGAUACAUGCCAUUAGAACUUGUGAAUGUCUAAAUAUCACUUUAAAAAAUGUAUUAAUGUAUGCAUGUGUGUUUGAGUCGUUAGUUAAGUAUACAUGUCUGAGUGUGUUUCUAACUAUUUAAUAAGUUUUCCAAAGGAUUCAAUACUGUUAGAAAAACCUUCCAAAUUAUUUAGCUACAAAUAUCUCCAUAGACUUUAACGGUAACUUUUGGAAAGAUCUCUAACCAUAUGGAAUCAUUUGGAAUACUUAUUAAAUAGAGUCCUAGGUGUGUGAAAACUCAGUAGACUUUUAAUGUCUUGGGCAAGGGUAGGCAACUUUCAGCACUCCAGAUGACAUCUUUCUCAAUGCUCAUAUACAGCCAUAAUGCUGGCAAAGCAUCAGGGGAGAUGUAGUCCAUGAUAUCUGAAUGUCACAUAGUGGCAUUUACUGUCCUGACAGGAAAAGUUGUGCCGAGCAACAUUACCAUGCUGGCAGGAAAAGUUGUGCCGAGCUGCAAUCAUGCACAUGGAAACCUGGUAAUUAUUUUUGGGGUCAAAGGCCGGUCAUGGCCAAUCAAAUCCACAGGAGGGUUUAUGCUGAGCAGCAAUCAUACACAUGGAAACCCGGUAAUUGCCUUUGCGGUCAAAGGUCGGUUAAAGCCAAUCGGAUCCACAGGAGGGGUAUUUAAACCCAAUUCUCUUCUUGCUCAUUGCCCUGUCAUGGUUUCAAGCCUAUGGUUAUCUGAGAGUACGUUCCUGAUCUUGAUUUUCUGGUAUUUGACUUUGGCUUUGAUUUGACUUCCCUGAUACCUGGUAUCUUUGACUUUUGGCUUUCCCUCAUCUUUGUGUCUGAUUCUGUGUCCCUGACCUCGGCAAGUAUUUUGAAUAUUCUUGGAGACUUUAAUUCGGCUAUUCUAAGGUCCGGUUAUACGAUAUCCUUAGUCCUAGGUGUGACACAGUACUGAGUGCUGGAUCAAGUUGUAAUCCUGACACUGAAUUGCCGAAGGAUGUUAUCACCCACUAGCGAUGCUUGGGCUGAUAAAUGCUGUGCAAUCACUUGUACACUUGGCCAUGUCUUCCAAUAUGGCAUACAGGCAUAUGCAGCUUUGUGGAGCUUACAUACAUACACUAUGCGUUUAAUUAUUUUAGUCUAUAUGGUCUGGAUGUGCAUAACAGUCAGGCAUACAAUGUAACUCAAAAAUUGGAGAGAGCGUUUCAGAUGGAAUUUGCGUUGUCUGGGCUUCAUAGCCUUCUCCAGCAGAUCUCUCCUGAAUUCAUGAAAACAAUCAUUUCUCAAUUAGCCAUUUCUCUAUUAUUUUCUUUUGAGGAAACCCAAGGACCAUCACAAAGUAUACUGGCCUUCAAUAACUUGUUUUCUCUCCUAUAAUGUUACUUCUAUGCAUAUUUAACAUGAUUUACUGUUCAGAUAUUUUUCUCCAGUCAACAGGCCACAUUAAUAUCUAAGGAAAACGUUAUGUAUGCUUCAUCUGUAUAAUAGCCAUUCUUCUUCAGAGGAUGACUUAGUUGAUACAAAAGUUGAAUUAAUAGAUGAUUCAACAUCGGAUCCAUUUCAUUUAGACAUCUUUUUGAUUUGCAAGAAUUAUGAUUCUUUUUUUUUAUUCUUUCUGAAAUUCAUUUGAAAGGUACUUUAUCAUAUGUCAUGCAUGAUUCAUUGAACCACUAUGGAGUAGUCCUAAUGCUUUAUAAAAAUGAAAGGAUAUGUGCUUUAUGGAUUAGCUGGUGUCAACAAUGUGUGCCAAGAAUGUUCUGGUGCAAAGAACUUGAGUCUAAGUUUUAUUUUUAGUCUAUAAAUUUGAUAAUGUACUUUCUGUUUUAGAGAUGCAUCAUCAAAAUUAACUUCAAGUUCAUAAUUCCAGCCCAUUGUAUUCUUAUAAUUAUAGAGUUUUUGAUUUGUUUGCAUACAACUCUGAAAUUUAAUUUUCAAAAACAAGCAGUAUGCUAUGUUCACACACAACCAUUUUACUUGCCUCAGAUUCAUAUUCUUUAAAUUCAGAGUAAUUUACUAUACACUAGAUUUUGUCCAUCUGGAAAAUGUCAGAAUUCCGACCAGAAUGGCUAUUCUCUUAAACUCAUUCCAGAUGGAAUUUGGCCAACCUGGCCAAAUCUCCACCAAUCGGCCGGAUGCAUUUGGUAUCUGGAUUAAAAUCAGUGCUUUUCACAUUUAAACCUCAUACAAAGUAUAGGAAUCAGAAUAUUUAUAAAGCACUGAUUUUGUUUUAGUUUAAUUUAAUUUUUUUAAUUCACAUCCUCUAGCAGGAUGCCUGUUUUACGAGUUAUUGUUUACUAGCAUUUUACAGACACGUGUUAAUUUAAAAUACUAUUUGCCCACUGCAGUACUAGCAGUCAGCAGGCAAAUUGUUAAACAACCCUUGACAAUGCAAGGAUUAACCACAUGGAGGCAAACCAUAUAAGUCAGGGGGGUCAGAAUGACCACAAUAUUAGUAUAAUGGAGUUUUAAAAUCUCCCUUUUGCCCCACUUACCUAGGGGGCAUAUCUGCUAAACAGUGAGCAGCCAGUUGCUGUCUAGUUGCUAUAAAGGCCCCAUCCCAUGGACGUUGUGUGGGGAACUUUAACUUAAAUAAUAGUGGGUGGAGAUAUCAUGUGGAAAAAAUAUGUACUUACUAUGUGAUGUCUUCUUUCUUCUAAAGCCUUCUUUUCCUCAGUCUCAAAAUAGACCAAAAAAGAAAAAAAGCCAUUACAUCCCAAGGUUUCUUAAUAACAUGAAAAAAAACGAUUUCCAAAAUCCCUGGUGGAAACAAUGGUUUUAAACAUUACUUUUACAUUUAAACAUGUCUUUCCAGGGCACCCAAAAUACUUGGAUUCUGGUAGUGAUUUAUUUUUGUAGACAGUUUGGUAGUGGUGGGGUAAUUCAUCUAUGGUUUCUAAAUCUGAACUAGAUGCAAGAUUUGGCCGUCCAGACUCAGGGCCGGCGCUUCCUAUAGGCGACUCUAUAGAGAGCCUCAGGCGACUGCAGCACUACCCGGGCCGGCGCGUCCAUGAGGUCGCACUGGCCCGGAGGCACAAGAUAUGAGGUAUCAGCAGGAGGGAAGUACACGGCGCUCCCUCCUGCCAGUCUCUCAGUGUAGUGUGGCAUGAGUGACCACUUGGGGGAGGAGGUAGGGAGGAGAGAGAGGGAAGAAGAGACCACUUGGGGGAGGGGGGAGAGGGAGAGAGAGAAGGAGAGACCACCUGGGGGCGAAGGGUAAGGGAGAAAGAGAGGGAAGGAGAGAACCAAGGGAUGGGUGGGAGUGAAAGCGAUUAUUAAGGGACAGGGAAGUGGAAGACACACAAAGAGGCUGAGGAAGGGGGGAGAGAGAAGCACAAAAGUGCUGGUAGGGGAGAAAGAGACACACAAGGGGCUGGGGGAGUAAGACACACAAAGAAGUUGGGAGGAUAUAGAGAACACACAAAGAGACAAACAAGGGGCUUGCAAGAGGUACACUAAGAUAGACACAAAACAAAAACAAAGAAUUAUAUUUUUUCUGCUCCCCUCUCAGCCCAUAUCCUACCCCACAAACUCUCUUUCACAAUACACACACACACAAUGCAUCCCUACACACAUGCAGAAAUACACCAUGCUUCACUUACACACAGAGAAACACACAAUGCAUCCAUUACACACACAAUGCAUCCCUUACACACAGAAACACACAAUGCAUCCCUUACACACACACAUACACACACACACUGCUUCUUAUGCACACACUCAAUUCACCCCUUAGAGACAAUCAAUGCAGCUCUUACAGACACACACACUGCAUCCCUUACAUACACAUAAACAUACCUUGCAUCCGUUACACAUACACACACAGAUUUGCACAAUGCAUCCUUUACACACACAAUACAUCCCUUACACACAAACACACACUGCUUUCUAACCUUUACACAAAAACACACUGCAUCACCUACACAAACUGCUAUCCCUAUACUCUACAUUCCAUAAGCACCCACAUUAGAUCCUCUAUGGGUGGGCCUUAUGAGCAUACUCACUGUCAGACCAUGUGUAAAGGGCCCCAAAAGAUUGAGCUGCUUCCCGUUCCACCAGAACAUUGAUUUUUGUGACCACAGUUACAAACAGCCUCCAGAGAGCCUGUUCUACACCAGACUAGUGGAGCCCGACUGCAGCCAGAGCCCAUCAUCAUCCUCAUCUGGUUGUAAGUAGGAAAUCUAGAAUAAUUAGUGACAUUAAUUUCUAAUUUACCUCACAUUAAAGGGACACUAUUGUCCCCAGAACCACUGCAGCUUAAUGUAGUGGUUCUGGUGUCUUUAGCCUAUCCCUGCAGGCUUUUUAAUGUAAACACACACUGUGUGCAGCACUGGCGUUGGUUCAUAUGAUAGAUGUCACAUGGUGGGCAGCGCAUAUGGGGUGUGGGGGAGGCAAAUUUUUCUUUUGCCUCGGGCGGCAAAAAUCCUGCGUCCACUCUUACAAUAUAUACAGUUGUGCUCAAAAGUUUGUAUACCCUGAAAUUGUGGCAUUGAUUUUGAAAUUAUGACUGAUCAUGCAAAAUAUUUUUUUAUUGAAGGAUAGUGAUCCUAUGAAGCCAUUUAUUAUCACAUAGUUGUUUGGAUCCUUUUUAAACCAUAAUGAUAACAGAAUAACCCAAUUGGCCCUGAUCAAAAGUUUACAUACCCUUGAAUGUUUGGUCUUGUAACAGACAGUGACACACACAGGUUAAAAUUGCAAUUAAAGGUUCAUUUCCAACACAUGUGACUUUUUAAAUUGCAAUUAGUGUAUGUGUAUAAAUAGUCAAUGAGUUUGUUAGCUCUCACAUGGAUGCACUGAGCAGGCUAGAUACUGACUCAUGGGGAGCAGAAAAGAACUGUCAAAAGACCUGCCUAACAAGGUAAUAGAACUUUAGAAAGAUGGAAAAGGAUACAAAAAGAAUUCCUUAACCUUGAAAAUGCCAGUCAGUACUGUAAAUCACUUAUUAAGAAGUGGAAAAUUUGGCGAUCUCUUGAUACCAAGCAAAGGUUUUUCUGGAUACAAAGAAAAACCCACAGGUAGCCUCAGGAGAAAUACAGGCUGAUCUGGAAAAAGACAGUGUGGUGGUUUCAAGGAACACAAUACGAUGAUAUUUGAUCAAAUAUGCUGCAUGGUCGAGUUGCCAGAAAGAAGCCGUUACAGCUCCAAUGCCACAAAAAAGCCCCGUUACAAUAUGCCUGACAACACCUUGACACACCUCACAGCUUUUGGCACCCUGUAAUUUCGAGUGACAAGACCAAAAUAGAGCUUUAUGAUCACAACCAUAAGUGCUAUUUUGGGGUCAACAAGGCCUAUAGGGAAAAAUACCAUCCCCACUGUGAAGCAUGGUGGUGGCUCAAUUAUGUUUUGGGGGGGAUGUGGGGAGCUCUAAAAGCCCAGGAAAUCUUGUGAAAACUGAUGGCAAGAUGAAUGCAGCUAGGAAAAAGUGGCAGACAAUUUGCAUUUAUUUGCACAAAGGCUGCACGUGGAACGCUCUUGGACUUUCCAGCAUGACAAUGACCCUCCAGUGGUUACAACAGAAAAAGGUGAAGGUUCUGGAUUUGCCAUCAAAGUCUCCUGACAUUAAUAUCAUCAGGCCACUCUGGGGAGAUCUUAAAUGUGCUGUUCAUGCAAGACGACCAAAGACUUUGCAUGACCUUGAAGGUAUUUUUCCACGACAAAUGGGCAGCCAUAACAUCUGCAAGAAUUAGGGGCCUCAUAGACAACUAUUACAAAAGACUGCACACUGUCAUUGAUGCUAAAGGGGGCAAUACACAGUAUUAAGAACUAUAUAGAGUAUACAGACUUUUGAAAAUGGGGCAUUUCAUUUUUUUCUUUGUUGCCAUGUUUUAUUUAAUGAUUGCCCCAUCCUGUUAUAACCUACAGUUGAAUAUGAAUCGCAUAAGAAAUAAAAUAAAUGUAUUUGCCUGCUUACUCAUAUUUUCUUUAAAAAUGGUAUAUAUAUUACCAAUUCUCCAAGGGUGUGCAAACUUUUGAGCACAACUGUAACUAGCCUUUAUUAGUCAGAGUUUGACCUUUGUUCUGUUGGUUACUAGCAUUUUUUGGUAUUUGGGUCACACAAGGAAUUUUGUAUUCUUAUUAAGGUGCUGAUAUGAGCGCUACCUCUCAAAGGCCGAGAGAGGCUCAGACCUUAUCCAGUUUUAUCUUUUAAGAAUUCUGAUAUAAUAAAAGAACACUAAAGAAUUAGGAAUACAAAGCUGAUUCCCACUAUUAUAGUGUUUAUUUGCCUCCGUGGCCCUCCCUAAAAUCCCUUUUUCACUUUCCUUACAUUGCGUUUUAUAUUUCAGGAUUAAGGGUACUGGGACAUCAAUGAAAUGAAGUGAUCUGGGUCCCUUUAAAAUUAAAAAGGUACAGCUUUCUUUCUAUCCUUUGUCUUAGGCUUCCACAGACAGGCCACGUUAGAAUUGAGCAUUGCGGAAAAAUGUGUUGCAGCCGAAUUACUUCGUACAAAUAUAAAAAAUAUUACAGAUUUGGGAACACUGAUUUUUGGCAGUUUAGCUUAUCUGAAUUUCAUUAACAAAAAAAUUCUCUCCCUUCUCCCUUGAUCUGUAAAGCCAAUGACUGGAAAAUGGUCCUAUCAUUGUACUGGACUAUAAUAAUAAUUAUGUAUGUAUAUUCUGCAGUACUAGGAUUGGCUACAUUUUGCGCCCGUUUAAAUUUCAUUAAUGAAGUAGACAAACCAAUCUUUGAAUAAAAGCAACAUUUAGUGACUGUCCCCUAGCCAAGAAUUGUCUCUUGUUUUUUAGUGCCACUGGUAGAAUUCAUAAUCACAAAUCAAACUUAGCAUGCUCAUCCAUUUCAUGUUUCGUUUGGUCCGUAAUUUCUGCUCAGAGUUCUGAAAUUAGUACGAUCACUCGACUGGACAAAUUUAGACGUAUUGCAGUUUGUAACUAAACUAAUCUCUAAGUCUAUUUCAUAUCUCUUCAGUAAUAUUGUUAGUGUUCCCCUAUCAUUGUCUGAGAGCAUCAACUUACACUGAGUGUAGGCCAAUCAAUGUAAAGGGAAUCUAUAGACACCCAGUCUAUUUGAUCUUUGCGAAGUGGUCUGAGAGUUGUAAGCAGAUCCCCCGGUAUUUUAGGUAAACACACCUCUAGUGGCUGAAUACGGCGAUAGUGUUCCUGUAAGUCCACAUAGGGACAACAUUAGCAUAUCUAUUGCAGAUAUAUUAUACUGAUAUAUAUAUAUAUAGGCUAUAUUAGAGCAGGGAAAUCCCAACUGGUUUCAUACAUUUCAAAAACAGUUUGACUCAUAACUGGAAUCAGUACCAGGGGAUUCUUACCACCCAUAACAGGGUGCUGUAGUGGUUAUCGUACCUAGAGUGCUCACUCAAGUUAGCUAGGGCGUACAGAAGUUAUUUCAUUGACUCCGUACUGCUGGCAGUACUUUUCAGCUCAGAACUUAUCACAAACUGCAAUUCUUCCAGUGCUCUAGUUGUUUAUAUAGUUAGAAAAACGUUUAAUAACCUCCAUAAUUGGAAAGCCAAAUGACCCACGUGGUACCAUGGGAGUGUCAAUUGGAGUAAUUGUCUCCCUUGAUACUAAAAUAUUAUAUUGGGUCACUCCUGCAUGCCAUAGGGAUAGCUGAAUGAAAUCGAAUUUACAUUGAUCAGUGCUAUUAACACCCCCUCGUUGAGUGGUAAGGGUGACUCAUCAAUGUAGUGAAAAUCUGUUGGAAAUCUUUAAAGGCUUCCUGGCAUGAUACAUUAUAGCAUAUCACUGAGCUCAUCAUUUUACAUUACCAUCAUUUGUAAUAUGCACAUUCCAUAUUUUUCGAUGUGUUUUUUUAAUUAUAAUUAGAAUAUUCUUGAGAAGAUUAUUAGCAAAUGCAUAGUUAAAUAAAAUAUAUUGUCAGGUUCAAUAGAAUCUAUUCACUGGCUGAGCUACUGAUAUCUUUAUCCUAGUGCAGAGGAAGGUCUGUUGUGCUAUUUCAGUUGCUUAUAAUUCUUAUAGAAAAUAUUCAUCAUGCUGUUAGAAAAAUAAGAUUAAAGGACCACUCUAGGCACCCAGACCACUUCAGCUUAAUGAAGUGGUCUGGGUGCCAGGUCCAGCUAGGGUUAACCCAUUUUUUCAUAAACAGGCAGUUUCAGAGAAACUGCUAUGUUUAUUGGGUUAAGCUAGUGGCUGUCUCAUUCUAGAGGCGCUUGCGUGCUUCUCACUUCACAGUGAGAGCAAGCGUCCAUAGGAAAGCAUUGUAAAUGCUUUCCUAUGCGACGGGCUGAAUGCGCGCGCAGCUCUUGCCGCGCGUGCGCAUUCAGUCCAGGAGGAGGAGAAGAGGAGGAGAGGAAGCAGAGAGCUCCCCGCCCAGUGCUGGAAAAAGGUAAGUUUUUAACCCUUUCCCCCUUCCAGAGCCGGGCGGGAGGGGGACCCUGAGGGUGGGGGCACCCUCAGGGCACUAUAGUGCCAGGAAAACGAAUAUGUUUUCCUGGCACUAUAGUGGUCUUUUAAAUGUGCUAUAUAACUGCUCUUAAAGCGCUCUUUUCAAAAAAGUUUGAUUAAUUUAAAAAAAAAAAAAAAACGUGGUUAAACCAACUAGAGAAAUGCCAGCCGGCUCCAGGAAAAGUAUCUGAGUGUUGCCACGGUAACCAGCGGCAAUGCUAUGAUGAAAUAUAUCAGAGUCAUCGAGUAGGGUCUCUACUCCAGCCAAGAAGAUCUCACUAUUGGCUUGGGCCCACUGGUGGAGAAUGUGCUGGCCAGAGAGGGAGAUCUUUGAUCUCCCCACUGGAAUUGUCCACCCUCUCCUGCCUGCCUCCCUGAGGCCAUGAUCUUGGUGGCCUUAUGGCAAAGCUGGUCCUGCCUAGACAGUAUUCUAUUUUAAGGCCUGGUUGCUUGCAUUGGACUAAUAAUUUUAAGCUCUGUAGUUUUAUGUGGAUUGUAUCCAUUAAACCAAUAAAACAAGAUUUUUUUUAACUUCUUCACUGAGCAUGAUGCUGACCAAUAAUUUUGUUAUCGUGCCCUACAACCAGUAACAUAAAAUUGACCUUGAUAGUCCUUCUUGACUGGUAGUAAUUUUGUGCAAGCAGAAGAUAAGACAAUGGAAACCCUGAUAUAACAAACAAACUAAAACAGUAAUGCUUGCAAUGUAAAACUGUAAUUCAGGCAAGACCUUUAUUUGUGAGCUGGAGAGAAAAAAAAACAACAAAUGGGACAGACUUUGGAUUUUGCAAUUUGUAGCUAGCACUACAGACACAGCUGGAUAUGAUAGGACAUUGCAGCAUCCAUUUGUGUUUUAUAAAUGGAAAUAUUUUAAAAGCAGAAAACACAGUGUACAAGUAAUGUGCAAACCCAUAUCUCACGUAAAUGUCAAGAUGAACUGUUUUUUCACACUUCACAGCAGCAGAAAUAAAUUAGAGCUGGGAUUUGAUAUUAUGUGAUCAGCAGUGAGGGGCUGUGAUGGGCUCCAUAGUGAGACCCUGGGAACGUGACAUUUCAGAUUAUAAAUAAGUCUAUAGAACAUCUAAUAAAGAUACCUUUCUUGGAAAAACUAUCUCUGUAUAAUAAAAUUUUUUUUUUAAAACAGGUAUAUUUUCCCUUCUUAAAAACCAUAUUAAAAUUUUUAAGCUAGUGGUUUUUACUGGGCAGGAGUAUCCAAAAGGCAGAUCCCAGCUGUCAUAGAUUUGUAGUCAUACGACACUGGUGAUCUCACUUUUGGCCACCCAUGCUAUUGUAAUCAGAGGCAUAUUCUAUUUCAUUGGGGACGAUAGAUGGGCACUUUUGUAGGUCCCCAGAUUUUAGUCUCCUUAUGCCCAUUAUAGGUGCAGGAGCCCUGGUCGGUCUCUUUUGCCCCUUCCAUAGCAACCUUUGGCGGCAAAUUUCAAUUUAGUUUUAGUUAUAGUCUUUUGACUAAAAUGCCAUUUUUGUUUUUGUCGUAAUUUAGUCAUGUAAAUUGUUUUGGUUUUAGUCUAGUUUUAAUCGACUAAAUCUAAAAUAUUUUAGUCAACUAAAAUUUGACUAAAAUUGUUAGUCAACAAAAUUAACACUGCUACCAGCUAAGCUUUCCACCCAGUGCAAUCAAUUGCCAAGUUCUCACUGACCGAUGUUAAAUAAAUAGCCAAAGCUGACAAAUGGACAAGGAUUCUGGAAAGUAUAAGCACAAUAUCUGAAGGUCCAAGACUUGAACCCUUCUUGUCUCAAGGCCUUCAGACUUCAGAAAAGAAAAUGUUAGACUUCAAAAUGCAGUGGUUUAGAAGCAAUGUCUAAAGACAACUGACUGUGUGUCAUAACAAGGUUACCUAACUGUGUGUAACAGAAUAACAAACACUGGAACGGUCAACCAUUUUUGAAGGAUCAGAGAAUCUCUUUAAGUGAGUUGUAAAACAUAUAUGAAUUACUAGUGGUGUUUUAUUGUAUCCUAUGUUUGAGAAGAAAUAAAAGAUUAAGCCAUUCUUUUAAAUGACCAGGAGUAGGGUAGAGUUAGGGUUAGCUGUAAGGUUAAGGUCAGUCUAGGGUUAUGUUGAGGGUAAGUUAAAUGUUAAUGCUGGGUUUGGGUUAAUUCUGGUUAAAGGUGUUGGGUUAGUGUAGGGUUAAGGAUAAAGUUAGGGUAGGCACAUGGCUAGUGUAAUCAUAGGGCAAGGCAUAUGGUUGGUAUACUGAUGGGGGGUUUGUGUUGGGUUAGCGUUAACUGCUAUAAAUUUAUUUAGACCCUAAACAUAUUAGGAAAUUAACAAUUAUGACUGAUAUGUGAUUCUAUUUUGAAUUCUUUUUAAUAUGCAGUGCCAUGGUGUGCUUUAAAUACUGUAUUUUCCAAGUGCAUUCAAUUAUUAUGAGGACAAGGAAUAUUAAGAAAAUUAGCAUAAACAAAAUAUCCUGUGCCUUACUGAUUGUACAUGCUUAGUGACUUCUUUGAUCACUUUGAAAAAUUUGCAUGCAGAGUAUCAAAGACACUGCACAAUAAAAUGGUUAGUGCCUAUUAGUAAACAAAGAACUUACAGGCUUAACAUAGAAAAAUAGAAUGUGACGGCAGAUAAGAACCAUUCGGCCCAUCUAGUCUGCCCAAUUUUUGAAAUACUUUUAAUUAGUCGGGACUUAUCUUAAGUAUAGGAUAGCCUUAUGCCUAUCCCACACGUGCUUAAACUCCCUCUCUGUGUUAACCUCUACCACUUCAGCUGGAAGGCAAUUUCAUGCAUCCACUACCCUCUCAGUAAAGAAAUAUUUUCUGAUAUUAUUUUUAAACCUUUUCCUGUCUAAUUUAAGACAAUGUCCUCUUGUUUUGGUAGUUUUUCUUCUUUUAAAUAUAGUCUCCUCCUUUACUGUGUUGAUUCUCUUUAUGUAUUUAAAUUCUAUCAUAUCCCCCCGUAUCAAAUAUUCUAUACUCUGCCCUUGGGUUUUUACGCCCAAGAUGCAUUAUCUUGCACUUAUCCACAUUAAAUGUCAGUGGCCACAGCUCUGACCAUUUUUCUAAUUUACCUAAAUCAUUUGCCAUUUGACUUUUCCCUCCUGGAACAUCAACCCUUUUGCAAAUUUUAGUAUCAUCACCAAAAAGACAUACCUUACCAUCAAGUCCUUCUGCAAUAUCACUAAUAAAAACAUCAAAGAGAAUGGGUCUAAGUACAGAUCCCUGAGGUAUCCUACUGGUAGCUAGACCUUGCUUCGAAUGUGCUCCGUUGGCUACAACCAGUGCCGGACUGGGAACUAAAAGGAGCCCCGGAAAAAAAUUAUUUACCAGCCCAAUAAUGUGUCCCGCCAGCAUAGUGUGCUGAUACAUUACAAAAGAUAACUUCAAAUUAAAAAUUAUUACUUCCAAUUUGAAAAAAAAGCACUCAUAGGCUUCAAAAUAAACAAAAGUGCAGAUUUAUUUUAAGCAGACGUGCCUUUGCAUGUAAUCAAUGUUUCAGUCCAACUACCUUGAUAUAUUAAGGAAAGUUUGGUAAUGUACAAAAUACAAGAUAAAAAUAGUGAGAUGACCGAAAACACUGAGUGCAGGCAAGCCACUACAAAUGGGACACACUCCCUAUAUCCCUUCAAAGACAAGUGCAACAAAAACUGUACAACAACAAAGUGCAAAUACAGUGUAGGGCACCACUAUCACAAACACAGUGAUGUGUAUAAUUACCAGCAGGAUGAUGAGCUUCUAGAACUCACAUAAAAAUAAAUAUCACAGUGCAAAACAGCUUUAAUUUACUAUAGAUAAUGACAGGAUAAAAAUGGAACUCUCACAAUUAAAAUGGCACAAUUGACAUAAAUCAAUAUGUGCAGAAGCGCAUUUUAACCUGUAAUAGGCUGUUACCCCAGAUGCAGCAGUCUUUAUCCCCUUAAGGACACAUGACGGAAAUAUUGCGUCAUGAUUCCAUGUUAUUCCAGAAGUUGUGUCCUUAAGGGGUUAAGGAGGUUUCAACGAUUCAGUCUCAUUGAUUCUGAUAACUCUAGCUGCCGUAGACAUUCCUGGGCUGUAUUCAGACUGUAGAGGUAAUAGGACUGAAAUGGUGAAUGUAUAUAGUGCACAACUGUAAAAAAUGACGUUAUCUUGUUUAUUUUGAAGUCCUGUGGGUGCGCUCUUCACUUUAAAUAUGUUAUUGUGCUGGAGUAUGCACCUAACAACAAGACUGGGCCAAUAUAUGCUGAUUACAUAUGUUACAUAUUAAUGACAUUUCUCUGUGUAUUAUGCAUAUAUAAAUGUACAUUAAUAUAUGUAUAAAUAUUAUCGGCAUAAUUAUAUAUAUAACUAAUACACACAUUAAUAUACAUGUGUUAUAUAGACCCUAUAUUCUACCUCCAGAUCCUUUGUGUUCCUCUUUGUCUCCCCCCAGUACCUCUGUAUGUUUCUUUCUCCCCCUCACUGCUCCUCUGUGUCCAUGUCUCCCCUCUCCUUCCCAGUCUCUCUCUUCCCCCACUGUCUCUUUUUCCCCUCCCCCUGUGUCUCUCUCUUCCCCCUGUUUCUUUCUCCCACCUCCCCUGUGUGUCUCUCACAUUUCUCCCCCUCUCCUUGUGUGUCUCUCCCUCUGUGUCUUUGGCUGUGCUGGGAAUUGUGGGAACCGUGAGAAAGCAUGAUAGAGAGACAGCUCACUGCUGUCAGCAUUAGUGAGUGUGCCUCCGGACCGGCUAGGCGUUCCUAUGAGAGCCACGACCCACCAGGAAAUUUCCUCAUAUCCCAUUAGGCAGUCCGGCCCUGACUACAACCCUCUGUUGCCUGUCAUUUAGCCACUGCCUAACCCAUUCAACAAUAUUGGAAUCCAAACUUAAAGAUUGCAAUUUAUUGAUAAGCCUUCUAUGUGGAACAGUGUCAAAAGCCUUACUGAAAUCUAGGUAAGCAAUGUCUACUGCACCACCUUGAUCUAUUAUUUUAGUUACCCAACCCAAAAAAUCAAUAAGAUUAGUUUGGCAUUAUCUCCCUGAAGUAAACCCAUGUUGUCUCUGAUCUUGAAAUCCAUGUGAUUUUAGAUGUUCAACAAUUCUUUCCUUUAACAUGGUUUCCAUCACUUUCCCCACUAAUGAAGUAAGGCUUACUGGCCUAUAGUUGUCCGACUCCUCCCUACUACCUUUUUUUGAAUGGGUACAACAUUCGCUAAUUUCCAAUUUUCUGGGUCUACUCCUGUUAACAAUGAUUGGCUAAACAAAUUUGUUAAGGGUUUUGCUAGUACACCACUAAGCUCUUUUAAUAACUUUUGGUUUAUCGCAUCAGGUCCAUCGACUUAUUUGUCUUUACUUUGGACAGUUGGAAUAGAACAUCUUCCUCUUUAAAUUCACAUGUAACACAUUACCCAUUUGUUCUUUUUCUUAACUGAAGUCCUUCUCCUUCAUUUUCAUCUGUAAAUACAGAACAAAAAUAUUAAUUGAGGCAGUCAGCUAGACCUUUAUCCUCUUCUACAUACCUUCCUUCUUUUGUUUUUAAUCUAACUAAUCCUUGUUUUACUUUUCCUUGUCUCAUUUAUGUAUCUAAAAAAAAAUUUUUCCCUUUUUUUACUGACUGUGCUAUUUUCUCUGAUGUGUGUGCUUUGGAGGCUCUUAUAUCUUGCUCAACCUCUUUCUGCCUAAUCUUAUAGAUCUGUCUGUCUUCCUCACUUUGAUUUUUUUUAUAAUUACUAAAAAAAAAAAAAUCAGAAUGAGGAAGAAAGACAGAUCUACCAAAUUUACCAUUAUUCACUGUGGAAUAAAUAAAAUUUACUUGAAAUGAGAAAAUCUCUAAUAGGGAAAUAUUUCAAACGCUUUAAAGUGCUUUCUUGAAACCUUUAAUAUGAGGAUAAUUACAUAAUGUCUGCUUAACAUAGAUAGUUUCAGUCUCUGGUUAUGCGAUAUGUUAAAUUGAAUUACUGGUUGUCUGAGCAUUUGUUUUUUACUUUAUUGAAUAAAAUUGAAGUUAUGGCAUUUAAAAUAUAUUGGAGAGGUAUAAUCAUUUAGAUUUACAUAAUGUAUGCAAAUUAAUGGCUACCAUGUAAGCAAUAAACGUUCAUAUCAGAGCAAUUAAUUAAAGUGAAAAUUCAAAGUGAAUUUCAAAUGUAAAACCAGAGUAGCCAAACUGAAAGCAUAGCCGUCCUACAGAAUGCAAUAAUUUCAGCUACUUUGACCUUUAAUUUUACAUUUAUUCUGAGUUCUCACUCUAGUGAAUAACACUGUAUGUGUGAAUUUUGUGAGAGAUUUACUGCGUUAUUCACCAAGUGGGAAUUCAAAGUGAAUUUCAAAUUUAAGGUCAAAAUAUUUGAACUAGAAAAAUUCUCUGAUUUAGCUAUGGUUUCAGUUAAAACUCACUUUAGAUUCACUUUGAUGUCCCACUUUACUAUAUAUCGUAUUAGACUUUAUAUACCUUCCUAAUCACUUGAUUUAGGACUGUCCAAGUGUUUUUCGUUAGUCUUGCUUUCCUGGCACUUAAGAGAAAACAAGUGUGGUCAAUUUUACUUGUGAACUUGUGUCAAUAUCAUGGGUCUCUUCCCCAUUUGGUUCCAAUGCUUCCAGAUGUUAAUGGUAUUAUGUUUUCAUUAUUAUGUUUGUUCUUCUGUAUUAAUUUCAACCAUGUGAUUAUCUAUCAUCUAAUAGUUUGUACAUAGUUUAUGUAGUUACUUUAUUGCUAGAGGUAGAGAUAGGCCUACCUGAAAUCUAUAGGAUUUUAUGAGCUCGUGGCUCAUAAAAACCUAAAGCUACUCAUGAGUUUACAUCCAUGUUGCACUUUAAAUGCAUGCCAGAAUGGCUAGUUCUUUGUGUGUAGCAAAUAUUGGCUUAUAUUACAAUCCAAGGUUUGAAAAGUAUCGCCACAUUGUUGCUGAAGAGCUGUUAGAUACAGUCAGGUCCAUAAAUAUUGGGACAUCGACACAAUUCUAAUCUUUUUUGGCUCUAUACACCAACACAAUGGGUUUGAAAUGAAACAAACAAGAUGUGCUUUAACUGCAGACUUUCAGCUUUAAUUUGAGGGUAUUUACAUCCAAAUCAGGUGAACGGUGUAGGAAUUACAACAGUUUGAAUAUGUGCCUCCCACUUUUUAAGGGACCAAAAGUAAUAGGACAGACUAACAGUCAUAAAUCAAACUUUCACUUUUUAAUACAUGGUUGCAAAUCAUUUGCAGUCAAUUACAGCCUGAAGUCUGGAACGCAUAGACAUCACCAGACGCUGGGUUUUAUCCCUGGUGAUGCUCUGCCAGGCCUCUACUGCAACUGUCUUCAGUUCCUGCUUGUUCUUGGGGCAUUUUCCCUUCAGUUUUGUCUUCAUCAAGUGAAAUGCAUGCUCAAUCGGAUUCAGGUCAGGUGAUUGACAUGGCAAUUGCAUAACAUUCCACUUCUUUCCCUUAAAACACUCUUUGGUUGCUUUUGCAGUAUGCUUCGGGUCAUUGUCCAUCUGCACUGUGAAGCGUCGUCCAAUGAGUUCUGAAGCAUUUGGCUGAAUAUGAGCAGAUAAUAUUGCCCGAAACACUUCAGAAUUCAUCAUGGUGCUUUUGUCAGCAGUCACAUCAUCAAUAAAUACAAGAGAACCAGUUCCAUUGGCAGCCAUACAUGCCCACGCCUUGACACUACCAUCACCAUGCUUCACUGAUGAGGUGGUAUGCUUUGGAUCAUGAGCAGUUCCUUUCCUUCUCCGAACUCUUCUCUUCCCAUCACUCUGGUACAAGUUGAUCUUGGUCUCAUCUGUCCAUAGGAUGUUGUUCCACAACUGUGAAGGCUUUUUUAGAUGUUGUUUGGCAAACUCUAAUCUGGCCUUCCUGUUUUUGAGGCUCACCAAUAGUUAAGAUCUUGUGGUGAACCCUCUGUAUUCACUCUGGUGAAGUCUUCUCUUGAUUGUUGACUUUGACACACAUACACCUACCUCCUGGAGUGUGUUCUUGAUCUGACCAACUGUUGUGAAGGGAAAGAAUUCUUCGGUCAUCCACCACAGUUGUUUUCCGUGGUCUUCCAGGUCUUUUGGUGUUGCUGAGCUCACCGGUGCGUUCUUUCUUUUUAAGGAUGUUCCAAACAGUUGAUUUGGCCACACCUAAUGUUUUUGCUAUCUCUCUGAUGGGUUUGUUUUGUUUUUUCAGCCUAAUGAUGGCUUGCUUCACUGAUAGUGACAGCUCUUUGGAUCUCAUAUUGAGAGUUGACAGCAACAGAUUCCAAAUGCAAAUAGCACACUGUAACGGACCGUUUCUCUCAAACGGGGAUAAAUCCGUUUAGGCGAUAAUCCCCUUUCAAUAGACCAGCAGCUACUGCAAUCACCAACCUCCCGAACUCCAAACUGUACGAAUACCCAACUCACGAACAAGAAAUACACGAACUCUGGAAGCAGCCGAACAGGAAAAGCAAUACGAACAGCUUACACUCCUGGCAGUCAGCUCACAAUCCAAUUCCCCCAAUAACACGACGACACUUCGUUUUGAGGGUUAAGCAGAAUCUACAGAUUUAUUCACACAGCCUCCUUUUAAGACAUUCUCCCAUGCAAGGGAGGGAUCCACAACAAUUAGUACCCCAGCCAAUAAUGUACCAGUUACCUCCCACACAUCUCCUCCCCUUAGUGUGACACAUAAUCCCAUUAGUACAGACACAAAUUCCCUGGGAUACUGGAUGUACCCCUACACAUAGGAAUACCCCUUUAAAUGUUACAUCCCCUGGUAACCCUGAUCUGGGUGAGACCCAUAUCCAAAAAUCACCCAGAUCGGACCAGGGGUUCAGGAAUUAUAAAGAGUUAAAGUUUUGACCGACUGCAUGGCAAAAGUAUCCGAAAAUAGUUCCAUGUACUUUGGCCCUGCAGUCGGUCACAGAAAAGGGAAUGAAUCACACGAAUUGCCUGGGUUAUGGAGCUUGGGGAGGAUUCGUAUGAAUCCCCCUGUUCGUGGGAUCCUUUCUACCGAACGGCGGGCCGUUCGGUAGUUUCUGCACGAAUUGCUGGAAGUCUGGAGGUCUCAGCGGUGUUUGCUUAGUCGAGUGUCCGAUUUUAGUUCCAGACACUCGACGGCAAAACACCGCUGUUCGGGAGUUUAAGAUGGCCGCCGCCACGUGUUCGUUUCCCGAAUGGCGGCCACCCAGAGGACACAACACAAUUACACAUAUUGCCAAUUACCCGUUUGCAACAUUGUUGCAAACGGUAAUUGGAGGCACACUUACUCCCGGGUGGUCUGGUUGUUCGGUAGUUUCACCCAAUAUAAUGAAUGAAGUGAUUCUACCGAACAAUCAGGGGAAUGCUGCAUUCACAUAACACUUUAUACCGAACACAUAAUAUUAAAUACCGCCUGAAUGCAAUUUGCUACACAAUCUUAAAAAGGCAUUAUUCCUAACAGGCAGAAUAUGUUCACGGAUGGCCCUUAAAGGGCCAGUAGCAGCAAUAUAAGAAGGUCACAUGCCCAAAUAUUGCAUACAAAAGUACGAAUUCACAAGGGGGCCAUAGUCAGAUGGCAGGAGGCUGGCAACCAGGCUUCUCCAGUGCAUAGUGGCGAGGUUGGUUUCGCCACACACACUUGAAAUGAACUCUGGACCUUUUAUCUGCUCCUUGUAAAUGGGAAAAUGAGGGAAUAACACACACCUCACUAUGGAACAGCUGAGCAGCCAAUUGUCCCAUUACUUUUGGUCCCUUGAAAAGUAGCAGGCACAUAUGCAAACUGUUGUAAUUCCUACACCGUUCACCUGAUUUGGAUGUAAAUACCCUCAAAUUAAAGCUGAAAGUCUGCAGUUAAAGCACAUCUUGUUCAUUUCAUUUCAAAUCCAUUGUGGUGGUGUAUAGAGCCAAAAAGAUUAGAAUUGUGUCGAUGUCCUAUAUUUAUGGACCUGACUGUAUGUUGACACAAUCACAAUAUUUUGUUCUGAUUGGUUUCAAGAGUGCUUUCACUACGAUCGGUUAGCGAGCUAUAGGCUCCCUACCUUUAAUUACAUGGUCAAGCUUAGAAGGUUAAUCCAACCAUCGUAACCACCUCUGCUUUUAGAAGUGGUCGUGGUGGUAGAAAUCUGUAUGUGAAACAUGUUUGCUUGAAGCACUGAACAUACAGAGAUAUUUGCACUUUUAUGCCGAGGGCUAGUUACAUUCUGUUCUGGGCUGCAUAAAGUAAAUUUUGUGCAACAAUUACAUCUGUCAUCAUGGCACACUGUACACUGGUAAUAUAUAUUCUCUGCUUCUCUCCUUGCAGGCAGGGCUGGGAGCACACCUGAAAGGGGAAAUCUACAUCUCCCCUCUCUCUCUGUACUUCGUCCCUGCCUCCCUCAAGUGACAGUCAUUUUUUUUUAUAUGAUUUACUUCUUCCUGUCCACCCUCACUUCCUCCCCUCACAUCCUCUGAGUCGAUGAAAUGGUCCAAUCACCUGCUUCUCCAAUUAUAGAGAAUCAUCUGAUUGGACAGCACCAUGGAGGCAGUCGUCUUGACGGAGGUAGGGAAUCCAGUGUAGUGUGCUUCACCCGGCAAUGGAUUUCAAGUAAGUUUUAUUUUAGCUUUUUAACUUCGUAAUGUGGGGGUCUAAUUAGCAAUGCCUACUAGGGCAUGCUGAAUUAAAAUAAAGUAUUCACUAAAAAGGAUGGAGUAACCCUUUAAGUGAUCACAAUCCGUCUAAAGGAUUAUAGACACUUCAACACAACCAUCUAACUCCAUUUUCAGAAAGUGCAUGAUAAACCGUACAAGGAAACAUAUUCCUAGCAAGAAACUAAUACACUAUUGUCUGUUUUUAGCAUAAGCAGGUCAAGCACCACAAACACCUACAAUGAGCUGAUGACAUUUACAAAUAACGUCACCACACUUAAACUAAUGAUAGCUGAUCUGUAAUAUAAAGCAAAUAAUGGACGAAUAAGCAUUGUUACAACAACAAGAUAACAGCAAUGCUGUGUUUGAACAUGAUGAAAGAAGCAUACACUUAUAUCAAUGUCAAGUUGCAACAAUGAUAUUAGACCUAUUAUCACCGCUGCUCUAUAAAAGCAAUCAAACAGGCAAGUCAGAUCUUUUCAAUUGGACCCAUUUCAAAGUAGUUAACUUUGUUAUCUAAGAGUACUGACCUCAAGAUCAUGUGAUUACUGAUGUCUUAUAUUAAACCUGGUUGUAGGUCAAUAAUCAUGUUUAACAGUGGGUGGUGUGACUGACAAAAAAAUAUUGUAAAAUUUUUGUUAACACUUUUGCAAUCUCAAUUGAAAGUCAGAUAACACCGACCAACUGAAUACCAACAGUGAUUUGUAAUUCAUUCUACAACUAGGACCUUUUUUGGGUGUUUUUUGUUUUGUUUUUAUAAACAAUUUAACAUCAAACGUUUUCUUUUAACAUCAUUAAAUUAUGCAUAUUUGUUUAUUUAAAUCUUUAUUUUUGCUAAGUAUUUUAUUCAGCCAGUUGUAAUACCAUAUUCAGCCAGAUGUAAUCAAUUUAUUUUCCAGUAUUUUAUCAUGGUCCUUUUGUUGUAAAGCAAUCAUAUUAUUCUUUUUUUUUCUUUUUUUGUGAACAAAGAGAUUUAAACUCCAGAACUUCCUGUUCUUAACCCUACCCUGGCGAGCUGCUAUAAAGCUCUUCAUUUUAGAUUGAUGAUCUUAAGACAAUGUGCUGAUAAAUAGGUUUGGACAAUAUUAUCUGCAUCCUGUUAAACUCACCACAUGCAAUGCUAGACAUAUGAUGACUAUUACAGUUGUGACAGUCUGACAGCAAGUUACUUUUAUUACCUAUAUUGGCUGUCCAUAUUUCCCCCUGUUACUUCGUCUAUUUUUCCCCGGUUAUUUCGUGUGGUUCUUCUUUGGCCGUUCGGGAGACUUCAUGCCCGUGCCCCAUUAGAACGUUAACACCAACCACUUAAGUGCGAACCCGCAAGGGAAACAAUUAAUGAGUGCUUCUCUAGGGUGGCCGCCAUUUCAUAUAACUGAACACGUGGCUGAGAGAACGGCGGCCAUCUUGUCUCCCAAACGAGGGCAGUGGUACUUGGUCGUCGAGUGCCUGGAACUAUUUUCUGCUAGGCACUCGCACGAACACCGGUAAACUGUCGACCUCUGCCCGUUUCUGUUCCUGACCACCUACAUGAGUGGCGUUCGGGAGAUAUAAAUUACCGAACAGGGGAAGCAUUCGUACCCUGAAAGUGAGAGAUUCCCUUGUCUGGUUUUCGCAUGGGAGCCCCACGAACGGAGACCAGCCAAGACACAUAGUUUCCUGGAACUAUUUUGGCCUAGCGUCUCAUGUCUGGCCGGUCAAAACUUCCACACGAUUGCAUCUACAGAACCAAUCUGAGUGAUUCUUGGAUAUGUUGGUCACUCAGAUUGGUGCUAUCAGGGAAUGUGCUUUUUGUGGGGUUCCCAGGUAUGGUUGGGGGACUUUUGAGGUAUAGGAUAUUUUGUGGAUCUUUUGUGUCUGAGAGAAAAUUAAAUUGGAGGAGUUUACUCAGGCAAUUAUCUCUCAGGCACAAGGGAUCUUGGGAUUGAAACCCCUGCAUUUUCUGAAUGUGAAACCCCUUGCAUGGGACUGGACAUAAAAGCUGUGUAUGUGUCAAUAAAAUUCAGUUAUACCCCCAGAGCUGAGUGUCGUCCAGUUGCUGGGGACUUUGUUGGGAUUACUUGUUCCUGAGUGUAUUUUGGAGUAACCAGCGGAGAAGAGUCCCUGCUAGGACUACGGCUCCGCUACAAACAUUUUCAGUUAUGUCACGCAUAUUGUUCUCUAGCCGGACCUGCCUGGAGAUAUAACUGAUAAAUGUCAAGCUUGGAGGACAUUCACCUAUAAUAGCAAGCUAUAAUAAAAAGAGACCUCGUCACUUAAUUUCUCUUACUGUCUGUCGCACAGCAGGGCGUCUGUCGUUUGAGCAGUUUUAGAUUAUAUGCAAGCCUGGAAAUACAAGUGACAAAUAAAAGAACAUAUUUCUGGUGGCAGAAAGACUUAAUAAGAAAAUCAGACAUAUCAUUAUUUCUAAUAACAGGAAUGACUCUGAAAGAAUGUUAUUUUAAGAAGAUUAGUUUUCCUCCACAGACCCGCAGUAUAUAUUUGGUAAAUCACAUUGAAACUGGAACUGCGUACAAUGGCUCACAGCAUGCAUUUUGAAAAUUAUUUGGCAUUUUCAUGCGGUAAUUACUGGUAGCUAGCAACAUGUGCCACCACUCUGAUAAUGUUAUGCGUUUUGUGACAGAGUUCCAUUCUUAUCUAUAAAUAAUUUAAAGGGUCUUUCUAAGCAAAAAAACUAAUUGAGCUUAAUAAAGCAGUGUUGGUAUAUUAUGCUCCUGCAGUCUCACUGCUCAAUUAUGUUCCAUUUGUUUAUGUUCAUGCAGUCCUAGGUACAUCUUCCCUGUCUGUGACUCACACUGCAUCCCUACACACUUCCUGAAAAAGCUCUGUUAGUUGCCCGCUAGAGUCUACAGCAUUAUUUUAUGUGUGAAAAAGGUUUAUUGAACAGAACAGAGGAUAAGAACUUCUAGUAAACAUACUUUGCUGUAAGAAUUAAACCUUUUUUUUUAUUGAGGCUUUGCUUGUCAUUACCAGGGGAGAUGCAGUUAGACAAAACAAACAAACAAACACCUUCAACUCAGUGCUCUAAUCAAAUAAAUUACUUAGCUUCAAUCAAUCUGCAGCCUCCCAGAAUCGUUAUCCACAACAAACGAUCUUUACAUAUGCAUAGAACCACAAACAGAAAUGGGAUACGGCUGUACAAUCUAUAGAGGGAACAUAUAAAGGAAAAAAAACACACAAUAGUGUAAUACAAUAAAUACAGUGAAUAGUGCGCUUAAAUGGAUGCACUCACAAGAUGAUGAAAAUAGAAGAGCAUUCAUGAGGUGCCUCCCCAGAUAGCAUAGGGGGCUAGUGGUUCCCCUUUCCGGUGUAAAACGACCAAUGGAACACGGGACUCCAGGUAAGUAAUAGUAAAAAAGCAAUUAUUUUAUUUUCUUAAAAGGUGAACAAACACCAUAAGAAUAAAGGUUAAAAAGUGCAGCAAUAGGUCCAACGCGUUUCGUUCACAACUAGAACUUCAUCAGGGACCGCACAGUAAAAAAUCACAGACAAUAUCAUAGAUUGUAAAAUAACAUCCUACUUUCCCCUUAACAGAAUCUCUAUAAAUAGGGCUAGUCCCAAAGUCCCAUUGGUCCAUGGAGUGGGAGUGUCCAGUAGCCAGCCAUUCAUUUGUCCAGGGGUAUUAACCUCCAGCUGAUGGUGUUUAGAUAGUUUAAAUUGGGCGCGUUCAAUGGGAAAGCCGAAACCGGAAGUGGACGUCUGCCUUCACUUCCGCGUUCCAUUUGCGUUCCACAUGCGUUCCAGAUAUGUUCCAAAUGCGUUCCAAGUACAUUCACUGCUCUUUCUUGACUAAAACAGCGAGGAGCCAUCAAUAUAAGUAGUCAUCAAAACGGAAAAAGCCCUAAAGUGUUAAAUAAACUGAAUAUAAUUGAUCUCUAAAAGAAAAAAAUGAAUUAGUGUAUAAAAUAUACAACAACCAUAUUAAGGUGGUUCAUAUGGAACUUCCCCAUGUAUUGUAUAUGUAACAGUAUCAUACACCAUUAAAUAGUGCCAUAUAUGUCUAUUUAAAGUGGCAGACAUCUCCUUAUUCAAUAUAAAAUAAAAAACAAAUAAUAUAUUCCUAAAAAAGUUCCCUCAAUAUAAAUAAUUAUUAUUUUAAACCAUAUAACCUACUUAGUACACAUAACUGUAUAAUAUAGAGUUUUUUUGUUUUUUUUUAUAUAAAUUAUGAAUUGUAUUGAUUAUAGACACUUCUUUUUCCAUAUAUUCAUACUGCCAGAACUACUCAUAUUCCCAAAGAUACAUAUGGAAUAGUUUACAUAGACAGGGAAAAAAACCAAAAAAUCAGUCCAAGAAACACACCAGAUCAAUCCCAAUAUUUAGACCCCUAGGUUCAAGGGUCUUUAAUUUAUGUAUCCAAAAGGUUUCCCUUUGGGAUAACUUUUUGACCCUAUCCCCUCCCCGCCAAUAGGGAAGGACAUGUUCGAUACCCAUACACUUAAAUUCUCUAAAAGAGAAAGAAGGACAAUUACUGCAAUGAGCAGAGACUGAAUGGGUAACCAGUCCCUUACGUAUAUUAUUUAAAUGUUCCAAGAUUCUGACCUUCAAGAUACGCUUCGUGCGUCCCACAUACUGUUUGCCACACGGACACUGCAGUAAAUAUACUACAUAGUCCGUGUGGCAACCUAUUAAUGAUUUAAUCCUAAAGGUUUCUCCCGUGAUAUGACUAAUAAAUUCCUUAGUUCUCCCCAUAAGGGCAGUAGUGCAAGCUUUGCAAACAUUACAUCCCCUAAAACAACCCGAUUCGGGAGAUACGUUAGAUCUAUUUAUUUUAAUGGCAUAGCUAGGGGCUAGCAUAUUUUUAAAGUUCUUAUUUUUCUUAAAUAUCACCAUCGGACGUUCAGACAAAGAAUUACCCAAAAUGGGAUCUUGUUGUAAAAUGGGCCAAAAAUCACUUAGGCUCCUUUUAAUCUUAAAAUGAUCCGUAUUAUAUUGGGUGACAAAGGCUGAUUUAAAAUUCAUAUUCCCAACAAUAUUGGGAGGUUUGUCCUCCAAAAGUUUGCUCCGUUCAAGAAGACCAAUUGAUCGAAUUUCUUUUUCUAGCGUAUUCUUAUUAUAGCCCCUUGCACAUAAUUUAUUUUUUAUAUGGGAGGAUUGGAUCUGAAAAUCUUGAGGGCGAGAACAAUUACGUCUCAAUCUGGUAAAUUGGCUUCGUGCUAUACCCCUGAGCCAAGGCUUAUGGUGACAGCUUUGUUGGUGAACAAAGCCAUUACCAUCUGUUGGUUUAAAAAAGCAUUUAGUUUGAAUUUGACCCCGAUCACAAAAAAUAUCAAGAUCCAAAAAAUGGAUCUCGUGUUUGUUCCACUCCGGGGUGAAAACAAGAUUAUAUAAAUUAGAAUUUAAAUAUUGGACAUAAUCAAAAAAACUAUUGGAGGACCCCUUCCAAAUGAUGAUCACAUCAUCGAUAUAACGCCGCCAGAGCACCAGGCUCUCCCUCCAGUCAUGCCGCGACCACACAAAUAAUUCCUCCCAUCUACGCAUGUAGGUGUUGGCAUAACUGGGGGCGAACCUGGUGCCCAUGGCGCUCCCUGUGAUCUGUAAGUAAUACUGAUCAUUAAAAAAUAAAAAAUUAUGUUCCAAAAUAAAUUUUACUGAGGUCAAUAUAAAUUCCUUUUGGCCUUGAGACAGGUCCUGAUCUUGGGACAUAUAGUGAUCAAGAGACUCCAAUCCUAAACGAUGACUGAUUACCGUAUACAGAGAGGUCACGUCUAGCGUGGCCCAACUGUAUUCAGGGUCCCACUCUAUGCUGUCUAAUUCUUGUAGAAAAGACUUAGUGUCCCGUAUAAAGGAGGGUGCCCCUUGAGCAUACUUUUGAAGGAAAGAGUCCACAUACGCAGACAAAUUAGCAGUGAGCGAGUUAACUCCACUGAUAAUAGGGCGACCUGGUGGAUCAGGGAGGCGUUUGUGAGUUUUAGGGAGGAAAUAGAGAAUUGGAAUCACUGGAUUUUUUUGGAAUAAAAAAUCAAAGUUUUUUGAGGAUAUGAUUCCAUUAUCUCUAGCCGUAAUCAAAAUUUCCUUAAGUUCUAAAUUAUACAACGGCAUAGGAUUAUUCUGCAGAGUAAUAUAAGUUUUUUUUAUCCCCUAAAAUAUUAAGGGAUUCCUUCAAAUAGUAAGACAAAGUCAUCAACACUAUACCUCCUCCCUUAUCAGCCUCCCUGAUCACCAGGUCCUCUCUUUCCAUAAGAUGUUGUAAAAUCGCUCCUUCCCUUUUUGUUAAAUUAAAGGGGCAUGAUCCACUUUUUCUUUUUUUAACAAUAGAUUGGAAGGCCUGAUCAACCAUAUGUUCAAACGUUUCUAAGAAAGGGCCCUUGCUUUGAACUGGAAAAAAAUGAGAUUUUGGUUGAAACCUAUAGUCUUCCCUUUCAGAUACAAUAUUUACUUCCCUCUCAGUUGUAGAUGGAUGUAAGAGGAAAUGUCUUUUUAUAGUUAAAGAGCGUAUAAACUUUUUAAGAUCUAUAUAAAGAUCAAAGUCAUUCGCCUUUUUAUUAGGGGCAAAUUUCAUCUCUUUCGAAAGUAGGUCUAUCUCCUCAGAUGUAAGUGGAAUUCCAGUUAAAUUAAAAAUACCUCUACCCCUUUCCUCCUCAUUAAAAGGGGGGCAGGACUGAGACUCUGAUCUAGUCCUCUGUUCUCACCCUCUUGUGUGGUGAAUCUUGAUAUAGAGGGGUAAACCUGUUGGGAUGCUCCCAAGUUUCGGUUCUUGGACGAAAAUAAUUGGUUAUGAAUUUUUUUUUUGGGCCCCUGUGUCUCCCUUGAAAAUUUAUCUCCUGUUCAUUAAAUUGUGUAGGAGCCCUAAACGUAUCCGUUUGAUUGUAUGUGGUCUGAGUACGGGAUCUUACAUUCCCCUCCCUAUCUGGCGUGGGUCUCCUAGGGGAGGCGGGUCUCUGUCUGUUCCAAGUUCUGGGAUGAUUAAUAGAUCUGCCAUCCUUAGGUGCAAAAUUCGCUCUAUAAUUAGUUCUAGAUCUUGAGUUACUCCUUGUUCUAUUAGGUGUUCUUGGAAUCAUUUUUUUAAAAGGAACAUAGCGUGAUUUUUUUCUUAUUAAUUUAUUAUGAGUAGAAAAACUAUUAGUUAAUUUAUCCUCUUUAUCCCUGCUAUACUUCCUAUUUUUUGUUUCAGCAAUAUUCUCAUCAAGUUUUUUAAUAUUCGUUUGCAAGAUUUCAUCCCUCUCCUUAAAAUCCCUUCCUUCUGUAUUAAUGGGAGGAUUGGAAUCAAGUUCAAUUAAUUCAGCUUCCAAUUUACUCUGUAUUUCUUUAGAGUGUCUAAUUAUGAGUUGUAUUAGCUGAAAAGAACAAUUAGUGAGGAUUUCAUCCCAUUCUUGUAGGAAGAGAUCAUCCUCCAAUCCAAAUGCCGGUGUUUUAUAUAUUCUAAGACCACGUGGGAUUAAGCCUUCCUUAAGAUAAUUCUCCAAAUAGGCUAUCUCCCACCAUUUUUUUGUUUCGGCAGUUAAUAACCUCUCUUUUUUCUUAAAAAACUCAUCUAGCCCUUUAAGAGGGCUAGAUGAGUUUUUUAAGAAAAAAAUGUAAACUAUCUAAACACCAUCAGCUGGAGGUUAAUACCCCUGGACAAAUGAAUGGCUGGCUACUGGACACUCCCACACCAUGGACCAAUGGGACUUUGGGACUAGCCCUAUUUAUAGAGAUUCUGUUAAGGGGAAAGUAGGAUGUUAUUUUACAAUCUAUGAUAUUGUCUGUGAUUUUUUUACUGUGCGGUCCCUGAUGAAGUUCUAGUUGUGAACGAAACGCGUUGGACCUAUUGCUGCACUUUUUAACCUUUAUUCUUAUGGUGUUUGUUCACCUUUUAAGAAAAUAAAAUAAUUGCUUUUUUACUACUACUUAUCUGGAGUCCCGUGUUCCAUUGGUCGUUUUACACCGGAAAGGGGAACCACUAGCCCCCUAUGCUAUCUGGGGAGGCACCUCAUGAAUGCUCUUCUAUUUUCAUCAUCUUGUGAGUGCAUCCAUUUAAGCGCACUAUUCACUGUAUUUAUUGUAUUACACUAUUGUGUGUUUUUUUUCCUUUAUAUGUUCCCUCUAUAGAUUGUACAGCCGUAUCCCAUUUCUGUUUGCGAGAUGCAGUUAGGGCUGCAUAAACAGUGAUUUAAUCUGAAGUGGUAGAGGAUUGAGAAGUGAGACUGCAUAGGCAUCAUCUAUAUACAAAAAACUGCUUUAUUAAGUUUUUUUAGUGCUUAGAGUAUGCCUUUAACCCUACGUUCAUGCCGUCCUUCACAGAGUGGACUAAUGAUUUUAAGACAGUAUGGAACGUCCAGCAAUUUUGCUGUGAGCAGGGUGAGCAAUGCCCCUAUUUCUCUGUCUCCCAAUGUUCCCUGUCUCAGUGUCCCCAUGUCUCUCAGUGUUCCUAGUGUCCUAGUGAUAUGGGGGUCCCUGGGAGACAUGGGGACACAGACACUAGGGGACACUAGGAGAUAUGGGGACAUAGACACUAGGGGACACUGAGAGACAUGGGAAUACUUGGGGACACAGGGAGACAUGGGGACAAUGAUCGACAUGGAGAUGCAAGAGGACACUGGGAGACAUGGGACAUUGAGACAUUGUGAUACAUAGGGACACUGUAAUAGAAAGGGGCACUGGGAGACCUAGGGUCACGACACUACGUGACACUGGGAGACUGAGGACACUGUGAGACCUGGGGUAAUCAACACAUGGGGACACUGAGUCAUGAGGGCACAGGGAGACAUGGGGGCACUACGAGACUAGGGGACACUAAGACACUGGGCGACAUGGGGACACUGAUACAUAAGGAAACACUGAGGCCGUGGGAGGCUUGAGACACUGGGGGACAGGGAGAUACUGGGAGCAAUCCAUCUGCACAGCAGAAUCAAACUGUAAGUAGUUUUUUGGUGAUUUUACAGCAUUUUCUCUUUGUCACUCCUUGUGAUUUACAUCAUGUGAUGUCACCCAUACAUAAUUAAUUAUGCAAAUUAAUAAGGUGGUAUGUUUUUCCAAGAAAGGUGGCAACACUAACUACUUUUCACAUACUCUUGCUUAAGUAUGGAAACUUAAGAGGGAUGUAUGGAAACAAAACUUGUGUGGACUGGCUGACAAUGAAUAUAGUUAAGGUAAUGCUGACUUUGGUCUCUCUAACACUGUGACAUGUUCCCUUUCUUCUACACUCACUACAUACAGCAUCUCUCUGUCCCAGACCAUAUACCAGGAGCUUCUGCCUGCUAGUAAGAAGGCAAGGUGACAAGUGGGCCAACGAGUGCUAGGGGACAGUCCUUAGAAAGCAUUGAGCCAGCGCAUCAUUAGAUGCAUGUAUGUCAAGCUCAGGGUGCUGUCUGCAUAGUAUGCCCUUAGUUUGCCAGCUUGCAUGAUUGGCAGGCAGCCUGACAUGCAUUCAUGCCAGGCUGGCCUUCUAAUUCUUUGGGCAGACACGCCCCCUUUUUGUGCUACUGGCAGGUUACGUGAUUCGCGCCAUUGGCACACCCUUUUACUGUGCCCAUUGACUUCCUGCUUGACUGGACACUGCUGUUAGGGGUUAUGGAUUUACUUGAAAGAUGAAAACAUAUAUGAUGGAGAGAUUAGCAUAGGGUGAGUGUUUUCUUAUAGCUGCUGUUUUCCCUCCAGCACCAUCUCCAUCAGAUUGGGAGUGUUUAAGUGUUUCUGGUUGAUACGAUUCUGUUAUUGGGCCCAUCAUAAUUGUCAGCACCAGGCCCACUGGGCUCUGAAUCUGGCCCUGGUUAUUACUACAAUGAAGCUGGGUUGAUGGAUGUAUCACUGCUAUUUUCUCCUUGUUUCUAGGUUUCUCUCACUCAGCGUUCACAUUUGGAAUUGAAAGUCACAUCAGCCAGUCAAACAUCAAUGGGACGCUAGUGCCCCCUGCUGCCCUCAUCUCUAUCUUGCAGAAAGGUUUGCAGUAUGUGGAAGCAGAAAUCAGCAUUAAUGAAGUAAGCAUGUAUUCAUUCAUUCAUUCAUAUAUGUAUUCACAGAAACCGCAAAAUUGUGAGAGACUGCUUUAAAGGGGAGCUAUCACUUCUUCAAUUUCUACCACUGAAUAUCGCCUACAAUUAGACAUUUGCAAUAGCUGCAUUCAUCCAAAAACUGAUCAGUUUGGUUACUAAUCGAUUCAGCUGAAACAAAACCGGUUAGAUUCAGUUUUUGGCAAAUAGAUUAAUAUGUGCAGAUUGCUGGAAAUUCGAAAUUUGAAUCAAAAAGCAUGCGGAAACGUUUCAUCCGUUAAAAGUUAAUUCAAAUGUCUGUAUUUCUGACAAUUCGCUUAAUGUCAAACAGAUUAGUUAAUGGACAGUUGCAACAAAUGCACAUACAUGUCUGGCUGUCAAUUGUCACAAUAAAUUGUAAAUGAUUUUGGCCACUUAUGCAGCAUCUAAAACUCCUACAGACUGAAUUUAUUGGCAAAGACCAAACACCUAGGAUAACUUUGCCCCAACCACAAGAGGUUGACUGCAAAGGAAACUGUACAAAAUCAGUCAAAUUGGUUAUUCGUGACCUGUGACAAGGCUUUUUAUCUUAUGACAUUCCGAUCCAUUACCUUGCCCAUUCAGGUAACCUUUGAAUGUAUUAGAGGGAACCACCGGGAACACAAGUUCUCUGUUCAUUUCAUUUCUCUUUACCUAUGUCUUUGCUUAUUUAGUUUUCUUAAAUUUAUGGGAUUUAAUCUGUGUAUUAAUAUGUAACAUGACUUGUUCUGUAUGAUGCUGUAUUGCUUCCUGCCUCGAAAAUAAAGGAUUAAAAAAAUAAAAUAAAAAAAAAAUAAUAAAAAAAACUAGGUGUAGCACAGAAAUAUCAAACCAAACCCAACUAAAGGGUAUUUAUUACUCCUCCAUAAAGUACAUUAGACUGCAAAAAGGCACUCCCAAAUAAAUAAAAUGAUGUCACCACAUGCAGUCCAUCAAAGGUAUCUCAGAAUGAGUAUGUUUUAGUAAAUUUCAGCAUAGUAUUUGGAUAAAUGAGAAAGGAACAAUUCAUUACUAUGAUUGUUUCUUGCUAAGGACUUAAAGGACCACUAUAGGCACCCAGACCACUUUAGCUUAAUGAAGUGGUCUGGGUGCCAGGUCCAGCUAGGUUUAACCUUUUUUCUAUAAACAUAGCAGUUUCAGAGAAACUGCUAUGUUUAUAAAUGGGUUACUCCAGCCUCUAGUGACUGUCUCAUUGACAGCCGCUAGAGGGCUUCCGCGCUUCUCACUGUGAUUUUCACAAUGAGAAGAUGCCAGCGUCCAUAGGAAAGCAUUGAUAAUGCUUUCCUAUGAGACUGGCUGAAUGCGCGCACAGCUCUUGCUGCGCAUGCGCAUUCAGCCGAAGAGGAGGAGAGGAGGCGGAGAGGAGGAGGAGAGCUCCCCGCCGGCGCUGGAGAAAGUGGUAAGUUUAACCCCUUCCUCACCCUAGAGCCCAGCGUGAGUGGGACCCUGAGGGUGGGGGCACCCUCAGGGCGCUAUAGUGCCAGGAAAACGAGUAUGUUUUCCUGGCACUAUAGUGGUCCUUUAACGGAACCCUUGGGAGACUGUAGUAAUAAUUGCUAGUGCCUAAUGUGAAUGUGUUGAAGGACUAACAUUUAACAUAGUCCUCUAUAGUUUCCAUGGCACAUCAGACUCUGUAUGUUACCUUCUCACCUUGCCUUAUAUUCUCUCUCUCUCUCUCUCUCUCUCCCUCUCUCUCAUUAAAUCAGUCUGUUUCUGUUUAAUCACCCCACUGACUUAGGAUUUAUAACAUAUUUUAAAUAUUACAUAUUUAAUUCACCAUGGACAUAUUUCAUGUUUUAUUACUCAUCCAGGUUUUUACUAAAGUGAGAAAUCAGUGAAUUUAAAGUAAAUUUAAAAUGUAAGGUCAAGGCAGCCUAACUGGAAGCAUAGCUGACUUAGAAAAUGUUUCCAGUUUGGCUAUUUUACCUUAAACUUGAAAUCUAAUUCUCAUUAAUUCUCAUAUUAGUGAAUAACCCUGAUAUUGUUUAAAUAUUCUAAAAUACUGACCAAAAUCUGAUUUGAUGACUACGUGUCUCCUGAUUCCCCUAAACUUUGUUACGCACCUUCUCAAACCUCUGUCCAGGGACGUAUUAGCCGCGAGGCGAACAAGGCAUUUGCCUUAGGCGGCAUUUUUCAGGGGGAGGCAAAAAACGCCGCCCCCAAAUUCCCAGCGCAAAUGCCUAGUUAGCCUUGCGGCUAACAGACAUGCUGGGUGCUGGGCGGCGCUGGCUGAUGGUCCCAAAGGUAAGGAGGCUGGGGGGGGGUAAAUUAAAAAAAAAAAGUGUUAAUGUGAGUGAUUGUGUGUGUGUGUGUCUGACUGACUGUGUGUGUCUGACUGACUGUGUGUGUCUGACUGUGUGUGUGUGUGUCUGACUGUGUGUGUGACUGUGUGUGUGUGACUGUGUGUGUCUGACUGUGUGUGUGUGUGUGUUUGUGUCUGUGUGUGUGUUUGACUGUGUGUUUGUGUCUGACUGUGUGUGUGUAUUUAGAAGGUGGGGCGGGGGGAAAGGGUUGGGUGGGGGUGGUGCGGGGGGGAAGGUGGGUGCCUGAGUUUUGUCCUGCCUAGGGCAGCACAAAACCAGGAUACACCACUGCCUCUGUCCCCUUCUUCUGCCAUUGUUAUCCUCCAGUCCUAACUUUGGUCAACCAGCUACCCAUAACAUGAGUUCCCACCUGCUUUUAUAUUCAUUUUAUUCAUGAAAGUGUUUAAAUGGGCAUAAGCCUGAAAGUAAUGUUGCGUAUCUAAAAGAUGGGUAGCAUAUGUGUAUUGAAAUGAAUUGGCUAAUUUAUCUAUGUCCACAGGGAACACCAAUGAAUUUUGAGUGAGAUAUAGUAUGUUUCCUGUAAACUAAUUUUACUUAUCAAUGUUAUUCACUAAACUGAGAAUUAUUUGGAAUUCAAAGUAGCUGAAUUGGAAGCAUAUACUAUUUGGCUUUAAAUCAUCAGUUUUAAUUUUCAAUUUAGCUAAAUGCAUGUAGCUAUGUACACACUUGAAAUGAAUAAUCUUGGAAAAAUCAUAAACAAUGGUUAAAGUAUACAGGUAUAUACUACAGUGGAUUUAGGUCCAUCAAUUUAUCAAAAUGGAAUAAAACCUUUUGCCUAGAUAGUUAUGUUAUUAAAUAGGGAACUGUUUAAUUAUCUUCAUGUCAAAUUUUUUUUCCUGAACCAUUUUACUCAAAUCUAAUGCGCACCUUUAUUGGCAAAUUAAAGUUUCCAAAAAUGUCAAUGCACAUUAGAUUUGAUGGUGCAUUAGAUUUGAGUACGAUCAGGGACAUUUGAAAUUCCCAGAAGUGAAAUUUGUAUUUCCCCGUUUGUACUAGAAUCUAAUGGGUCAAAAUCUGCUGCAUUUCAUAAUUUUUCAAUUCCAUAAUCUAUGCCAACAGAGUGAGGAUAAAACUUUAAUUACUCUGUACAUUUCUGAAAAGACAGCACGACAGAAUGUGUACCCAAUGCCACAUCAAAGCAGGUAAACAAUAGGAAGCUGAAUAUUGCACACUGUGAAAUACAUUUACUGAAGGCCAUGCUUAUGGGUACCCAUAAGUCUCCAGUAAAUAUUUAGUAAAAUAAGGCCAAGUCUGAAAACAUUGCUAGCUGAUCUCUGCAGGAUUCCAUCUAAGAAUUUGUAGUAAUCGCUGUAGUGGUCACACUUUAAAAUUAUUACUGAACAUCUGCAGGCUAUGGUAUUAUAAUACUGUACAUGAUCUUUUUUUUGUAAAAUACGGGUAUUUCUACAGCGGAGUGAAAUUUUAAUUGUUGCGACAGGGAUGCAAGACUUUCUUCUGUGUACAUUAUCCUCUUUACAAAUGUGCAUUACACUCACCAGUGAUAAAAAAAAAAUCACAGCUUCCAGGUUAAAACAAAUGAAGUGCGCAUUAGAUUAAAUUCGAGUACAUACGGUAAUUAAAAAACAUAUCAGAGAUAGUUAUAAAAACCUUUGCCUUUGUUUAAUUUUAGGUAGUCAAAGUUAUCUCAAAGGGCAUAGAAAUUCUCAGAAUUAUGGAUAAAAUGCAGAGUCUACCCAUCUGUCAGGCCUGGUGAAAAGAACUCCAGAUAGACAUCAAUUUGUUGGAGAUGUAAUAAAUAUACCAGCACCUACCUGCACGUCUGGUGGGGUUGUGAUCUGAUUAGAAACUUUUGAGCUAAAGUUAUCUUGUUUUUGAAAAUGUAACCAACAUUCAUAUAACGAUAACUCCAGAGUCUAUUAUAUUGUAUCUCAAAUGGCCCCAAAUGAGUAAUAAGGAAAGAAUAUACAUAUCCACUGUUUGAUGGUCUGCAAAGCCCGAAGUUGGAAAUCAAUGGUAGGUCUUGGAACCAUUUAAAAAUCAGCUAACAUUUCACCUCAACAUAGAAUAAAUGCUGGGUUGUGCUCAGGGAUUUCACUCAAAAAAGUGUCUUUGCACACCACUCAAGGCUGCUAGAGCCAAAUCAGGAGUCCCAGUGAAAUUUCAGAAAUCUGCGAAUACGAAAAGUUGAUGAAGGACAUUCCUUAAUUUAUGCAUUUCAGCACAUAGAGGAAGUGUUCUCUGAUCACUUCAUUCCAGCACUUAUGAAUGGGAGUCCACACUGUAGUAGAACAGCCCGCAGCUGCUGUUGCAGCUCCUAUCCUUGACCUGUACCUGGCCAGCAUGGUCCACGCUGGAACACCGGGAAGCCACCCACACUGCUAGAUAUACACAGAGCUGCAGAAUAACCCUUCCCUCAUACAAACAAUAUGAACAGCCCACACAUAAACGUACACAUAAUCCGCACAAACGCAACACCACUAACAAUCCACAUACAUGCACACAACUCCACAUGCAGGCUCUUGCAUACAAUACCCCAAACAGCCCCACACAUACACACAUUACCAAACACACAAUGUAACAUUUCCAUCCACACACACAAUUCCACAAGCAGCCCCCAUACACAGCCCACAUUCGUAGGUAUCAUACACGAUACCACAAACUACUCAUGAACAGAUACAAUAUAAUAGCGCAUAUACGCACAAAUACAACAAUACAAAGCAACCGCACUAUAAAUAACACAAGCAGAAUACAGCAACAUACACACCUCAAUUUUAAAAAAAUAGGACCGGCACGCUACGGGACAUCACAAUCUUAUUUCGGCACAGUGCUCCUAAAAGGUUGCCUACACCUGCUCUAGUGAGCUAUCUUUUGAUUUGAUUUAUGGCUAGUUCUAUUUUCUGUAACUGGAUUUACUCAUUAAGACAAAUUGCAUCCUUUUUCUCCCAUCAUUGCAAUCUGGUCUCUAAUAUGACCAAUUAAACAAUUAUAACUCUUAAAGGGUUACUCCAAGCACCAUGACAACUGUAAGUGCAGCGUUUCGCUUUGAAAUGCUAUGGUUCUAUGGUUAAACCAAGAGUGUAAUGCACACACUAAAAAAGGGGGAAUACUUCCUGCAGGAUGCUCCAGAAAUGGAAAGCCAAUUCCUGGAGACAUCAGAUGGAAGAAAAGCAAUAUCCAGGUACACCUGAUAUUUCUUUUCUUCCAUUUGGUAUAAUAACAAUCAUCUGGUAAUUAGCAAGUCCUAAAAUAAGGUAAAUAUAACCCCAGAUGAAGAACAACACAUGACAUAUUACACUAUGUCAGGAUUUAUGUAACAGAAAUAAAAGCAAAAUGGAGAAGCCAUGUGUGACAAACUAAGUCCGCCUUAUGAUUCAGUUGCUUAUAGAACCACCUUUAGCAGCAAUAACUUGAUAAUCAUAUUUUGUAUGACUUUAUUAGUCUCUCACAUUGUUGUGGAGGAAUUUUGGCCCACACUUGCAAAACAACGUAUAACAGUAUUACAUAAUUUAUACAUACUGAUGUCUAAUCACGUGUUGUAGUUUAAAAACACUUUACUUUGAGUAUUGUUGCUGUGGAGUUCUGUUAAAUGCUCAGAAACAUCAACAAUAUGGCGCUCCUAAAAAAGACCGACAGAGGAGCUUAGUUUAAACAUAUGGGCUAUCCUUCCUAAAUAGGGAGGCUUGCGAGGUAUGUGGUAUUGUAGAGUAGCGAAAUGGACCACAACUUCUGAAAUAGAAGAGCUUAUCUUCUCUACAGCUUCAUACCCCAGACUGACUUUUAAACUCUUGCCUCAUUAAACAUUUGUAGCAUGUUUAAAUACAAUAUUUGUUGUUUUCUGCAGGAUGGCACAGUUUUUGAUGGUCGUCCAAUAGAAUCGUUGUCUUUGAUUGAUGCUGUAAUGCCAGAUGUUGUACAAACGCGACAACAAGCCUUCAAAGAGAAGUUAGCCCAACAAUCUGCUGCUGCAGGAGCUACAUCAAAUGUAGCAACUGUCACAACCUCCUCAACAACUUCUGCGUCACAACAGAAUACACCAAAGAAUGGAGCAGCCACUGUGAAUGGUGAAGAAAAUGGGGCACAUGCAAUAAGUAAGAACAUGAUUUAUAUUACUUUUAUGUAGCACGGUGUUAGGUAGGCUGUAUAAUCUACCCAUAGUAAAUGUAUAUAAAUUUAAUUUGUUUUGUACAAAUUGUGGGAUCCGGUUCUACAACUGAUUAUAUGAUGGAGCAAUAUGUUAGUUUGGGUCCUUCGAAGGGAGAUUUAUACUGUAUUUGUACAAGAGAUACAUUUUGGAAAAUAUAAGAGCAACUCUUGGGGACACUCGGGUAUGAGGCGCUGGCUGGUACCACAUACGGGUAGGAACACACACCUGCUUACGCCCAGUGGAACAACAUGUGCGAAUGAUAGUGCAAUGGCAAAAUAGUGGAGACACUGACCAGAUUGUUGAUUCGUUCUCCUUACACAUAGUUUAAUGGUACUCCCUGAGGACAAGAAGGCAUUACAAGCAUUAAAAGAGGCCCUAAUCAGAGAUGUAUCAUGAGUUUAACCUCGACAGGGCAGCCUAGCUCUAUAACUUGAUAUCAUUUACGUGACUCAUAUGCUAUAUUUGUUAUACAGUUUAACUCCAAAAGUAAAACAUAGUGUGAAAAUAUGCAAUGACUCCCUUUUUUUUAGUGCCUCAAGCCUGAAGCACCUUGCUAUUAUUGCAUUGUGUAAAACUUAUGUUGGCAGUGUUCGUGUGAGAUCCUGUAAAGUUUGAAAAUUUGUAUAUCUGUCUUUUUACUUCUGUACAUCUAAUUACACUUGAAAGAAAAAACACUAAUAAACAAAAUAAUUCUUCGUGCAAAGGAAAAAGCAUGAUAAUGCGUACAAUAAAACAGUUAUAAUACAGUUAAGAGAAAUACAUUUUUUGUAUAUAUAUGUGUGUGUGUGUGUAUAAGCAUUGACAGGUGGAGAGCUAACGGAAUAAUUUACCACUUUAAACUGUAUUGAUAUUUAAGUUUAGUAUCCUUCUUCCUUUUGAGGGUUAUAGAAAUUCCCUCAUAAUUUGACAUUGUGCAUAUUUGUUCACAAUUUUACCAUAGAGUAGAUUAUUGCUCAUUCAAAUGUGAAUGAUUACCUUAGAGCAAUCAAGUAUUAGUUUUUAACAGAAUAUCAUUAUGGUUUUUAUGAUUUCUUGCAUAUAUAUCUAUAUCCAUCCUAUUAUGAUCCAGCAAUAUGGCCACUCAUGGGUCUUCAUGCAAAAAUAUCACACUUGUGUAUUCCAUAUUCAGUUCAUAUAUAAGCUGAUAUAUUCAAUGUGGCAACUUUGCACUGAAUAUGGAAUAAACUUUUGUGAUAUUUUUGUGUGAAGACCCAAAAGUGCACAUAUUUCUGCAUCUGUGUUGAAAGUCCUAUAAAGUUUCCUAUAGAUGAAGUGCUGUCACAUCGCUGGUUGUUAUACAACUAUAAAUAUGUAGAUGUAUGCAAUUAAACUGUGUGUGUAUAUAUAUAUAUAAAUAUAUAUCCAUGCCAUUUAAUUGCAUACAUCUGCAUAUUUUAGAAGAAGUGGGACAGUGAAUCACACCUGUAUAAACUAAGGUGAUAAUUAUAGUAUGAGUCUGAGAAUUAUCUAGUCUUGGAUCAACUCUCAGGUCACUAAGAAUAACUAUACAUCUUAAUUGGAUUUGAUGUCUUACACGCUAAGCUUGCAAACGCCAUAUGUUUCACUCCUUGAAAUCUUAACACUAUCCAGUUUGUUUCUCUCAUUGUUCUUAACUAAUCGCAAUAUUUUCAGCAUCUCCAGCAAUUUCCAUUUUUCUUUUUCUUUUCAUAUUUACGAUAGGUGAAGAGGGCCCUGACCUCUUACAUAAGAACAUGCCCUACAUAGUUGAACAAAAUCCAAUUUUAGUAUAAAGUAGGAAAGAACACAUACAUGUGGGGGGGAAGAAUGAUGGAGGAUAAGCCAUGGGUCGAAAAAAUUCGAUGUAGUGUUGCUGCCCUUUAGGAGAGGGGAAGGGGAGGAGAGCGGUUAGGGAGACAUAUUGUAUUUGAGAAAUAUAUGAUUUUUGAAAGAUAGAUCUAUUACCCCUUGAAAAGAGGGUGACCUAUAUUUCUCAGUGAGACCAAAUGAAGAUGGGUAAAUUAUUAUUAUUAUUAUCGACAUUUAUAUAGCGCCAACAGAUUCCGUAGCGCUUUACAAUAUUAUUAGAGGGGGGAUUUAUGUAUAAAUAGGACAAUGACAAGAAAACAAAUCAGUGAUUCACAUUUGUUGAUGUUGGAUCUCUCCAUCCUCUAAGCUGGACACCAGCUGUUUGAGGGUAAACUGCCUGUAGACUGUUUUGUGCAUGUAUCAUUGUUCCACAAAGGAGAGUAACUCUGUGUAAGUAGAAAUGUGCAGCUUUUCCAGUGAUGGGAAAUCAAUGUCUUCACUGUGCUUAGCAUUCAAAGUCAUUUUAUUUAUUAUAAUUAUUAUUAUUUAUAACCCAUUGCAUAUACUGUCAUUGAAAAGAUCCAAUUUCUCUGAUUUAUCGCUACCGACAUAUUGUCCUUCCUUUUAUCUUUACUACUGCAUAUUUAUCGUUAUUUCAUUUCUUUUCUAUUUAUGCCAUUUACCUAUUUAUCCACCUUCAUAUUUAUUUCAUCUUUCAUUUUAUUUUCUCUUUCUCAUCCUCACCCUAUUCACUUAUGGCACUGCUCCUUCGUUUUACCUAAUCUUUCCUCUCCAUCAUCAUGUUUUCUUCUACCUUAUUCUUAUUUGUGUUCUCUUCUUUCUAUUAUCUCCACCUUCUUUUAUCUUUCAAUUUUCAUCCCUUCAUUUGAUGCAUUGUAUUCUACUCUGUUCUCCAAUGUAAUUGAGGGGUAAUUGAGGGGUGUUGCUAGGUUCCAGAAUAACCUUGUACUUCAGUUCAGGGGAAGCUUGAUGACCCCUACACUGGCAGAGAGAUGGAGAUAUGUCAUGAUGUAUCACUUCCUCUCUACCCAUGAUCAGAGGAUUGCUGGAUGCUCUUUAGGUAUUGAAAGCAAGUACAUGCUGUACAUCCAGGUAUUCAGUGUAAUCCCACCAUAUUGCCUAACUGAGGGGUGCGCGGUAAAGUUCUGUUCUCCAGCAUUCCCUUCUAUCAGCCUCCCUAAGUAGCCUUGCACUAUAUUACAUAUCUUUAUUUUUAUAAUAGGUUUCUGCUGUGAAAAAUAGCUGCCUGUUGUAAAAUUAAAAUAAAAAAGUUAUAAUAUCCUUUUGCCCUGCCGAGACAGUGGGGAGAGUGUGGAAGUGAAAGGGUUAAUGACACCAGACCCCUGGUUACCUGUUGCUAGUCCCAGCAAUCACUAAAUUAACCCCUGCAGUACCUUCUACAACAUCUUAGUGCACACUUUACUGCCACCACCAAGACUUUAAAUCCGGGCAUUUUAUGUUACCCCACACACAGUAGAAUUAUAGUAUGACAACCUUACUUUACUGAUCAGACAUAUAUAAUCAACCCUUUUGGUAACGUGUUUACCUGAGCUUUCUCAGGAUAGUGAGCUCAUAGAGAAAAAAGACACAAGCUGAUUAAGUAAACAUUUAAUCUGACAAAAUUUACAGUGCUGUGUACAACAAUACAGAAAUAAAUGACAUACAGAAAUACGGAUAACAAAUUGUAAAACAGUUCAUAAAAUAAAAUAGGAGAAAACACAAGAAAACCUUAAAUAUAUUUACCGCUUAUGUAUAAUUCUUAUGGGAGAUUCCGUUGGUAAAGUUCUCCAAGUAGUUGGUAAAAAGAAAAAUCUCUCUGGAUACUCCAACAUCCUCAAUAUAUCUCUUAAAACUAGUUGUUUCUCAGUGGGCAGACCCAUGGUUGGUCAGAGGGGUUUGGCCUGGCAGUUUAUUGCCCACUCCAUAUUUUCUUAAAUUAGAUUGUAAUUUGAAAAACCCAAAGUCAGAGGAUUCGCACCAAUACCUUUUACGAUGCCUUAUGUCCAGCUCUGGUGAUGGUUAUCUUGGGACAUUUAUGGCUUAGGCCUGGUGUAAGUCCACCAACCAUCCACUACUCCAUCCAUCUGGACCAUCCAGGAUUGCACAGCACUCAUCAGUGAACAGGACUGUUUGAAAAUUAGUCUUCAUGUAUUUUUCUGCCCAAUGCAGCCGUUUCUACUUGUGAGCAUUGGUUAGUGGUGGCCGAAUAGAAGGUUUAUACACAGUUGCAAGACUCUGGAGGACUCUACACCUUGAUGUCCGUGGGACUCCAGAGGCACCAGCAGCUUCAAAUAUCUGUUUGCUGCUAUGUAAUGGUAUUUUAGCAGCUGCUCUCUUGAUCCGAUGCAUGGAUCUGGCAGAAAUCUUCCUCAAUGUGCCUUUAUCUGCACAAACCCGUCUGUGCUCUGAAUCAGUCACAAAUUUCUUAAUAGUGCGAUGAUCACGCUUAAGUUUUCGUGAAAUAUUUAAUGUUUUCAUAACUCGUCCAACCCAUUGAACUAUUUCACUUUUUUCGGCAGCAGAGAGAUCCUUUUUCUUCCCCAUAUUGCAUGAAAAUGGUGCUCUGCUUAAUAAUGUGGAAGACCCUCCUUUAGUAGUUUUUCCUUACAUUGGGCUCACCUGGCAAUAUAAUUAUCACAGGUGUCCGAGAUUGUUUUCGGUGAUCAAAAGAGCCCUGAGACACAAUGCCAUCCAUGAGUUAAACUGAAAAACAAAAUAUUAAUUCUUUGUGACACUAGAAUUUUCAUAAUCAUUUGGAACAGGGUGUACUAUUGAAGGACUUGGUUAGGUGGGUUUUGCAGCACUGAUAAACAUAAAACCCACUUCUGCAGCAGCUACUGUCCAGAGCACCUGCAAAGAAAUUACGCUGUCAGUCAUUUCUUUAAAGGACCACUAUAGUGCCAGGAAAACAUACUUGUUUUCCUGGCACUAUAGUGCCCUGAGGGUGCCCCCACCCUCAGGGACCCCCUCCCUCCGGGCUGGAUGGCGAGGAAAGGGGUUAAACUUACCUUUAUUCUAGCGCCGGGCGGGGAGCUCUCCUCCUCCUCUCCGCCUCCGAUCCUCCUCUUCGGCUGAAAGCGCAUGCAUGGCAGGAGCUGCGCGCACAUUCAGCCAGUCUCAUAGGAAAGCAUUUGCAAUGCUAUCCUAUGGACGCUUGCGUGUUCUCACUGUGAUUUUCACAGUGAGAAGCACGCAAGCGCCUCUAGCGGCUGUCAAUGAGACAGCCACUGGAGGAUUUGGAGGCUGGAUUAACCCAUUUAUAAACAUAGCAGUUUCUCUGAAACUGCUAUGUUUAUAAAAAAAAAAGGGUUAAUCCUAGAGGGACUUGGCACCCAGACCACUUCAUUAAGCUGAAGUGGUCUGGGUGCCUAGAGUGGUCCUUUAAUAUUGCUGUACAUGCACAUGCACCGUAAUGAGGCUUAAAUUAAUAUGCCAGAAAUUCUCUGGUUAAGCCAAUUCAGGCUUACAAUGUAACUGUGUAAAAGUUUUGUAUGGUACUGAUAGAUCUGCUUUCUUUUUUUUCUAUUCAUAACCUUAUAUCUUUUUCAUAUUACCCUACCCCAUUUAUAUUUCCAUCACUUUACUUCUGUAUCCUUUUUCUCUCAUUCUAAUAAUUUACACGUUUUUCUAAAGUAUAUCUCUUGUUUUAAUGCUCUAUGAUAAGCCUAAUGUUCGUUUUAGAAGGAUCUGAUUCUUUAAAAACUUCCAUGCUGCUUUUAUUAGCAAGCUUGCCCAGUAAAGCAUUUGAUGCAAUGUAUCAAAGUCUUGGAGAACCAAAUUUUAUUGUGUGAUGUGACAGUUGCUGGUGCACUUAAUUUAACAUAUGUUACAUUACAUGUAACUGAUCUACUAGACGGACACAUUCCGUGGCUUAUAUAAAAGAAUAAUACGCACUAGAUCUGUACGUAUCUUAAAGAUAUGCAUUCUAUGUCUUUUCAAACAAAGAAUCUAUAGACAAGAUCAAUACAGACUUAAACAUUUGUUCAUCACGUGAAUCUAACACCUUGUUCUACAUCGUAAAAAAAUAAAAAACAAUAUAUAUUUGAUCAUUGUUAAUAUCUUCACAUAUUGUCAGGUUUUUGUUAUUAGGGUAUUGUUAGAGAAAAUGGGAAUAAUAUGCAUGUGAAUACACAAUUUCAUACAAAGUUUCAUACCGUGGAACCAAGUAACUUUAGUAAAACUGCUGCUUGGUAUUAAAACGUAUUUAGAAAAUGAUUAAUACACUGCUGUUGUCAUUUAGAACAUUGGUGUCAUUGGUGUCAUUUGGGUCGAGAUAGGGGCGGCAAACUCAGCGAAAGCCCUGGGCGGCAAAAGCUCUAGCUAUGCCACAGAGUGUCCCUCUAACUGAUAUACUAAUUAAUCUUUGAGUGGUACUUACAUCCAAACUUAUAUACUAUGGUUGGUUAUAUCAAAAUAAAAUUAAUCUGUUUACAUUCUUGUUUUAAAAAGUUUUAUGUAAAUACAUUUUUAGGUGACCUACAAAUAUGGCAGAUGUUUGUGCAUUAAUGAUCCUAUGUAACAUGUUUGUGAUAUGUUUUGCAGAUAACCAUGCAGAACCAAUGGAAAUUGAUGGUGAUGUUGAAAUUCCACCUAACAAAGCAACAGUCCUUCGCGGGCAUGAAUCAGAAGUUUUCAUUUGUGCCUGGAAUCCUGUCAGUGAUCUCUUAGCAUCUGGGUAAGCUAGAUGUUGCUAUCUCUGGAUAUCAAAUAUUGUUCUUUUAUUAUUCUUUAUUAUUUUUUUUCAUGGUGGCUGUGUGUCACAGCCAGGGGAGGUGUGGCUAGGUCUGCCUAAACAAAGUGAUUUAACUCCUAAAUGACAGAGAAUAGAGCCGUGACAUGGCAGACGCAUUAUCUAUAAAACUACUUCAUUAAGCUAAACUUGUUUUAGUGUAUAUGGUAUGCUUUUAAGAACUUAUUUUACAAAGGGCUCGAAUCUUAGCUUUGUUUAUGAAGAUAUAAAAAAUGCGUACCAUCCAUGUGUCCCUUUUUAGAAGUUCCUAUUUUGGGCUCAAAUCCAUCUGUUGCCUUUUCUAUCCCAAUGUUUCUCUUUUCUAGAAGCACCAUAUAUUUGGUAGGCAUGUGUAUACCAGAACUCCUCAGCAAUAAUGCUAAAACUACAAUAAAUGUGUUUAGAAAGAAUUCUGUGUAAAUAAGACACUUUGUUGUUUUUCCAAAUUACAUUUUAUUUGCCAAAAUUUUUCGGAACAACCUGCCCCUGGCCACCCCACAAAUCACACCUUUAAAAUUAAUGUGUUCCUUUUGUUCCAUUUGAAAUUUUGGGAUGUUUUUAAAUGUCUUAACAUCAUAUUAUGGUUCAAGAAACGCAUUUUACUUCUCAUUUGUCUUUGGUGUCCGGUAUCAAGCAAUGACUGAUAGGUCAAACGUUCCUCUGCAAACCUCCAAUACAUCAUGUAUUUAUAAUUGAAAAAUAUGUUCUGUUGCUUUUUCUCAUUUGAAGGUCAGGAGACUCUACAGCAAGAAUUUGGAAUCUAAAUGAAAACAACUGUAGUAAUUCUACUCAGCUAGUUCUAAGGCAUUGUAUACGAGAAGGAGGACAAGAUGUACCAAGCAACAAAGAUGUGACUUCUUUGGACUGGAAUGUAAGUUAUUUUAUGUCAAUAAUACAUUAAGAGGUAGCCACUCAUGAUGUUUUAUUUUUGAUGACUCCGUUUCAAAAAAACGAAAUACUGCCCUUUAGUCAACUUUAAAGAUAACUUAAAAGCUAUAAGAAACUCUUCUGUCUCUGUACUGUAUUGAUUGUUUUAUGAAGUAGAUUUACUUUUUAUUCUUUGGAAGUCUAUUAAGAAAGUGAAAGAGACUAAAAAAAAUUUGCAUAGCGUUUUUACAUUGUCAAAUAAACUGUAUAUGAAUAAUGCAUAAAUUACAUGAAUAAUUAACACGUAUGCAAAGUCUACAAUAAAAGGUUUUCCAGAUUGAGGAGUGCACUUUACUAUUAUACGAAGUGUUCUAGUUAAGUAAAAAAAAAAUAACACAACUCUUAUUCUAUUAAAUGGAUUAGGGAUAGACUGGCUUUGUUUUAAUGGCACUACAUAGGUCAGUAGUGGCAAACCUAUAGGACAUAUGCCACAGCUUGUUUGAUUGCCACAUUGCCUCACCUGCAUUCUGCCUACAUAUAACCCCUGAUCCUCCUUGUGGGACAGGUGGCUGCAAUCUGUACAUUUUGCUAUAUUGUAGCCACUGCUCCACCUUCUGAAUUACAUUACAAUAUAACUUUGUCUAUCUUGCGUAUGGAACAUGACUAUCUACAACAGUGGUAGUCAACCUUUUCCUACCUACCGCCCACUAAUGCAUCUUUUUGGUUGAAAAAAUUUCCUUACCGUCCACCAGUUAUUGCGCAAGUGCGGAAUAUUUUUUAGAAAGGAGGGUAUUUAAAAAAAAACAAAAAAUGUACAUACUACUUUAUGCAUGUUUAUAAUGUUUUUAACUUUAUAAAGUUUAAUGAGAAAACAAUAAAGUAAAUUGAAAUUACCUUUACUAGUGAUUAAUGAGAACCUUGAGGUUGAUGCUGCAAGACUAAAUAUUUGAUAUCUGGUUCGAUUUUCGUAAGGAACAAACAAAGGUCUCCUCUUUCGGUGAUAUUCAGACGACUUCUCUGUUUGCGCAUAAUAUGAUUUCUCAUCUGUGCGUCAGCUCCCCUCCUCUCCCUCCUCAAUUCCCCUCCCCACCUUUUUUUUCACUUUUUAAAAAAAAUGUUUUAACCUUCCUUAUAGCAAUGCCCAGUAGGAAGGCUGAGCUAGGUAUCCCACUUACUAUUACUUACUAUAGCCCACUAUAACAGACAGGCACACAUACAUACAUACAGACACACACACAAGACAUAGAUACAGACAGACAGGCACACACAUACAUACAGACACACAUACAGACACACACACACACAAGACACAUACAUACAAACAGACAGGCACACAUACAUACAGACACACACACAGACAUGCAUACAGACACACACACAUAAGACAUACAUACAAACACACAUACACACAUACAGACAGACACAAGACACACAUACAUACAAAGACACAUACACACACAACACAUAUAUACAAAGACAAGACACACAUACAUACACACAUAUAUACAGACAGACACACACACACACGACACAUACAAUGACACACACAUAUAUACAAAGACACAUACAUAAGACACACACACAUACAUACAGACACACACACAAGACAUACAUACAAAGACAUAUACACAAACAAACACACACAAAAUAUUUUAGUCACCCUCCUGCUUCCUACCUUUUAGGUGCAGGAGGGUGACUUUCCCUGGGGUCCAGUGGUGGCUCAGGUGGAUGAGAGUCAGAGUUCCUACUCUGACUCCCUCCUCCUUCCUCCCACGCAGUCUGUGUGUUAGCUGGGAGGAGUGACGUGCAGUCACUUCCUCCCAGCUCUGUGAUGUAAUCACAGGGGGCCCAGUCGCGCUGUUAAAGUGCCCAGCGCUGACCGGGCCCCCUCACAUUCCACAUCCAUCGGGUGGCCCUGACAGCAUGGGCCUCCCGAUGGACCCCUCCAUAUGCGGUCGCGCGGGCCGUGGCCGCGGCCGCAAGGUGUGAUGGCGGUAUCCAGUCGCAGGGGUACCGCCGGCUCGCACCUGCCCGCCCAAUCUCUCAAAAUUAGAAAAUCCCUACCGCCCACCUGGAAUCCUGAAACGCCCACUAGUGGGCGGUAGGGACCAGGUUGACGACCCAUGAUCUACAAGGAUGGUAGUUAAAUAUAAUCAGCACUAGAGGUUUGGAUGGGGGUAGCGGGGAGAUGACAAGGAGAGAAAGCAAGAAAUGGGAUGAUUGAAAUGGGGAGAGGAGGGGAAAUUAAGUAAGUGGCAGUGGGGAGAUGCACGUUAUUAAAAAUGGACAGUGGGUAGAUCAGGGAACAGCAUGGCUUCUGGGUAUCUCAUACGGGCUACAAUAGAGAAAUAUAAAGAUAUCGAGAAAGAAGAGGAUGCAGGGGGGCAUUAGGGAGAUCAAGCAGGUGACAAUGGGGAGACACGGGACAGUCUGGCUCUGAAGAUAAAAAUCAAGGAAAGGGAUGCUAAGAGGCCAAAGAAAGUAUAGAGGGGAGAUGCAAAGAGAUCAUGCAGAGGACUUUGUGUCGGUGGACGCAGGAAAACUGCAAGGGACAGUGUUCUGAUAAGUGUUUAUAAGACCACUUGUGUUGAAAAUGGAGCCACAACCAGAUCAAAAAUAUUUUGAUUUUCCAUGACUCUCAGCACUUCUUAAUUAACUUGCCGUUAGCUGCCGUUUCUCCGAUUUCUCUUUGCAAUCCCAAAAAUGGAAAUCAGCUCUACUCUAACAAAGCACAACCAUACUCUAGACACUUUAUUUAAAUACAUGCUAUGUUGUCAUCUUCUUUUGCUACGAUUCCUUUUCAUGCAUCUUUGUCGAUUCCACUUUCUCAUUGUGAUCAUCGUGCCCCUAUACCACAAUGUAACAACAUAAGACAUCUGUAGUUUAGUUUGUAUCAUUGUACAUACAUGCUUUAUAGGAUUUUGAUGGAUUAAGGAGCUCUAUGGAAGAGAUGGUAGCCUUUGGUGGGUGGUGGCAAGGACACAAGUAUUGGAGAGUGAAUCCUAUGUUUGAAAUUCUGAUAUAUAGUAUUCUAAUUUUGGAUUCAAUGGGUUGAUAACAUCAUAAAGAAAUAUGUGCAGAGCAUUUUUAACUGCACAUCUGUUUUCCCCAAUUAGAACGUAGACCUGUCCACCAUCCAGAGCAAAAUUCUCCAUUAACCAUAAUAAUAGGUCUAUAUUAAGCUACGCUUAUCUAUUAAAGUAAUUUUUCCAUUAUACACAAUGUAAUUUGGUGCCACAGAGUGUAAGGGGUGGUUUGGGUAGCCUUGUUUUAUUAACCCUUAAAGUAGGAUGAUUUUGUUUAAAUUCACUUUAUUGGUAACUGUGAAAAACCUUCCACGCAUCCCUUUGCUGUUGACUCAACUGAGAAAAAAAAAAAUCUGAAAUAUUUUAACAUUCUGCCACAAAAAGAAUAGAACAUUUAAUUGACUUGGAAAUCAAGAAGCUGUUAAUGCCCGUAAUAACUUGUAUGCUCAUAAAGCUGCUGCUUUGCCAAGAAAACAGCUACUUGUUUACUGUAGUUAAAACCAUUGUGGAACUUGAUGAAACAGAUUCUCUAGGCAGAUAUUUCCAUGUACGCAUUGCCUUUAACCUUUAAUUCUCUGCCCAUUGCAGUGGACCAUGGAAAUGAAAGUGUUAAGCGCUGCCUGUUAACAUUAUAUUUUACGAUUCAUUCACCCCUAGUUUUAAAUACAUGUUAAAUUGCACCUACAGCAAUUCAAAACGGUCCUUUCUGGAAUUUCAAAGCACCGUUUGACAUGUGUUGAUAACCUGGCAAAUCACUGAGCUGUUUCAGAAGUAUGUUUUAAGCAAUUUCCAACAUUUUUGCUUUUGUUCGUCUCUACCUUUUGACAGGCUGAUGGCACCCUCUUAGCUACAGGAUCAUAUGAUGGCUUUGCACGGAUUUGGACGCAGGAUGGUAAGUUGGACUUAUGUAAGUGUUUCUUAUAAAGUGAUCAGUUUUUUUAGUGUGUGUUUCAACUAUGCAGUAAACUCUGAAAUAGUUUUAAAUAUUGCAAAUUGUGAUUUUAACUCUUGAAAAUGUGCUAGUAAAUUAAGUACAGCAUCUGCAGGUUCAGAUACUAGAGAUAGGCCUGGAAACUGUUAAAGGACCACUAUAGUGCCAGGAAAACAAGUUUGUUAUAUAGUGUCCUGAGGGUGCCCCCACCCUCAGGGUCCCACACCCGUGGCACUGAAGGGAGAGGAAGGGAUUAAUCCCUUACCUUUUUUCCAGCGCCGGGCUCCCUCUGUGCUGGGACUCUCCUUCCUCUUCUGACAUCACUGGCUGAAUCCGCAUGCGUGGCAAGAGACGCGCGCGCAUUCAGCCAAUCCAUAGGAAAGCAUUGCUUUCCUAUGGACGCUGGCGUCUUCUCACUGUGAAAAUCACAGUGAGAAGCGUGGAAGCGCCUCUAGCGGCUGUCAAUGAGACAGCCACUAGAGGCUGGAUUAACCCAUAGGUAAACAUAGUUUCUCUGAAACUGCUAUGUUUACAGCAAAAAGAGUUAAACCUAGCUGGACCUGGCACCCAGACCACUUCAUUAAGCUGAAGUGGUCUGGGUGCCUAUAGUGGUCCUUUAAGAGCACAGGCCACCAGUCCAUGCAGAAACUUGCACUGUUGGGCUAGCAAAUGCCUUGUGCAAUUCAUGCCUGAUGCCUUACUACUGCAUAAUUGUAAAAAAUAGACAUCCCAGCACAUAUCCCACUGCUUUUAUAUGGCAACAGUACAUAAUGCAUACACACAGCACCACACACAAAUGCACCCACUACACACAAAUUCACACACGCAUACUCCAUAUAAAAACAUGCUUACACUUAACAUACAACACACAUACAAACACUGCUCAGUGUUAAAUACAAGCCUGCAACGAUGGGAAAAUGGUAGAUCCACAACUGGCAAAGCCUUGUGGGAAUUGUACAGCAGACAGGGAUCUACCUUUUUUUCCAUCCUUGCAAUAGUAGGGCCCCAAAAGCAAUUCUUGCACCAGGGCCCUCUCUACUUUAGUUCCGCCACUGGCUGUAGUGGUUCUAGUGACUAUAGUGUUCCUUUAAGUUGUUAUGAGAAAGUGUUCCUUUCAGCCACUUUCUUAACAUUGUUUUCUUUACCAUCAAUUAAUGUGCUGUUCUAUAUUCUUUAUCACAUUAUUUGCCUAGUUGUUUCUCUUUCACAUAGUUACAGUAUUCUCAUAAGAACUUUAUUCUUCCCUGCGGCUGUUUAGUUGAUAUUGCAUAAAUAGAAUAUUUUAAAAUGUGUAGUUCCAUGUCAGGGUCAUUUUUUUCCAUACAACUCGUGUUAUUACAAUUCUAUUGUUCUGGGGGUUUUUUUUGUUUGUUUUUUUGUUUAGUUCUUUUUUUUUUUUUGCUUUUAACAGUUUAAAAAAUCAUAAAAAAAUAAAACUUAUUUUGUAAAUUGCCCAGAUCUUUCUGCCAUAUGCCUUGAUUUGCCAAGUGCUUCACAUUGAUAUUGAAAAGUGAUAAUUUAUUAAAAUCAGAUCGAGGAAAAAUGGUCCUGUACAGCAAACAUCUAUUAAAUGUAACGAUGAGGUAGAAGAAUCACUUUCUGUUAUUCUCCUUUAUGUAUAGGCACACAUACGAAUAUCAACCCUGGUGUAAUGUUUGUCUUAUUCCCCACACACAGGUAACCUUGCAAGCACUCUGGGUCAACAUAAAGGUCCCAUCUUUGCAUUGAAGUGGAACAAAAAAGGGAACUACAUACUGAGCGCUGGUGUUGAUAAGGUACAUGUUUAUAGGAAGAGAAAAGCUAAACAACAUUUCAUUUUAAAUUAGCUCGCUUUCUAUGUUUUGAGGUCAGAAUACAGCAGGGAUUCUGCAAUACAAUGUUCUGUACACUGUAACUUAUGUUCUUAUUUUUAAACGUUACACAGUCAAGUACUGAACAAAACAAAUUGAAAACCAGCCUGAAACUAUAUAUUCAGGGUAAAUUGGAAUUGUUUUAUUUGAUGAAUGUUAUCGUGAUUUUCAUUUAUUUGGUUUUUUAUAGUCCCUGUUGUUAUAGAUGCUAGAAUAAAACCUGUCUCCUAGAAUGCUCAACAUAUUUAAUUGUUAAUAUAGCAGGGUUAUAGUAAGCAGGCGCCUUGGAAAAUAUCUCAAAGAUUGUUCUUACAGCAGAAGCCACGUAUAUUUAUUCAAAACAAAAAACAGAAUGUACACGGGUAUUGAAAAACACAAGGACAGCUGUGUACAAAAAAAUAAUCGUUCAUCCUGUGUGCACUAUUUUUCUGUUUCAUUUGCACCAGCUGUGUCUGGGGUACGUCUGUUAAAAGAUCUUCUCUCUUUACACUAUGAUUGUGACCUACCAGGAAAGAUCUUGGAGGUGGAGUUUUCCUUGUUCGUAAAGGGUAAUAUAAUUUAUAGGCUGUAAGCUCCUGUGCUCUCAUGCUAAUUUUGUCUUGGACCACCUACAUACAGUCCACAUUCUGACAGACCUGUCAAGUCACACUGUGGUGUCAUAUAGAGUAUUUUUUUUCCCAAUUCUCUCAGUCACUUAACUAAUCACCUCUGUUGCCCUGUGUCGGGAGGACCAAUAAAAGCGUGCACUGCAAAUACCUGCUUAUCUGCGCUCACUGCGCACUUGGAGUGAAUAUUUCAUCAUUUCAACAGCACUGGGUAUAUGGCAGCCUCAGGGUCCAACUCCCGUGGCACUAAAGGGGGAGGAAUGGGUUAAUCCCUUACCUUUUUUCCAGCUCCGGGCUCCCUCGGUGCUGGGACUCUCCUCCCUCUUCUGACAUCUCUGGCUGAAUGCACAUGCUCUGGCUGAAUGCACAUGCAUGGCACAAAUAUCUGCCAGGAUGAUAUUGCAUUGUGGGUGGGCAUAUUGUCCAUGAUGCUACACGUUGGCAGGUCUGUUUUUGGCUGUCUUUCUACUUCAAAUGGCUAGGGUUUUUUUGGGUAGGUUAUGUGGACUGGAAACAGAAAAAUAUUUUGAUGCAUUUUGAGAUUUCUGCAAGAGAUUAAAACUGUUUCAGGUCUCGUUGCAUUUGAUUACAGUGUUGAUCUAAACAAAUUGCACAAAAUAUAAAAUGUCUUAAUCUUUUAGUCCUUGGGAAUCAUUUUUUUUUGGGGGGAAGGGGGAAUACUCCGGUUAUUGAGACCACCUCCACCCUUUGCUGAAAAUAAAUUAAGCAAAUAAAGAAUACUCACCUUAUUUCCAGGGCCCAGACUAGUCCGCUUCAGCUCUUCAGCUGCCUGUUUCGCCUCUAAAGACGUCCGUAUGCCAUUGGAAUGGAGAUACGCAUGCACAACCAAAUACCGUAAUCCUCCAAUCAAAUGCUGCUUUGAGUAGCAAGACACAGGACUUAGUUUGACUCAGUCCUGGAGGAGGAAGGAUCAGGAAGAUAGCCACUAGAGGUGCAUUUUACUAUGUAAUGUAAACAUUGCUGUUUUACCUUGCAGAGUUAAAACUACAGGACCACUGCACCCAUACCACUUUAUUGUGAUGAAGUGGUUGGGAUGACUUUACUGAUCUUUUAGCAUACAUUUACAGUAAAUAAUAUUAAAGGAACACUAUAGUCACCUAAAUUACUUUAGCUAAAUAAAGCAGUUUUAGUGUAUAGAUCAUUCCCCUGCAAUUUCACUACUCAAUUCACUGUCAUUUAGAAGUUAAAUCACUUUGUUUCUGUUAAUGCAGCCCUAGCCACACCUCCCCUGGCUAUGAUUGACAGCGCCUGCAUGAAAAAAAAAUUGGUUUCACUUUCAAACAGAUGUAAUUUACCUUAAAUAAUUGUAUCUCAAUCUCUAAAUUGAACUUUUAAUCACAUACAGGAGGCUCUUGCAGGGUCUAGCAAGCUAUUAACAUAGCAGGGGAUAAGAAAAUCUUAAUUAAACAGAACUUGCAAUAAAGAAAGCCUAAAUAGGGCUCUCUUUACAGGAAGUGUUUAUGGAAGGCUGUGCAAGUCACAUGCAGGGAGGUGUGACCAGGGCCGGCCUUAGGCCUUCAGGCGCCCUGUGCGAAAAAUCUUAACAGCGCCCCCCCCCUCCCCCCCCGCGCCAUCCAUGUGUAUAGGGGAUUUAUUAAAUGAAAAUUUAACAAUUAACAAAUAUUUAUCACCUCUUCCCUGUCAUUACCUUGCAUGGAGGGAGGGCAUGCUGAUCUCUGGUGAUCAGAGCUUUCCUGUGGUAAUCCGCGGCAACGUUCUGAUUGGCCGGAACUCGGAAGACAGCUACAUUUAUCAUGUGUGUGUCAGACGUGAUUGUGUGAUGUGUUCUCUGUGUGCCAUAUUUGUAAUGGGUGUAUUGACUGUGUCUGAUAUGAGUGUGUAUUGACCGUGUGUGAUUUUUGUUCACUAUAGCAGUAGAUAGGGGGAGCAGGGGCACUGGGGUAGAUGUGGGAGCAAUGCACUAUAGCAGUAGAUAAGGGGAGCAGUGUCACUAGGGUAGACAGGGAACAAUGGCAAUAUAGGGGGAGCAUGGGCACAAUAGGGAUGGAUAACUAUAGGGGUAGAUGGAGGGAUCAGGUACACUAUAGGGGUAAAUGGGGAAGCACUAUAGGGGUAGAUGGGGAGCAGGGGUGCUAUAGUGGUAGAUCGAGGAGCAGGGGCACUAUAGAGGUAGAUAGGGGGAACUAUAGAGAUAGUACCCAUGUUCCCCAUCUAUAGGAGUAGAGGGGGCACUAUAGGGGUAGAGGGGGGCACUAUAGGGAUAGAUGGGGAACAGGGUUACGAUAGGGGAAGAGGGGGCACUAUAGGGAUAGAUGGGGAACAGGGGUACUAUAGGGGUAGAGGGUGCACUAUAGGGGAAGAGGGGGGCACUAUAGGGAUAGAUGGGGAACAGGGUUACUAUAGGGGAAGAGGGGGGCACUAUAGAGAUAGAUGGGGAACAGGAUUACUAUAGGGGAAGAGGGGGGCACUAUAGGGAUAGAUGGGGAACAGGGUUACGAUAGGGAAGAGGGGGCACUAUAGGGGAAGAGGGGGGCUCUAUAGGGAUAGAUGGGGAACAGGGUUACUAUAGGGGUGGGGGGGGCACUAUAGGGGAAGAGGGGGGCACUAUAGGGAUAGAUGGGGAACAGGGGUACUAUAGGGGAAGAGGGGGGCACUAUAGGGAUAGAUGGGGAACAGGGGAGGGAUAGAUGGGGAACAGGGUUACUAUAGGGGAAGAGGGGGCACUAUAGGGAUAGAUGGGGAACAGGGGUACUAUAGGGGAAGAGGGGGGCACUAUAGGGAUAGAUGGGGAACAGGGGUACUAUAGGGGAAGAGGGGGGCACUAUAGGGAUAGAUGGGGAACAGGGUUACUAUAGGGGUAGAGGGGGGCACUAUAGGGAUAGAUGGGGAACAGGGGUACUAUAGGGGUAGAGGGGCACUAUAGGGGAAGAGGGGGCACUAUAGGGAUAGAUGGGGAACAGGGUUACUAUAGGGGUAGAGGGGGGGCACUAUAGAGAUAGAUGGGGAACAGGGGUACUAUAGGGGGAGCAGGGGCACUAUGGUCUCACUUACCAGGCAGCAGAUUCAGGCCUCGGUUAGCUCCGCCCCCGCCGACCACUUGGCUCCGCCCCCAUCGGCUGCUUGGCUCCGCCUCCUACAGUCUCUUUCGCUGCUAAGCCCUGGUAGAGGGCAGGGGGUGUGCAAGCUGUCAGCCAUAGGGCGCCCCCUGCUGCCAUGGCGCCCUGUGCGGCCGCACAGCUCGCACACCCCUAAGGCCGGCCCUGGGUGUGACUAGGGUUCAUAAACAAAGGGACUGAACUCUUAAAUGGCAGAGGAUUGAGCAGUGAGGCUGCAGGGGCAUGUUCUAUACACCAAAACUGCUUCAUUAAGCUAAAGUUGUUCAGGUGACUAUAGUGUCCCUUUAAGCAGGAUUUAUUACAUUUAUACAUUAGUCAGUUUUUCUACGUCACAAAAUAUAUAUAUAUAUAUAUAUAUAUAUUUUUUUUUUAUCAAUCUUCCUUUUAUUGAGAUGAAAGCAUUAUACAGAAGCGAAAAAACAAUACUGCAGAGCAAGCCAGCUUGGCAACGUCGACAUACAGGAUUAGGUACGCAAUACUCUGAGCAAGAAAGACAUCUCUUUUUUAAAUUGCUGGAUAUUACAAACGAUGUACCAGGCUAAGCAUGUUCGUCUAUGUCAACAAUAUAACGUAGUUUCACCACAGGAGAGGCUAUAUAGACCGAGGUAAAUAAAUGACAUAAGUAAUAGCAGGCACAGUAUACACAUCCUAGAGCAAGCAUGUCAAACUCAAAAGGUAGCACGGGCAAAUAAACAAGGUUUACGUUUUUGUGGGCCGCAAAAAAAACAGACUUAAAUUUUCAUAGAAACGUAGGUUUGUUUUGAAAAGUACAGUAGAAAAAAAAACAGUAUCCCCCUCUACUAAACCCCAGUCGUCGUCCCCUACACUAAAUCCAAGUCACUAAAUCCAGUUUUGUGAUGCCAGGUGCCGGAAUGACGUCAUAUUCCGACACCCUUCAUCACUACAGCCUCAAAUCUGUUAUUGAAAGAGUCCAGCCACUCUUUAUCCCUGUGGCUCAGUUGAGAGUGCAGCGUGUCAUGGCCGGCGUCCAUUUUGAUUUUGCCUUGUGGGCCUCGAGUAUGUGUGCGGUGUGCUGCUCGGGGGUCUGUGAGCCCCAGUGGGGACCAGGAUAACCCCCGCCAGUCCGGGGAGGGGAGAGAUCAGGGUUCGUGGCAGGUCCCACCUGGUGCUGCGCCACAGGGUGCGGGCGAUCGGCAGCCUCACCCAUCUGCCUGCUAUGCUGGGCUGCAGCGGAAUGUCCGCUGAGAAUAGCUUUAGAAGGGUCGCUCUGGUGGUUAGAGCCGCUCUUGGGUAUGCCGUGGGUAAGGUGCAGCUGAGUGCUGAGAUUUUUGAAGACUGGCUACCUAUGAUACAGGCUUAUUUAUGGAGUCUUUGUGGGAGCUUUCACGAUCUGCAGCCAGCCACCAUGAUGCCCAGGCCCCGCCCCCGUUUAAUUUUUUUUGUCCAUAGAUUUAGUUUUGUAUGUUUUUAUAUGGCCACUGAAUGGUAUUCUUUCAAAAUAAAUGGCUUUUUAAAGUCGCUGAGGUUGCAGAGGAUGUAUCGAGUGAACCACCAAACUCUUAUUAGCUUUUCCUCAAGCUACGUAAGGUUCUUGAUAUUAAAUGUCCAUUGUACAAUGUAGGAGAAAUCUUGUGCAUGGCAGUUUUCAUUCUCCUGAGCAAGCCCAACGCUACUCAAAAUAUUCCCUUUGUAGCAAUUGAUCCACCUAUAAAAUAAAAAAGUAUAAUUGUAUAAUGUACAUGUUUACAUUUCGCCACCUUGUACGGUUUAUAAUAAAUCUCUAUAAGCUAUUUGCCAUUUUUUUUGAGGGGUGAAAGUAGAUUUAGUACAUGGCAGAUAACUCCUAUUUUAUCUCUCUUUUUUUCUUUUGUCCCCUUGUCUCUUCUUUAGACGACGAUAAUAUGGGAUGCACACACAGGUGAAGCAAAGCAGCAGUUUCCAUUCCAUUCAGGUAUUUAAAGAAGUGCAUUUCUUCUUUAAUUGUUUGUUAAAUUGUAGCCUUUGUUCUUUGAUGAAAGUACAUUAACAAUUAAUCCAUCAUUUAUACUUUAUAUAUUUAUGUAUAUAUUUCAACAUUUCUAAAUGUGAUUAUUACAAGCCAGAAGUAAGUUAAAGUAUCACUGUCCCUUUAAGCUGUGUCCCCUAAGUACUCAUAUUUGUGGUCCACCCCUGAUUUAUAUGGUUAAAGAAGGCAUUUAUAUAAAACAACGGCACCCUUCAGUUUGCAUAGGAACAAAAUGUAAUUAAAGGAAUAUGAAAAACUCUAAAAGUGCUUUACGAUGCAUGCUUCGUUGUCAAAAUUUAAAAUAGUGCAAAUUUGAAGAGAAAUAUGCACUUUAAUGACUUUAUUAAAAGCAAUUUGGGAGCACACCCAUGGCAGCCAAGCUGACACUCAAUACGCUUUUUGAUUUACCCCACUUCACUAUUAAGCACAUUUGUAGAGAUUCUAUUGGUUUAGCAUUAGUCAAUGCUUAUGUAUGAGAAGUAUUCUAUUGGAUGAUCGCGACAUAAGAUUGGCGCAUUCAUCCCAGUUGUGCAUGCACCAAUACUCUUCAGACACGAAGGGGAGCCCUGAAUCUCUCCCAUGAAGAAGAUGACACACUGUAUUUUAACAAUGAAAAAAAAUGUUUUGUAAUAUAGUGCUUUGAGAUUUUUAUAGCCGGGUACAGUUGAAAAAUAAAAAUGAUGUAGUGACAUUAUAUUUAUCUCAGUGGGUGGCAGCAUUUACUGCAAAAGUGUUCUACCUCGAUCUCAUGUAUAUAUAAAACUUACAAGGAAAGUGAAGUGGAAAUCAACUCAAUCGAUUGAUUAUUCUUUGUGUAUAUGCCCCUGACCAAAUUAAUGAAACAAUGCGUGCACGCUCCCUGAAGUAAUUCACACCAGACGCAAGUUUCAGGUAGUUGAAUAACUUGAGGAAAGUUUAUUCAGAGGGGACGGCAAGUCCCUUUUAAAGCAAAAUUACAUCAUAAGCAUUGUCAGAGAUAACAUGGAAUAAUACGGUAUCAAUUGGUUAGGUGUUAAGUAGUUAUCUUAGUGCUCUGCCUACUAGAGGUGAUGUCACUGAGACCAUGAGGGUCUCCCCCAGAUCUCAGCGCCAUCUUGUUACACGAGGUAGUUAGUCGAGGUUAUAGGGAGGGAGGGGUUAGAAACUUCUAGCAGCCAUUUUGUCUAAACAUGCGUGAAUAGCUUAUCUACUGUUUUCAGUGCAAUGGGUAAAUAGACAUUUUACUAACUACAAGAUUAUAUGUGUAUAUAUAUUCAUAUUUUAAUUCCACAACAGAAAGGUUAAAGGAUCUUAACAUAUAUAGCUUGGAGGAAAGACGAUACAGGCGGGAUAUGAUAGAAACAUUUAAAUACAUAAAUGGAAUCAACAUAGUAAAGGAGGAGAUUAUAUUUAAAAGAAGUAAAACUACCACAACAAGAGGGCAUAGUCUUAAAUUAGAGGGGCAAAGGUUUAAAAAUAAUAUCAGGAAGAAUUACUUUACUGAGAGGGUAGUGGGUGCAUGGAACAGCCUUCCAGCUGAAAUGGUAGAGGUUAACACAGUAAAGGAGUUUAAGCAUGCAUGGGAUAGGCAUAAGGCUAUCCUAACUAUAAGAUAAGGCCAGGGACUAAUGAAAGUAUUUAGCAAAUUGGGCAGACUAUGUUUCUAUGUGAAAGAAAGCCUGCAUUGCUUGAAGAAAACUGUAAUUUUAAUGCUUUAAUUGUUUGCACUGUAUAAAUGAUAAUAAUAUUAAUAAGAACUGUUGGCAUAACUCAUUAGCUAUAGGUAAGGAUUUUUGGAGAUCAGAGGGGAUAUGUGUUUUAUUUUUUUUAUGUUUUAAUUACAUUGUAUGAGAGAUUGCCUUGCCACAGCCAAAACACACAGUGUUAAGGCACAGGCAUAAAAAUCUCUUUAAUAACCGAAAAGGUGCCAAGAGAACUGUUGGAUUAGACUUCUGAAAAAACCCAAAAUUGAUGUCUACUUAUUUGAGUACUUUGCAUAGUAUUUAUUACAUGGUAAUCUGGGUAAAAAGAAAAAGGCUCCAGUCCAUUGAGUUUAACCUUUUAAAACACAUCUGUGUAUGCUGUUGAUCCUAAAAAAGGCAAAAAUCCCAAUUUAAGACAACGGACAAUUAUGCCACAAAAAGGGAAAACAAAGUCGAUCUUGACUCCACAAUGGCAAACAGAUUUGUCCUUUGAAUAACAAACUGUAUACAAACAUAUCAAAUGUAAUAUAGUAAAUGUAUGUCCUCAGGAAACUGUAGAAAUGCAAUAUAUGUACAGGCUAGUGUGGGUUGGGAUUUUCCUAUUGCCUUAUGAUAUAUGUUUCAUGAAUGAGGAUACUGUUUGACACACAUGUUCGUCUUAGCUUUGUCUGUCACUAAAUGUAAGUAAAAAUAGUCACAUACUUUCUGUGUUUGACUAUCUCUUCAGCACCUGCUCUGGAUGUAGAUUGGCAAAACAACACCACAUUUGCCUCGUGUAGUACAGACAUGUGUAUUCAUGUGUGCAGACUUGGCUGUGACCGCCCAGUCAAAACCUUUCAAGGACACACGGUAAGUAUAUUAUGCACAUAUGUGAUAAGAUUUUGUCUUUGUAUUAUUUAUUUCUAGUCAUGCCAGUUAAAUCUUACACAGCACAUAAACACAGCUUAAAAUGUUCUAUAGAUACAUUAAAUGUUAUUUCUGGCAAUUAUGAAACAGUGCUGACAUUUUUUACCAUCCGCUUCAUGUUCUACAUAUACAUUCAAAUACAUUACAGAGCGUAGGAUACACAUUUUCACACACAUAUAUAGCUAGAACGGCUUAACACAUUUUAACACACGUAUGUAGCUAGAAUGGCUUAACACAUUUUAACACACAUAUGUAGCUAGAAUGGCUCAACACAUUUUAACACACAUAUGUAGCUAGAAUGGCUUAACACAUUUUCACACACAUAUAUAGCUAGAAUGGCUUAACACAUUUUCACACACAUAUGUAGCUGUAGGAAAUUAUUGUAGAUAUUCAAUAAUAUCAAAAAUUGAAACUUAAAAUUGAGAUUUAAGUUAAAAUACAUUUUAGCAGCUUUUCUAUAGAACUUUGACUAACCAUAUGGAUUUGUUCAUAAAUGAAAGCCUAAUUAGAAAAUUCAGGCUAAAAUUGCUUAUUUGGAAAAAUCCCUCUAGUUCAUACAAAAAGGUCUGUCUCAUUUUACCUGAAUUUUACAGGUUGUUUUUCAAUUCAUCACGAUUCACUGUUUAAUGAAUAAGCUUCCUGGAAUAAUGCGUUUUAGGUCCUGAGUAUAAGUAUGCUGGGUUCUUUUUUGCCUUUCCUGACAUUUCUCAUUUCAACGGAUUAUAAAUGCCAAGGGCUAUGAUAUAUAUAGUUUUUUUUAUUAUUAUUAUUUUGUAUUCAUGAAUCACGACCAUUCUUUUUAAUAAAGGUCUUCUCUUGAUGGAAUUAUUAAACUGGAAUCUUGCAAACGAUGCUUUCUAAUAAUCAGGACCAAAUGUUUGGAAUUCCUUUUGAUUUAUUUCACUCCACGCUUGACAAAUAUGAUCUUGGCAGAAGAAGAGAACAGAUUUCUGGAAACACCCAUGCAACCGAAUAACAAUUUCAGGAAGAUUGAUUCACUGUUACUUUCAGUUACUUUCUGUUAUUCUUGUCUGCAGAUUGUAACUUUAUACUUUCUCAGACAUAUCCAGUUUUAUUAAUUACAUUUUAAGUAGGGAUAAUUAAUUUCACACCUUCUGAACCUAUAUUUAACUUUUUAAGCAAUUUUGGUGAUUAAGCUACACUCUUCAGUCUUAUUUUUUUAAUGCAAAUAUUCAAUGUCCAUAGUACUCAUCAUAUGCUUGAAAUCAUAUAUUAUAUUUGUUCUGCUACCCAGUUGGGCACACAUGGCUAUAGAUGGCACUUUAGGAGUAUAUAUACAAGAUCCUUGUUUAGGGUAUGAUUUCACAAUUUACUAUUUGAAGUGGACAUGCACGGAUGAAAUUAUCUUUGUAAUAUUUAUAAUCAGUGCUAUUAAACCUCUUGAUAAUUGCAUAGCUCCUACCGUCUGCCAUGAUCCCUAAUUUUUACAUCACAUAGCUGAGAAGAGAUAUGCGUCCAUUAAGUUCAGCCUUUCUCACAUCUGUUUUUGCUGUUGUUCCAAAAGGAGGCCAUAAAAGCCAAGUCUGAAGCACUUCCAAUUUUGCAACAAACUAGGAAAAAAUUCCUUCUUGAUCCUAGAGCUGCAGUUCAAUCUUUGCUUGGAUCAAGAAGCUAUUACCUAACAUUUUAAAUGAUAUUUUUGAUUCCUACCAUGACCUCACCAAUGAGCUUACUGGCCCAGGCCCUCAAACAUUUGUUUUUGCUAUUUCUACAUGAAGUACUGUUUGGCAGCAUGCUCAUCAAAUAACUUAAAGAAACACUACAGUGACAGGAAUACAAAUAUGUAUUGCUGUCAUUAUAAGUGUGAAAGGGAUGUUUGGGUGUCCUGCUCCCCUGACAGCGAAGUGAAGGGUGAGAUUACUAACUUUUAUUUCAACACCGCACAGGUCUGGUACCACUCACAUUCCGCCCCUUUGGCUAUCAUUAUUAAAAUAGAUGAUCUUAGCCAAUCCAAUGCUUACCCAUUAGAUAGCAUUGGGAGGAUAUUGUGCAUGCGUGGCAAAAUAGAACACAUAAAUAAAUAAAUACAUCUGUUAAAUAGAUAUACAGGGAGUGCAGAAUUAUUAGGCAAAUGAGUAUUUUGACCACAUCAUCCUCUUUAUGCAUGUUGUCUUACUCCAAGCUGUAUAGGCUCGAAAGCCUACUACCAAUUAAGCAUAUUAGGUGAUGUGCAUCUCUGUAAUGAGAAGGGGUGUGGUCUAAUGACAUCAACACCCUAUAUCAGGUGUGCAUAAUUAUUAGGCAACUUCCUUUCCUUUGGCAAAAUGGGUCAAAAGAAGGACUUGACAGGCUCAGAAAAGUCAAAAAUAGUGAGAUAUCUUGCAGAGGGAUGCAGCACUCUUAAAAUUGCAAAGCUUCUGAAGCGUGAUCAUCGAACAAUCAAGCGUUUCAUUCAAAAUAGUCAACAGGGUCGCAAGAAGCGUGUGGAAAAACCAAGGCGCAAAAUAACUGCCCAUGAACUGAGAAAAGUCAAGCGUGCAGCUGCCACGAUGCCACUUGCCACCAGUUUGGCCAUAUUUCAGAGCUGCAACAUCACUGGAGUGCCCAAAAGCACAAGGUGUGCAAUACUCAGAGACAUGGCCAAGGUAAGAAAGGCUGAAAGACGACCACCACUGAACAAGACACACAAGCUGAAACGUCAAGACUGGGCCAAGAAAUAUCUCAAGACUGAUUUUUCUAAGGUUUUAUGGACUGAUGAAAUGAGAGUGAGUCUUGAUGGGCCAGAUGGAUGGGCCCGUGGCUGGAUUGGUAAAGGGCAGAGAGCUCCAGUCCGACUCAGACGCCAGCAAGGUGGAGGUGGAGUACUGGUUUGGGCUGGUAUCAUCAAAGAUGAGCUUGUGGGGCCUUUUCGGGUUGAGGAUGGAGUCAAGCUCAACUCCCAGUCCUACUGCCAGUUCCUGGAAGACACCUUCUUCAAGCAGUGGUACAGGAAGAAGUCUGCAUCCUUCAAGAAAAACAUGAUUUUCAUGCAGGACAAUGCUCCAUCACACGCGUCCAAGUACUCCACAGCGUGGCUGGCAAGAAAGGGUAUAAAAGAAGAAAAUCUAAUGACAUGGCCUCCUUGUUCACCUGAUCUGAACCCCAUUGAGAACCUGUGGUCCAUCAUCAAAUGUGAGAUUUACAAGGAGGGAAAACAGUACACCUCUCUGAACAGUGUCUGGGAGGCUGUGGUUGCUGCUGCACGCAAUGUUGAUGGUGAACAGAUCAAAACACUGACAGAAUCCAUGGAUGGCAGGCUUUUGAGUGUCCUUGCAAAGAAAGGUGGCUAUAUUGGUCACUGAUUUGUUUUUGUUUUGUUUUUGAAUGUCAGAAAUGUAUAUUUGUGAAUGUUGAGAUGUUAUAUUGGUUUCACUGGUAAUAAUAAAUAAUUGAAAUGGGUAUAUAUUUGUUUUUGUUAAGUUGCCUAAUAAUUAUGCACAGUAAUAGUCACCUGCACACACAGAUAUCCCCCUAACAUAGCUAUAACUAAAAACAAACUAAAAACUACUUCCAAAAAUAUUCAGCUUUGAUAUUAAUGAGUUUUUUGGGUUCAUUGAGAACAUGGUUGUUGUUCAAUAAUAAAAUUAAUCCUCAAAAAUACAACUUGCCUAAUAAUUCUGCACUCCCUGUACUCCAAAUGAAAACAUACAUGCGUUUAAUAAUGAAUUUAUUUUCAUUGAGGUAUAUCUAAAAACAGCUUGCAAAGUAUGCACUCCCCUUCUUCCCCAAGACUUGAUGUGGCUGUCCAAUCACAGACUUCCCAAAACAGCUCAAUGAGAAGUCUUUGUAAGGCAGGUGCUGUGGGCAAUUGCUGCCUCAUGAGUUUAGCUACACUGAGCUAAACAAUCAGGAGGAAAUAUGACCAGUUGUCUGACUGACAUCCAGGGGUGUGUAACCAGGUUAAUUUAUAAAUGUACCAAUUUUGUAUUGAAAUCUGCGCUUUUUGUAAAUUUAAAAGAGGACGCUCUUAACACGUAAAGCACUUCAGUGUGCCUCAAAGGUUAGAAUAUCUCUUCAAAGUCUCUGUUGUGACAUGCAUCCAUUCUUACUACCAAUUUAAAAAGCAAGGCACUUCAGGGUGCCUCAAAGGUUAGAAUAUCUCUUCAUCGUCUCUGUUGUGACAUGCAUUCAUUCCUACUACCAAUUUAAAAAGGAAGGCUGGUUAAGUAUUAUUUAGAAAUUAAUUUGGGUUGUUGUGGCCAGAUCAAUUUCCAUGGUCUUCAUAUACUCAAUAAUGCACACUGUUAGUGUUUGAAAAGCUGCAUUUAGGCAGGUUUUGUUUUGUAGAGAUAUGUGCAGAUGCUCUGCCUCAAGGUAAAAUGACGAAUAAUUCUUUAAUGUACAUGAGGAUCAUUGGCUAGAUUACCUGCAUGUUUUACUGUGUAUUUAAAUGUUGUGUUGAAAAGCAAAUACCAACUUGGUUCCACUGUAAAUAUGACCAAGGACACAAUAUUAACUUGGCAAAUGAUACAAUAUGAAUGCUUUAUGGAAUAAAAAUUGUAGAUAAUUUAACAUGUACACUGAAAUUAAACAUGUGAUCACUGUACAAAUUGGAAAAAUGCACUUUAAACUAAAAUUAUAUUUUAAUCGAUGGCACAUGACUGCCCUCUUAUGGUUUCCUGGCACUCUUGUAAAUGCUUAAAAAUAAAUCAAGUUUCAUUUAAUUAAUCAGAAUCCCAUGUCUUCUUUUUUCUUUUUAGAAUGAAGUAAAUGCAAUUAAAUGGGACCCGUCAGGAAUGCUCUUAGCCUCAUGUUCCGAUGACAUGACUCUGAAGGCAAGUAACUCGACUUAAAAAGAUAUGUGCAGGCUUGUCCAAGGUUUUAUAAUUAUGUUUUCUCAUUGGAUUAUUGGGGGAGGGGUGUCUCCCUCCUCUGGAUUAAAAAAAAAAAAAAAAAAAGUAUUACUUUAAUUAUUAUAAUUAUUUUUAUUUUUUUCAUUACUUUCUUGUCCUUAAUUUGAGAUUGGAUAUGGUGGUUAGUUGGAGUAUUUGGUGUUAUGACUACGCUUAAAAUAAUAUCAUGGAAUGUUCAGGGGUUAAAUUCGCCCCAGAAAAGGGGAGCUGUUUAUAAAUUUCUGAAUGAAAAUUCAAUAGAUGUUGCAUUUUAUUCAAGAGACACACUGGAUUGAGUCCCCAGACAGACUCUGGAAAUUAAAAAAAAAUCCCUUUAGUUUUUGCUUCAAAUCUAGAGGGUAGAAAGAAAAAAAGAGGCACUGCCAUUAUAAUUUCCAGUAGACAUGUAGUUGAAAUCAUACAUCUAUCGACUGAUACCAUGGGUAGAUACUUAAUGCUAAUUGCAACAUCGAUGGCAUUAAGAAUACUUUUGUCAACAUCUAUGCGCCAAAUCGUAAUCUGAUUGGGCUACUUGAUCGAAUUAUGGAAUUAUUAGAUGAGUAUGCAUGUGGGAAUAUUAUUAUAGGAGGUGAUUUCAACUAUGUUAUAGACCCAAAAAUAGAUAAAAAUCACAAACAUAAAAUUGGUGUUAAAUUAUCAAAUUCUCACUUAUCUGAUUUAGCGGAUUUUUUAGUCAAGAACUCCCUAUUUGAUUGCUGGAGGAUCCUGAAUCCUAGCGAGAAAGAUUAUACAUUCUUCUCUCAUGUACACCAAUCAUACUCUCGUAUCGAUGUGUUUUUUGUUAAGGCUGGUUUUCUAGAGUCAAUUAUUAAAUCUACUAUUGGAUCUAUAGUAAUAUCAGAUCACGCACCAUUAUUUUUGAAUAUUAGUCUUAAAAAGGGCUGUAGAUCUAGGACAAGGUGGAGGCUAAAUGAAAGCCUACUGAAAUUAGAUCAUAUUCGUUGAAACUCGUUGAAAUUGAGAAUUUUUUGAAUACUAACAAUAAUUGAGAAGUUUCAUCAGCUAUGGUUUGGUGCACUCUUAAAAGUUAUACAAGUGGCCUAUUAAUUAAAUAUGAAUCAGAACUCAAACGUAAGAAGGGAGAGUCUUUACAAGAACUGAUGAUAAAUUUGGCAAAAAAAGAGCGCCUCAAUAAAGUUGAGACAAGCAAGGAACUAAUUGAGGAAAUAACCAAAAUAAGGUCAUCUAUUAAGGAUAAAACAUAUGAGAUGGUUAAUAAAAAUCUUGUUUUUCUUAAACAAAGAUGGUACCAUAACAACAACAAAAUUAGUAGAGAUCUUUCAAACAAACUUAAGAAUUAUACUAAAGAUAAAUCUAUAAAAAAAAUAGUGUUGGGGGAUGUUCAUCUUUGCUCGUCCAAUGAUAUUGCCAAGGCAUUCGUAGAUUUUUACAGUUCAUUGUAUAAUUUAGAGGAAGUAGGGGCUGAUAAGAAUUAGAUCGAUAACUUUUUAAUUAAACUUAAACUCCCUAAAAUCAAGCAGGAGAAACUAGAAAGAUUAAAUGCUCCAUUCCUACUAUCAGAAAUAGUAGAAGUGAUAGAUAAUUUAAAAUCUUUGAAAAGUAAGGCGCCGGGCCCAGAUGGCUAUUCGGCGAUAUUUUAUAAAACAUUCUCUAAAACUAUCUCCCCUAUUCUUCUAGAGAUGUUCACAAGUGUGUUUACAGACUCUCCAUUUCUGAAGGAGAUGAUGUUGACCUCGAUUAUACCUAUACCAAAGGCGGGUAAAGAUCCAACAUUAAUUACCAACUAUAGACCAAUAUAACUAAUUAAUGUAGAUAUUAAAAUAUUCUCCAGUAUCUUGUCUAAUCGACUUAAAGAGGUUAUAGGAGAUUUGAUCAUGGGGGACCAAUCAGGGUUUGUGAAGGGAAGAAGCACUUCUGAUAACACGCGUAGGAUAUUUAAUUUAAUACAUAGAAUGAAUGAAAAUAAAUUGGGCUCGGUUAUUAUGGCCCUCGACGCCAAGAAGGCCUUUGAUAGCGUCAAUUGGAAAUUUCUUGACUCUGUCAUGGGCCGAUUUGGUCUCAAGGGACAAUUUAGGAUUAAAACUAUGUCGUUAUAUAAGAAUUCCUCAGCUAAAAUUAGUAAUCCUUUCUUUGAGUAAGAUCCAUUUGAAAUUAAAAAUGGAACUAGGCAGGGCUGCCCCUUGGCCCCCAUCCUCUAUUUUCUUACAAUUGAACCCUUAGCUAUAAUGAUUAGACAAGAUACUAAUAUAAAGGGUGGAAUCAAAGAGUGGAGAUGUUAAGAUAUCUCUUUUCGCCGACGACGUACUUCUUACUUUGGUCGACCCUCUGGUUUCUAUUGCAUCCUUGUUGGAAGAUAUUUCUACAUUUAGUAGCUUUUCUAAUUAUAAGAUUAAUAUGAAAAAGUCUCAAAUUUUAUCCUCCUUUUUAACUAAAACUCAGAGAGAUCUUUUGUCUUCACGUUUCCACUUGGCUUGGGCAAAAGAUAAAAUUGACUAUUUAGGGAUUAAAAUAUCAUUUGAUAUCGCUUGUGCGAUACAAAUGAAUUAUGAUAAUCUAUUUACGGAACUGCAAUAUCAGGUUACAAAAUGGAAGAGGAUAGAGUCAUCUUGGAUAGGUAGAUUAAAUAUGAUUAAAGCCUUUUUGAUGCCAAAACUUCUUUAUCUAUUUAGGGCUAUUCCAUAUAGAAUUGAGAUAGGGACGCUUAAUCGCUUUCAAAAUAUGUUCUCCAACUAUAUUUGGCUAGAUAGACUACCCAGGAUAGCGUUUGAAACAUUGCGAAAGAGUUAUUCGAAGGGAGGCAUAGCAUUUCCGGACGUGGUGAAGAUUCAUGAAGCAUGUAAGGCAACUUAGCUUUUGCUCUGGUUAGAUUCGGAUCAAAAUAUGCAUUCGUGGCUCAAGCUAGAACAGGAAUAUAGCCCCACUUAUAAAUUGUCCACUCUGGUGUAGCUGGGUCUUAUGGAUCUGUGUGCAUUGGACAAGGAUCAGUAUUCUAAUAAAAUCCUAAAUGAUAUGGUAGCUACCUCGAAAAUUCUAAAUAAAAAGUUAAAUCUGGUAGGUAAACUGCUCAAUGAUGCCCCUGUUGAGGUGUUAUAUCAUGCUAUGGUGGAUUUAAAUGUUAAAUCUUGGAAACAAUUAGGAAUACGGAAAAUUGCUGAUCUAUGUGAGGGUUAUAAACCGGUUAUAUUUGCUCAAUUACAAUUUAAAUAUAAUCUUCCUUCUAAAGAACUAUUCCAAUACCUAAGAAUUAAGAACUUUUUAUUAGCGAAAGUUAUACUUAAAGAUCAAGAUAUUGUUUCCCAAAUAGUACUGAACCAAAAGAGAGGAGGAAUUUCUAGAUUUAAUAAAUUAUUUGAUUCAUUGGAUCAAGAUUCUCAUGUCCCCUCGUUCAUCAAAUGGGAGUUGGAUAUUGGGAGGUCCUUUACCUUUGCAGACUGGAUUAAAGCCACUCGAUUAGUAAAGCUGUAUAUUCACAACGUAUCUUUGAUUGAAAUUCAUCUUAAGUUGAUAUACAGAUGGUAUCUGGUUCCAGUCAGACUUCAUAAAGUAUCUCCUUCCCAUUCGAGGGUAUGUUGGAGAUGUGGGAAAGAGGAAGGUACAAUUUACCAUAUCUGGUGGGAAUGCCCGGUUCUCGAUAAUUUCAAAUUUCAAAUGCUAGACUUAAUACAAUCGAUUUUUGAGGACGUUAAAGAAAUGAGUCCACAAUUAUUUUUGUUUUAUAUCGACAUUCCCAUACAGGGCAGGAAUCAAAGGUAUCUUCUGACCCAUAUAUUUUUUGCAAUAAAAAUCUGUGUUGCUAGGACAUGGAAAUCUCCCUCCCCCCGGCAUGGCAGAAUAUAAUGGAACAAAUAUGGUUUCAAUAUAAGAUGGAAUCGGGUUUUAACCUCAAUUCUGGUAUUAAGAAUUUGACCAAAUUGUGGCUACAAUGGACUAGAUUUCAAAAAUCACAAUAAUUAGGUAGAUCUUGGAUUGCACCUUGUCGAAUCUCAGGAUAGGAAGUUGGUACAGUAGUUCCUUUUUUUUGAGGGGAGGAGGGGUUAUUUAUUAUGGUGAAUUGUGUAUUGUGUAUUAUGACUGUCCACAUACUGUUUCAAGAUGUAGACCUUUAUGUAUAAAUGUUGUCUUAAAAGGUUGUGAUGUAAUUUCAUAUGUUCAAUUUGGACACAUUUACAUUAUCUGUGAGAAACUGUUUUUUAAUAUGGAAAAUUUUGUAUGAAUAAAGAUUAUAAAUAUAUAUAUAAAAAAAAAGAUAUGUGCAGCAGCAGAACAUAAUCUACAACAUCAUUAAAAAACAAAUCUUUCUAUUAAUAUUGAUAGAUUCCUGUUUAUAUCUAACAAACAUUUCAUUGUUCCAAGGUGUGAAAUGUGUGGUUUGCAGGAGCAUUUAAUGUGACUAUCAUGCUCAUUCUUACUAGAGAUUUUGCUCCUGUUUUAUUAAAGGAACACUAUAGUCACCAGAACAACAACAGCUUAAUGUAGUUGUUCUGGUGAGUAUAAUCAUUUGCCUUCAGGCAUUUUUAUGCAAACACUGCCUUUUUAGAGAAAAGACAGUGUUUACAUUGUCCUUAGAAAAACCUCCAAGUGGUCACUCCUCAUAUGGCCACUGGAGGUGCUUCCUGGCUCAGGGCUGCACAGUAGGCAGCACUGCUGUUCAGCGUCUCUAUGCUCUGCAUGGGGAAGCUAAAUUUGAGUUUUAUUAAGUUUUAAGGGGGCUAAGGGGUAGCAAACCACCUAAAUGGUGGGUUUAGCACUAUAGGGUCAGGAAUACAUGUUUGUGUUCCUGACCCUAUAGUGUUCCUUUAAGUUUGCCUCCCCACUCUUCAAAUAAAUCCUGCCCACCCAUUCUAGGACCCUUACUCAUAGCUGAGUUUAUCAAUAUGGGGAAGAAAAAGGACAGACUUUAAACUGUGAAUACAAUUGUGUUUUGCGCACAGUGUUGUGGUUAUGGUGCUUUGAAUGUUUAUUUAACAAUAUUGUUAGAUAUAAUUGUGCCAACUCAAAUAACAUGUGAAUUGUAAGAUCAGAUGGCAAUUGCCUGGUAUAAAUGGGGAAGGUAUUCUACCCAAAGUAAGUAGUUGGCACUUUUGCCAUCUAUAGUGUACUGAUAGGUAGUAAAUCUAUUACAGCUAUUGUUGGUAGUAUGGGAUUCUGAAAAAAACAUUUCAAUGACAAGAGAGUCGACAUAUAUGUCUGAAGCAGAUGUAUUUAUGAAUAGAUAUUUUUCAUGCCUAUACAAAGCCAUGAUUUUCAUUUUCUGAAAUAUGACCUCAAGAGUUGCUUGUUUCUGUAUGUUAAGCCUUGUAAUUUGGAUAAACUCAUCUGGCUUCAGUAACAAUGUAUCUUUUUGCCUUGCACCAUUCAAGAUUUUGAUAGGUUUUUUUUUUUUUCUCUUGUGGAUGAGCUUGCCAAACAUUCUUUGUGUUAGAAUAAAUCCUAAAAUGACAAAUGGCAGAUCAUUCCAUUUGCUCUGCGUAUGCAAAAUAUAAAAACUGUGCACUUGGGAAAAAAACAAACAUGUUACUUUGUAAAAUGGUUAUUUCCCCCCCCCCCCCACACAAUCUUUUAAUUGCCGUUGGGUAGGGAGGACGCUAAAUCUAAAUAAAGACUAGAAGAUUAUAGUGUUAGGAAUAUAUGUUUGUUUGGGCUCUUUGUCACGCUUGACAAAGGGCCUGAGGUAGAAAUAUACUCAUAUUAAGAUGCAUUAAAGUGUUAUAGUUUUAGUACAUUUACAAUUUACUAAAAUGCAAAAGUACAUGGGCAAAAUUGUUAUUAUUAUUUUUAUUUUUGCAUGUCCAUAAUUACAAUUAGCAGGUCUAGUGUAAAAACUAUUCAAUGAUAUAUUGUUUUUAUUUCAGAUGAUCUCAUGAAUUGUAAUAUUUUUUUGUGUGUGAAACACAUAUAUCAUCUGAUAAAAAUUAUGGUGUAAACCAAAUUAAUAAUAAUAUUCAAUACUGUAGUUAGAAUUCUAAGUAGUAUAAUCCUUGUUUGUAUUUAUUUUUGAUAGAUAUGGAGUAUGAAACAAGACAUCUGUGUACAUGACCUGCAGGCCCACAAUAAAGAAAUCUACACCAUCAAAUGGAGUCCAACAGGUCCAAGCACCAGCAAUCCAAACUCAAAUAUCAUGUUAGCCAGGUGAGCAAAAUUAAUAUCCUUAACCCCUUAAGGACCGGACUGUUUUUGCGAUGUUGUACAUUUGCGACCAGGCAUAUUUUUACACUUUUGUGGUGUUUGUGUUUAGCUGUAAUUUUCCGUUCUCUCAUUUACUGUUCCCAUACAAAUUAUAUAUUGGUUUUUUUAGGACAAAAGGGGCUUUCUUUACAUACCAUUAUUUAUAUAAUCUCAUGUAAUUUAAUUUAAAAAAAAUAAAAAAAUAUGGUGAAAAAUUGAAAAAAAUACAUAGAUUCAAAAUUUUGUCCUGAGUUUAAAAAUACCCAGUGUUUACGUGCUUUUUUUGCAAUUAUAGGGCUAUAGGUACAAGUAGGAUAUUGCGGUUUCAAAACAUACAUUUUUAAAAUUUAUCAAUAGUGACAUUGUAACACUAUUAUCUGUCAUUAAUCUCUGAAUAACACCCCACAUGUACAUAUUUUGUUUAAAGUAGACAACCCAGGGUAUUCAAUAUGGGGUAUGUCCAGUCUUUUUUAGUAGCCACUUAGUCGAAAACACUGGCCAAUAAAUAUUACAUAUAUACGCACGUAGAAUUUAAAUAUAUAAAUGCAUAUUUAUAUAUUUGAAGUCUACGUGUAUGUUUAUAUAAUUAUUUAUGUAAUUAUGUAUAUGGACAUAUGUAUAUUUCGUAUUAUAUCUAUUUAUUUAUAUGUACAUAGAUAUAUAUGCAAAUUCAUUCUAACUGUCUUUUGAUAUAAAUACAUAUAUAUUAAUAUCAAAAUACAGUUAGAAUAAAAUUUUAUAUAGAUAUAUAAUUUUUUUUAAAAUUUUUAUUAUUUUAAAAUUUUUCAAUUUAAUUUAAAUUACUUAUUAUUUAUAUUUUAUAAUAAUAUAUAUAUACAAUAUAUAUAGUUAUUAUAUAUAUAUAUUAUAUAUAUACGUGUGUAAUUUAAUUAUAAGUGUAUUUUUAUAUUAAUAUAUGUGCAUAUUAAUAUAAAAAUACACUUAGUAUGACAUAAUAUAUAUGAUAUAUAGAUAUAUAUUAUAUAAAUAUAAUAUAUAUAAUUAUUAUUUUUUUAAUUAACACUAACUUUAUUUUUUUUAAUGAUUUUACAGUUACAGGAAGACUGUCUGUCAGCACAGGCAGUCCCCCUGCAGGCAGACACAUGGACACCUAUUGUGACCAUUGAUCGCUCUGUUGAGCGAUCACAUGGCCACAGGGGUCCUAAUCCAGUGUGGGGAGACUGUCUGGGCUGCAGGCAGUCUCCCCACAAUGGGAGAAACACCGAUCGCCGCCGGGGGAACGACGGCGACCAGGUAAGUAACUAAGACCGUUAGGACGGUUCAGGACCGUCAGCGGUCAGCAAUGGGAAAGUGCCAAUGACGGUCCUGAACCGUCUGCGGUCCUUAAGGUCUAAGGGGAUCUGUCUGUUUUGGUGGCCUUUGUACCUCUGAUAUUGACAUUAUCCCACUGGCAACAGACCUUAAGUGGAGAUGUCAAAGGUAGGAGAUGUCAAUGGUACAUUUGGCUGUUGCUGUUUUUUUUCUUAUGUCCUGUGUCUUACAUUAAGUCAGUGGUACUAGACAAAUGCACCAGUAAAAUUUUCGUUUCGUACAAAUGAAUUCGUACUAAAUAAAAUUUCAUUCGUACAUCCUGAAUUUCGGCCAUAAAACAUUCGUUAUUAAUAUAAGGGAAUUUCAAUCCUCCCGCAAUGGAAGGUAAUCUCAUUUCAGGAUACGCAUGUUCCCCCUGUUUGUUAGUUCAUAUUUCCUGAACGUCGUUUGUAUAGGUGGUCAGGAAAUAGAAUGGUCAGCGGUCUAAGUUUUACUGGCAUUUGUGCGAGUGCCUAGCCGAAAAGAGUUCCAGGAACUCGAUGACCAAGUACCGCUGCCCACGUUCGAGAGACAAGAUGGCCGCCAUUCUUUUGUCUGCCACGUGUUUGGUUAUACGAAAUGGCGACAACCCAGGGGAAGCAUUCAUUAACUACUUCCGUUAUGGUUUCGCACUUAUGUUGAUGGUGUAAACGAUCUAAUGGGGUACAGGAGUAAUCAUCGUUCAUUAGAUGAAUGGAUUAUGUUAGUAUGAAGUACUCCCAAAUGGAAAAAGGAUAAAACAUACAAAAUAAAGGGGAAAACUUAUGAAUAGGUGGUAAGUUCCCCCACAAUACUCUUACUCAUGGGUUAAGUCUUCUGCUGCAGGGAGAUCCAGUUUUUUUUUGUUUCUCCUCUCUGUUUUGGGGGUUAAUUCUUCUGCAGCACGGAGUCUAUUAAACGAAAGAACUGAAACGAAAAGGUAAUGCAUUCGUCAUUUGCCCUUUUGUUUCGUAUAUAAUUCGUAUGUAGGACUUUUGUUUAUGUUAUAGUAAAUGACUACGAAAAAGUCUGAUAAUUCAGACGAAAUCAUAUCCGUCCGAUAACAAAUGCACAUGUCUAAGUGGUACUCAUUUGACCUUGGAUGGCUGAAAGGCCGAGUUGACUUUUCUGGGAAUUGAAUCUCUGACUCUCUGGACUAAAGAUUUUACAAAGAGCCAUCACAUAAGCCUAUAAAUAAUUUAUACUGUAUGCUAUUAUUUCCCUUUUCUGUUUUCUCUCCACUCUCUUGAUGAGUAAUGUCAGUAGUUUCAAGGACUCUACACUUAUUGCCUAAUACACUGUUUGUUCUGUACACAUUACUUGCCUGCUUUUAGUCUGGGCUAUGCUUCAGAUUAGAGUUAAUUAUUAGGCACUGGAUACCUCCCUUAAGUGUCAUAUUUUACCACUGUCAACCUAAAUUCUCUAGUAUCACAAAAUAGGUACUUUUUUUUUACCCUACCCAAGCCAUAAAAAAUAUCUUGAGUACUUUAAAAAUGAUAUAACCAAACUAUAAAUCACAAUUUGGCUUAAAGGAACACUAUUAAUCAAGCAGUUUUAGCGUAUAGAUCAUGCUUCUCAGGUUUCACUGCUCAAUUAAUUGCCAUUUAGGAGUUAAGUCACUUUGUUUCUGUUCAUGCAGCCCUUGCCACACCUCCCCUGACUCUGAUUGACACAGCCUGCAUGAAAAAAAACCUGGUUUCACUUUUAAUGAGAUGUAAUUUACCUUAAACAAUUGUAUCUCUUUCUCUGUAAAUUGAACAUUAAUCACACACAGGAGGCUCUUGCAGGGUCUAGCAAGCUAUUAACAUAGCAGGGGAUAAGACAAUCUAAAUUAAACAGAACUUUCAAUAAAGGAAGGAUAGACUUUAGUUGACUCUUUACAGGAAGUGUUUAGGAAGGCUGUGCAAGUCACAUGCAGGGAGGUGUGACUAGGGUUCAUAAACAAAGUGAUUUAUCUCCUAAAUGGCAGAGAAUUGAGCAGUGAGACUGUAGGGACGUGAUCUAUACACUAAAACUGCUUCAUUAAGCUAAAGUCGUCUUGGUGACUAUAGUGUCCCUUUAAAGCAAUACUCUAGGCAACUUUACAAAUUUAACUUUAAUAAAGCAGCUUGGUUGUAUAGGUCAUGCCAUUGCAGACUAUCUGCUCAAUUCUCUGUCAUUUAGGAGUUAAAUCACCUUUGUUUCUUUUUAUGCCUGUAAAUCUCUAGCCACACCUCCCCUAAUCGUGACUCACAGCCAACAUUAAAAAUGGUUUAAUUUUGAAUGAGUAGAGUGUGUUUACUUUACUAAAAAAUUUUUUCUUUAACCCCUUCAGGACCGGCCUGUUUUGGCAUGUUGUACGUUAAGGACCAGGGCUGUUUUAACCCUUUUGUGGUGUUUGUGUUUAGCUGUAAUUUUCCUCUUUCUCAUUUACUGUUCCCAUACAUGUUAUAUAUUGUUUUUUUCAGGACAAAAAGGGCUUUCUUUACAUACCAUUAUUUGUAUCAUGUCAUAUAAAAAUAUGGUGAAAAAUUGAAAAAAAACAUGUUUUUUUACUUUUGCUUGAAAAAUCUUUACCGUUCCCCCGGCGGCGAUCGGCGUUGCCCCGCGGCAGAUUAGGACCCCGCGGUCACGUGAUCACUCAACAGAGCGGUCACAAUAGGUGUCUAAGUGUCUGCCUGCAGGGGGACUGUCUGUGCUGACAGGCAGUCUCCCUGCAUGUGUAAAAUAAAAAAAUAAAUAAAUGUUAAUGUUAAUAAAAAAUAUAAUUAUAUAAUACCAUUAUGACGUUUCAGGACCAUCACCGGUCCUCAAGGGGAUUUUUCUGAUAACUCUUCUGAACCGUCAUCGGUCGUGAAUGGGUUAAUCUCCUGCUCUGUUAAUUGAACUUUACUCAUUCACAUGAAAUUUCUGCGUGCUCUAGCUGGCUUCUAACAGAACAGGAGAUAAUAAAUCCAAAAUUAAACAGAAUGUGUAAUAAAGGAAGUUCAAACAUGACCUCUCUCUUUACAGGAAAUGUGUAGUCAGACUUUGAGUUGGGAGGUGUGACUAGGGCUUCAUAAACAAAGUGAUUUAAAUAAUAAGUGGCAGAGAAUUGAUCAGUUAGACUACAAGAGCAUGAGCUAUACAUUAAAGGACCACUAUAGGCACCCAGACCACUUCAGCUUAAUGAAGUGGUCUGGGUGCCAGGUCCAGCUAGGUUUAACCCUUUUUGCAGUAAACAUAGCAGUUUCAGAGAAACUGCUAUGUUUACCUGUGGGUUAAUCCAGCCUCUAGUGGCUGUCUCAUUGACAGCUGCUAGAGGCGCUUCCGCGUUUCUCACUGUGAUUUUCACAGUGAGAAGACGCCAGCGUCCAUAGCAAAACAUUGAGGAUGCCGCGCAUGCGCAUUCAGCCGAUGAUGGAAGAAGAGGGAGGAGAGUCCCGGAAAAAAGGUAAGGGAUUAACCCCUUCCUCUCCAUCCAGCCAGGCAGGUGUGGGACCCUGAGGGUGGGGGCACCCUCAGGGCACUAUAGUGCCAGGAAGACGAGUAUGUUUUCCUGGCUCUAUAGUGGUCCUUUAACACUAGUCUUUUAAGCUAAAGUUGUUUUGGUGCGUAUAGUGUCCCUUUAAGACAUCUAAAAUCAUGUGUUUUUGUUAACUGAUAUCGCUUGACAAGUGGAUGUUCUGUAGAAUAAGCCAAAAUGCAGAAACCAAUUUUAAAGCAUGUGUCAUUUUAAAGCAACACCGCCUUUGUUUUUGGUUUUGUGUCUGCUCAAAACUAUAACACAUCAUACCCAAGCUCUCAAUGCUAAUGUUUGUGCUUUAUAAAUAAUAAAAGUAAUGUAAUACUCCAUUGCACUAACCGCUGCUAGCUUAUGAAUCUUUAACUUUUUUGGUAAUGAAAAAUAUUCUGUGAUUUUAUCUUUUUUAACCAAGACUUCUUUCUCCCCAACAUUUUUUCCUUGUGAUAGAACAAAAACAAGCUGUUCAUAUGACUAAAUCCAUUAAAACUUUACAGUGCUUAUAUAAAGUAUAUUAUUCCACCCAUUGUACUGUGCUACGGAAUCUGAUGGCGCUAUAUAAAUAAUAAAAUAAUAAUAAUAAAAUAAUAAUAAUAUUGCCCACCGUCUGUCAUGAAUUUACAUUACCUAGACUGACAGUGAUUCAAAGUGAGUCAAAGUAAAUUCUCAUUUAAAUGAUUGACCUAGAGUUACAUUGUGGCAAUCCCUGCCUUCUGUCUUCAUCCUAGUGUGAUUUGUGAACUCUCAUAAGAAGGCUAUCAUGCUUCUGAUCAUAUAAAUAAAUAAUAAUAAUGAUUUGCUAUGUUAUGUAAUAUAUUGUAUGCAAUGCCAAUUUGCUUUAUCUCUGUUAUAUAGAGCCAUGGAAUUUGCUGGCACUUUAUAAAACAAAUAUUAAUAAUAUUAUAACCAUAUAACACUCAAAGUCAUGGCCAUGUGUUCUUAUUGAAGGGCCUAGCAUUGUAAAUGUUUGCAGUUUAACCAUUGUGUCUGUAGAACAUGUUAUACCAUACUGUAUGUUUUACUGUUUAAAGGAUUAGUUUACUAAAUUUGACCCUAUAUUCUUUUCUAUUAUAUUGUGUACAUAAUGCAUUUAAAAUGGCAAUAAACAUUAACAGACCUGCACUAUAUAAUAACUUAUCCUAUUAAGUGUUAAUCUAAAAUUGCAUUGUUUGUUAUUGUUGACUAAAACUUUCUUUGUUGUCUUCUCCAAAGCGCUUCAUUUGAUUCAACGGUCCGACUGUGGGAUGUCGAGAGAGGUGUUUGCAUUCACACGUUAACCAAACACCAAGAACCUGUCUAUAGUGUAGCUUUUAGUCCUGAUGGCAAAUAUUUGGCUAGUGGUUCAUUUGACAAAUGUGUGCAUAUAUGGAACACUCAGGUAAGUAAAUGUUUUGGUUGGUUUUUAGAUUAAUAUUAUAAUUAUUCCUGGAAAAGUAUAAAUAUGACCCAUGAGAUGUAUAUAAAAAAUGAGUGCAAUGCCUUGAAAUCCUAUUUUCAUUAUUAAAUGGUUUUAUUUCUAGGUCCAUAGGGUAACCUUGUUGCCGCUAGCCGCUAAGUCAGGCAAUGUAAGGAACAUAUUGUAAAGCAUUAAGGAGCAUCAUUGUUUUCUGAACACAUACAUACUAAUUAACCCUUAAUAGGGCACACAUGAGGUGGACGGCAGCACUGUAACGUGGCUGUGUAAUGCAAAAGCCAACAUUUUUUUGUCUUCUGCUUGGGUUGACCCUAGAAUACCGUGGCUCCAUAAGAAAUGCAGGAUACAGUAUAAAUGUAUAAUGCCAUCUAGUGGUUAAAGUGAAAAUCACACCUGUCCAAAAGCCAAGUGUAUUGCUGAAAGGAAAAAACAGGUCACACCCUGUAUCCGUGGGGACAGGUUCCAAGUCCCCAGCGGAUAGUAGUGAACACUAUGUAAAUAGGCACAACAGGACAUUAACAUUAAUGACUCAUAAUAAAAUAGAACAGUUAUAUCAAACAAUAUGUGAAUGGGGUCUCUCUCUCUCUCUCUCUCUCUAAAAUACUUUUUGUACUGUAUUGACCCUUUUCUUGUCCUUCUUCUUGUGAUGAUGACACAUUGCCUACAUGAUAAGAAAUCAGGUGAAUAACGUAGGUGUUGUGAGUAGUGUUAAGCGACUGUCGACCUUCUGACGAUACGGCUACUAAGAGACUAAUGACUGGGUGCGUAUACAUCGUGGAUACGCAUUACAAAGGGAUGAUUAACGUCCCAUGCAGGACCAUACUGUUACUCAGAACAGCGCACAAGAUAAAUUAUAAAUGUUAAUGUGUUUCAGAAAUUUUACAUUUCAUUAUUUUUUUAUUUUUUUUUGAGCGGUCAGUUGUAGUUAAGGGAAAGUGUGACAACAGAAACUACAGAUACUGAGGCUUUACUGUGUUAUUUAUGAAUGGUUUACUGUGGAUAUUACUGAACUUGCUCAUAAUGCUUUCUUAUUUCUGCAGAUACAAUGUUUUUGUAGUAAAGUAACAUACCGUAGUUACUUGAAAUUUGUAUAAAUGAAAUGAAGCUAUAUGUAGGAUUGUGUACAGUAAUAAAUGUUUGGUUUAUAAAACAACAUAUUCAAAUAAUGUAUGAAUGUUUUGUACUUUUAGAUUAUAAGCUUGCUGGGCAGUGCCCACUUCAACUACUGUUCUAGUAGGUCAAUCAUGUUUUGUGAAACUUAAAGCACUGCUGAAGUGCUUUAUGGGUGAGGAAUAUCCUAGUUUAAUCCCGGUUUAUAAAAGUAGUGAUUUCUAGUGAAUCAGCACUUUUAUAAAUUAACUACUGAACACCCCUUGGCUGCCAAUCAAAUAGCCAGAGAGGUUUACAGCCUUCUUCUGCUAGCUCCCCUGAGCUAUUGGAAAUGUGCCUGCCUCCUCCUCCCACACAGACCUCAAGCCAGAUGUGUGCGCAUGCACAAGCUGGCGCACUCUGGAUGUGGGCACCAAUUACCAGAUUUUACUAAUUACAUGACGUAAAGUCAUGAUUUUAUAAAGGACACGGAGGCGAGUAUUAGGCUUUAUCUCUUUCUUUAUUCCUCAGCAGCAAAGAAAGGAUAUUGAUAUUUUUAAUAUAGCAAUAACAAAAAGAUAAAACAAAUACCCUUAAGGGUUAACCAUAUAACAUUCCAUAUCCAUUAACCAAUAGGAUCAGUCCUUGUACUAUAUCCCUUCAUGUGAGGUAAACUACUUCCUCUUUCUGGCUGAUGCCGAAGCUGAACACAUCAACAAGGGAAAAAAUUUUCUCAAACUUGGGUAAUCUUUCGUAGGGGUUCCGGCGAAUGUUCCAAAGAAUGUCGAGAUAGUGGACGAUCCCGGUUAUGUCAUCACAGGGUUAAGCUGUAGGAGACAGAGAGAUAUAUGGUAAAAUAUAUUCGAAUAUCGUUGUCAUGCAUAUAUGUUGUACCGGUCCUUAGACAAACGUUUAUAUCUGAAAAACAUUGCUUGCGACAUUCUAGCAUAAAUCAGUCUAAAUUGCAGUUACUACCUUAUAACUUAGAUUCUAAACAUCCAAAAUGCCAUAACUUGUUUAUGAGCGAGUGGGUGGGAAAAAAAUGCAUGUACGGCUUACCUUUCAGUGGGCGGGCUAAUACUCGCCUCCGUGUCCUUUAUAAAAUCAUGACUUUACGUCAUGUAAUUAGUAAAAUCUGGUAAUUUUAUUAAAGGACACGGAGGCUCUUAUUAGGCUAGUUUAAAGCUGUGAUAUGACCCUAGAUGAGAUAUGUUCUGUUGGUCUAAAGUAGUAUUCCUUGAACGUCGAUUCUCGGGACCAGUCAGCUGUGCGGAGGAGGUCUUCCAGUUUACAUCCAAUGGAGAAUGCUUUAGAGGCCAUAGCGCCUCUGGUAGAGUGUGCUCCGUAAGCGGCUGUGUCGAUGUUAGCAUUUGACAUUAUCCAUUUCACCCAACGUGUCAGAGUUCCCGUGGAUACUGGUUGAUGAGGUUUCCUCACUGCCAAGAAUAAAUUAUGUGUGUUUGGGUUCCGGAAUGGCUGGGUCCGUAAUUCAUAUUCCUGCAGGCAUGCUACCGGGCAGAGGUUAGCGUUGUGAGGAAAGGAGGGAUAGAAGACUGAAGUGGUGUUCGACUUUGUACGUCUGGUGAUAUUAAACAGGACACCAUCCGGUGUGAAUGAUCGUGCAUCGAUAUCCAAGGCCCUCACGUCUGAUACCCGUUUGCAGGAAAUUAAGCAUAGAAGCAUCGCCAAUUUUGCAGACACUUGUUUGAGUGUUAGGUUCGAGUUUGGGGGCCAAUCUUGCAACAAACGAAGGACCAUAUUCACAUCCCAUAGGGCCGUGUAACGAGGUUGUGGCGGACGUGCAAAUUUUAUGCCCCGUAGGAGACGACAGAUCCAUAAGUGCUUCCCAGCCGGGAAACCUUCCCAACCAGUGUGCCCAGCUGAAAUCGCUGACCUGUAGACAUUUAUGGUGCGAUAAGCCAAGCCUUGAUCAUAAAGGGUAGUAAGGAAACCCAAAACCUGGUUUAUAGGAGCACGUAUGGGAUCCACGUGCCGUUCCACGCACCAACUACACCAUGUGUUCCAGGCAUGGGCAUAGGAACGUCUUGUCCCUGGGGCCCAAGCUCCUGCCAAUAAGUCCAAAGUUGCUUGUGAAACAUUCGGCAUGGUCCAGGGUCCCCGGAGAGGAGCCAUGUGAGGAGUCUGAGAUGACCUUGCACCAGAAGUGGAUGAGAGUUCCCAUCGGGGUCUGAUAAUAAUUCCGUGCUCCCUGGAAUCAAUCUGGGGAGGUCGAUUGACAUUUCCAUGAGCGAAGGGAACCAUGGCUGUGCUGUCCAGAACGGUGUUAUCAAAACCAACGAAGCUCGGGAGCGCUGUAAGUGUAGGAGAGUUCGCGCUAUGAGUGAGAAAGGGGGGAAGGCGUAUAGCCUGGUGUUCGGCCAAUUUUGUAGGAAGGCAUCCACUGCCGUGGCGUCUGGGUCCGGUCUCCAGCUGAAGAAUGAGGGGAGUUGAGCAUUCAGUCGGGAGGCAAAAAGGUCGAUGUGCAUCGGUCCCCAGAGUUGGUGGAGCUUCUGGAAUACUGUGCGAUUCAAUCGCCAUGCACUGUUGUCUCGUAAAUGCCUGGAGUGCCAAUCCGCUACGGUGUUGGAGAGGCCUGGGAGGUAUUCCGCCUGUACGGAUAUGUUGCGACUCAGGCAGAAAUGCCAGAAUUCUUUCGCCAAGUUCGUGAGGGUUGAGGACCUUGUGCCACCCAAGUGGUUGAUGUAGCGGACGGCUGAGACAUUGUCCAUGCGCAGGAGUAUGGAACAAUUGGUCGUGUGUCCGAGGAGGCUCCGUAGGGCGAAUGACCCAGCCAGGAGUUCCAAACCAUUGAUGUGGAGUUCUUUUUCUUCGGAAGACCAUUUUCCACCUGUAGAGGUAGGACCACAGCGGGCCCCCCAUCCCAGUCUGCUCGCGUCGGAUUCUAUGACUAGAUCCGGAGUGGCGCCGAAGAUUGCCUUGCCGUUCCAUGCUUCCAUGUGUUGAAGCCACCAUGCCAGUUCCUCUUUUGCCGCGCAGUCUAGAGGUACAGAAUCUGAAUAGGAGUGACCCAAGCGUAGGUGAGUUGCCUUGAGUUGUUGUAGGGAUCUGUAGUGGAGAGGGCCUGGGAAGAUCGCUUGUAUAGAGGCCGAGAGCAGGCCAAUUAUCCUGGCUAGCUGUCGGAGGGUUAAGACUGGUCGAGUCAACGUCCUCCGGAUUUCCUUCUUGAUAAGUUUUACUUUCGCGGUAGGAAGACUGAGCGUUCCGUGUACUGCGUCUAUAUCGAAGCCCAAAAACUCUAUCGAGUGUGAAGGUUGUAGGAUCGAUUUGUCCCAAUUGAUUAGGAAACCUAGGUUUUGCAAAAGGGUCACUGUCCAGAAUAGGUGUUGAUUCAGUAGCUGUGUGUCUUGAGCCAUGAUCAGCAUGUCGUCGAGGUAUAUGAUCAGACGUACACCUCUGCUGCGAAGGAGGGCAACUACCGGUUUCAGCAGCUUGGUGAAGCACCACGGGGCUGAAGACAGGCCGAAAGGGAGGCAGCGGAAGCGCCACAUCGUCUGUUCCCAUUGGAAUUGCAGUAAUUGCUGACAGUCCUCGGCAAUCGGUAUUGUGAGGUAUGCAUCCUGGAGGUCCAACUUUACCAUCCAGUCUCCCAGUCUUAGUAGGUCUCGGAGGCAGUGUAUUCCUUCCAUCUUGAAGUGAUGGUAUGUGACAAAGGCGUUGAGAGGCCGCAAGUUUAUUACUGGCCUCGUGCCUCCACCUUUCUUGGGUACUAGGAAGAUGUUGCUUAGGAACCCGGGGGCGGUAAUGGGAACCCUGUAUAUCGCACAUUUUUCCUCCAGUGUGCGAAUCUCUUUUAACACUAGUUGUUUGUCUAGUGGGGAAAAAAACAAUCCGAUGUGGCAAUGAGAGUUGAAUCGGCUGUUGUGUAAAUUCGAUGUGAUAGCCGAGGAUGGUCUCUAGGACCCAUGUAUCUGAGGUUAGGUUGUGCCACGCAUCCUGGAAAUGAAACAAUCUGCCCCCCACAGGUACAAAGGGAAAGGUGCGUAAUGUGGAGUGACUCACCAUAAGGCCGACGGCCAUAGGAGGAUCCCCUGGUUCCGCGUGGAUGCCAUGAUCUGCCCCUGGUCGGGAAGAAUGGUGAUUGUGCCCUCGGUUCGGGUGGGUGGAACCGUGGUGUGGCGGAGCCUCGAUAGCCCCGGAACUGAGUCCGGGAGGGGCGGCCGGACAGACGGCCCCGCUGUCUGCCGGCCCCCCCGAAAACCUUUUGCGAGAACACUCGCUUCAUAUUAUGUUGUGCCUUAUCUAGUGCCGUAAAUGUGUUUACGUAAUUACCCAGGGUCUUAACAAAAUUGUCUCCGAAUAAGAGACCUUUUGCCUGUGUUCCAGGCUCAGAGAUUGCCAAAUGCACUAGUUUUGGCUCGAUUUUCAUCAAUAUGGCUUUACGCCUUUCUGUGGCCAAAGCGGUGUUGGCAUUUCCUAUUAGGCAUAUGCCCCUCUGAAUCCAGCCUCUGAUGGCCAUCAAGUCAAUUGGGGUCCCCCCAGUAAGGGCCGCUUCGACCAUAUCGAAGAUUUUAGCUAUAGGCCUGAGUAUGUCCAGGAUCUUGUCCUGGCAGUGUUUUAAGGAGUAGUCCAAACCCUUCUUGGCCCUCCAACCUGACUUACCCAGGAAUUGGGCGACCUUGGGAUCCACUUCAGGGGUCACGCAAGCCAUGUCUGGGACAGUGGGCCUUGGGCAUUCCGCCCUCAGUUUGCUUCUUGUGGCCUUGUCGAGGGGUUUUCUGACCCUAGUCGCAAUAUAAACGGCCACAUGAGUUGUGGGGUACCACUCCGCUGAACGCGGAUUAUGCAAGGUGUCGGGAUCAAAAAGGGGUUCCCCUUGGGGGUCUAAUACAGCGGACUCAUCCGUCUCGCGCUCCGCGUCUAAAGCUGGAGGCGCGGUGUCGCUGCGUUCGGGGGACGAAUUGUCUGAAUUAAUUGGGUCGAUGUCAUCGGACCCAUCUGAUACCUCCUCUGAGUCCGAGUCGGAGUCGGACGGAUCAGAUAGGGCUUUUGCCCUCUUCCAAGUCCGCACCGUUUUUGCCCGGCGGGGGGCUCUUUUACGUGGGAGCACCACGUCAUCAAUUUCAACAGGGCGCAACCUGUCCGUCUUACUGGUUCUGGAGGUAGCACCUGACAGAUGGUGCGAUUUGCACGUAGCCUUGCGGCCACUAGGGACCAUAGGCUUGCUAUCAGUGGAUAUAGGGGGUGCCGAGCCCGGGUUGUGACCGGAUGCCCUAAUAGCAGAGGAAAUAGAGUGGGACAGGGUGUCCGACAUCGCCCCCAUGGCGGUAAAAAUGGCCUGUGUAACAGACCUACUCAUCGUGGCAUCCAGGAGCGCCUGGAACUCCUCUGAGUUCACGUGCUCCUGGGAUGCGUCCCCAACUCCCCCAAUGACAGCAGCGUCUGUAGACAUGGCUGUCUUAUCACGCUUGCUGGGUUUAGUAGAGGUGGGAGGGGGGGUAACUGUCUUUUUAUCAGCAGGGGACUGCAUAGUGAUCAGGAAUGUGCACAGUAACAGUAGAGGGAGGCACUGAAAUAAACCGUCACUAUUGGACAAAAUGCACACUUUCAACACUGCAGAGGUUAAUAAAACCAGCAGUAUAGGGCAAGUGGCUGAGCACUUGAGUUAAAUUUAAGGCAGGCACAGUUAUAAAGAGGCACAAAGUAUUUUUGGCACAUAUAAUAUGGCAGCUUACCGAGUGUUCCCUCAGGAAUGACUCCUGGGGGACACUGGUAAGCUGCCCAACACUUCCCUCACCCAAUCAGCUCGCGCCCCUCCCUGUCAGAGUGGCGCGGACCGCGGGCGAAAAGAGCGGCAAAAUUGCCCUCAGUUAAGAUGGCCGCCGCGAUGCGCGAGUGCGGACCGCGCAUGCGCGAGCGGCAGAAACGGCCGCCAAAGAAACAGCCGCCCGCCCGGCGGCGAAACUGCUCGUUCCGGGCCGGGGGGGGGUGAGGGGGGGUGGGGAGAGGAUGCCUGAGUGACCCCCACCCGGGGAAGUGGAAUGAGGGACGGGUUAUAAACAACCCGAAAACGGCAGUGCAGGAUGGGGCUUGCCUCAGGGAGGAGGCAAGCACCCUGCACUGGGAAACAGAGUAAAACAAACAGUAGUCAAAUACACAUACAAAUUGAAUAUUAGACAAAGAAAAACUGAUAUUUAAAAUGAACAGUAGAAAACAAUAAUAAUAUGAAUCAGGAGAAAACUGAACAACACAAUAUUUGAGGAGCUGAAAAAUAUGUGGUACUUAGCUGAGGCAGCAGCAAAGAAAGAGGAAGUAGUUUACCUCACAUGAAGGGAUAUAGUACAAGGACUGAUCCUAUUGGUUAAUGGAUAUGGAAUGUUAUAUGGUUAACCCUUAAGGGUAUUUGUUUUAUCUUUUUGUUAUUGCUAUAUUAAAAAUAUCAAUAUCCUUUCUUUGCUGCUGAGGAAUAAAGAAAGAGAUAAAGCCUAAUAAGAGCCUCCGUGUCCUUUAAUAAAAUUCAGAGGCUUCUCUAUAAGAAUUCUCUGAUUAGUUAUUUCCCUGUGAAGACAUUUAAUGUCUGUCCUGUGAAAAAAAGGGAGGGUUAGCUAAGGCUGCAGGUCAUAAGAUCUGCAGCCUUUGCUAGCUAUUUUAAGAUAUACCUCAAUGAAUGCAUGCAUGAGAAAUUAAUGCAUGUAUUUAUUGGGGUACAUCUACUAAACAGUGAUUUUUUUAUUCUUUUUUUUUUUUGCCCAUUUGGGCAGUGGAUUGUUACUUUAAGUGUUUGUCUUGUUUACCUAUUGUACAGUGCUACAGAAUAUGAUGGCACCAUAUGAUUAAAAGUAAUUGUAGUGGAUUUCAGAGUAACAGUAACCUUUAAUGUAAAUCCAAUUCUUGCCUCUGAAAUAACACAAACAAGUUUAAAUACUAUGCACCAGUAGGACAGGCCAGCGUGUUCCAUUGGUGACUUCUCCCCUUUUACGUUUUGCACCACAUUUUAGAGCAGAACACAGAUAAAUAUAUCCCCAAUGCAGUUAAAAGCAGGUAAUUUGCAGCACAUCAUUUGGAACAUAUUUUAUUAGCAGGCAAUGUUGUCUGUUUAGGCAUAAAAUAAAGGGAAUGAUACUAGAUAUAUUAAUUCAUUUUCCAUUUAGUGGAUUUUACAUGUUUUAUGCCAACCCUCUUCAUAGUAGGAACUCUAUUAAAAUCCUUCUAUUAUUUGUUCUUUUUUUAAAAGUGAACUGUACAUUAAUGUUUUUUAUAUAUAUAUAUAUAUAUUUAUUUUUGCCAGAAUGGAUCACUAGUACACAGCUACAGAGGAACAGGAGGGAUAUUUGAAGUUUGCUGGAAUGCCAGAGGUGACAAAGUGGGAGCAAGUGCAUCUGAUGGAUCAGUGAGUAUAGCUUAGCAUGCGAUUCAUACUACAUGGCAAUAUAAAUAUAUUACAUGCUUGUAAUCUGUGUGAAUUGGUACAUUGUUAGCACUAUAAACACAACUGACAGAGUAAAGAUGCUACUUUUUGUCUCAUUAUAUUGGUUUAGAGUGCAAGCUUUCAUCACAACUUAGGUUUAUUUUGAGGGUUAAUAUGCUUGCAUUAGAGAUGAAUACAAAGAUCUAUGUGUUCUAUAGCGGACAGUACAUACACAUACAAAGAUCUAUGUGGUCUAUAACUGACAGUACGUACACAUACAAAGAUCUAUGUGUUCUAUAACUGACAGUACGUACACAUACAAAGAUCUAUGUGGUCCAUAACGGACAGUACAUACACAUACAAAGAUCUGUGUGUUCUAUAACGAACAGUACAUACACACACAAAGAUCUAUGUGUUCUAUAAAUGACAGUACAUACACAUACAAAGAUCUAUGUUUUCUAUAACGGACAGUACGUACACAUACAAAGACCUAUGUGUUCUAUAACUGACAGUACAUACACAUACAAAGACCUAUGUGUUCUAUAACUGACAGUACAUAAACAUACAAAGCUCCAUGUGUUCUAUAACGGACAGUACAUACACAUACAAAGCUCCAUGUGUUCUAUAACUAACAGUACAUACACAUACAAAGAUCUAUGUGUUCUAUAACUGACAGUACAUAUACAUACAAAGAUCUAUGCUACGUGUUCUAUAACGGACAGUACAUACACAUACAAAGAUUUAUGCUAUGUGUUCUAUUGCGACAGUACACACACAUACAAUUCUCUAUGUGUUCUAUAACUGUCAGUACAUACACAUCUCUAUUUUAACAUGGCUCAUACAAACAUUAAGGGAAAAUAGAAUAAGAAUUCACUGUGAAAAUAACAGGUGUUGAAGUUCCAUCCAGAUAAAGUAGCAUUGAAGCUGUGUGGAUGGGCAAAAGUUGCUUCAUAAAAGCAAAAUGUGUGAAAAAUGGCACCUUUGCGACUCACAGUAAAAUUGACAAUGUAAGCAUCAAAUAUCAAAAUUAGGCACUAUUAUCAACAUAUACUGCAAAUCAAGGGAAAAGUAACUUUUUACAAACUAAGAGCUUGUUUGUCAAAAAUACGUAACAAGUUUAUUUGUCCCUCUAAAAUAAUUUUUUCGUUAACUUCACUCCAUACCAUCUUAAAAUAGUGGGCUUUAACAUUGAGGAACGUCCUGUAGUUAUAUACAAUAUACAAUACAAAGGUGGACACACACAGGUGAGUAUCUAGGUAAAAAGCCCACUCCCAAAGAGACCUUGAUACCUGGGGUUUUACUCUGUCAGCCGAGGCGAUAUUCAGUUGCCCAGACUGACAGAUGAGCUGUAUGCAGUGCUCAAAGUGGGCUCUAAACAUAGCCUUUUAAAUUAAUUUAAAUAACUUCAUACAGAGGGAGACUUUGCGGCCAUGCUGCUAUCACAAGUACUGUGAAAUAUGGGAAAUUCCUCCUCUGACAACACCUGAAUCCCUUUGAGUAGGGUUAUGGUAAGCUUUGGGGUUAGUGUAAGGUAAGGUUAAUGCUGGGUUAGGGUUAGGGGUAAUUUAGGCUUUCGGUAGGUGUACAGGAAGCAUUAUUGUCAUCAUAGGGUUACGGUUAGGGUUGAUGUAUGGUUUGCGUUAAAUACCAAAAAUGUAUGUGCAUCGUAGGCAUGUGAUGCUUAUAACAAGCAGGACUGAUACACCCAAUAAAACUCAAAAUAGAUUCAUGUAUGGGUGCACUUAAAGAGAAACCCUUAAAUUACACAACAAACAUAUAGCACACAUUGUAGGAUUUGUUUUGGUUUAAAAAAUGGACAGUUGUCUCUGCUCAUAAGGGGUUACUAUGAAGUAAGUAAGGGAGAUAGAUUUUUAUAUAUGUUUGUGUAUUUUGAGAUUAACGCACCUUUUCAGUAUUCCCCGUGGACUCACCAGGCUAUGAAAUGAACAUUCGCUCACUAACAUUUUGGCAGGAUUCUUGGCGUAUGUGAAAACAGACACAAAUUUUAAACAAAUUCAUUAAUAAAAAAAUUAUUUUAAAAAAAUUACCAUGUGCCUGUGUCCAUCACUAUUCUGCUUACAAUGAUUUUUAAUUUUUUUGAAUCAUGUUUAUUUAACCUGAUGUGACUCUGGAGGGUUACAUAAGCUCACUGUGCUUGAGUAACUGGAUACAUUUCGGAAGUCAAGGGGUAACAAAUUGAUUCUUUUUUAUUAAUUCUUUUAUGAAAAAUAGAAAAGAUUAAAACAUAUUAUAGCAAUGUCUCAUCUUAUUACAUAUUCCUUAAUUGCAAUUGUUUUGAUUUUUUUUUUCCUUUUGCUAGGUUUGUGUCCUGGACCUGCGAAAAUAA